AGGAAAGAAAUUAACUUGCAAAAAACACACACACACAUACAAAACCAUAAAGGCCGCCCCACACGUCUCUCCCUUCCCUCCCCGCUCGCCCCUCCCUCCGCGCUCUGAUUUGAAAUGGGAUCCAGCCGCAGCCUUUCGCCGGGGCUUAGUCGCCUCCUGCCCGGCUCGGAUUCGCACCGGCAGCAGGAGCGAGAGGAGAAGCCAGAAGGAAGAAGAGCGCCCAGCUCUUGCGCGCGCCAAGGACUUGGCCUCGCGUUGCACAGCUAAGCCCAGCUGCUGUUGCUGCUGCUGCCUCUGCUGCUGCCGCCUGGCGCAGCCGGCGCAAUAGUCGAGGGCAGCCAGAGAGCUCCUCUGCUCCGGCAAAGCAGAGCGAGCCUACGAGCCGCCGCCGCCGCUUCGUGCUCCGCCUCCCGGCGAGGGCAGGAGAGCCGAGCGACCCCAGAAGGGCCACGGAAGGCGUUCACUCCGUCUCCGGCAGGGACGCGGCGCGCGGGGAGCCUCCGCCUGGGCGGGAGACGAGGCGAUGCUGGGGCGUCCGGCCGAGCUCCGCGGCGCCUGCAGCCGCACUUGCUGCUGCUUCUGGAAAGGCGAGCUGCUCCUGACGCGGGGAGAACCAGGGACAUGCUGCCGAUGCACCUCCGGCCCCGGCCAGGUGAGCUGGCGGGCAGGUUGGGCGGCCAAGCGGGGUUGGUUGGGGGAGCAGGCGGGCGCGCAGCGCGGGGCCACGGAGCCACCCAACGGGAGAGCCGAGCGCAGCCCCUGCAGGAGGACAGCGGGGCGCCGCCCAUGGAGAGCCCCGCCGCGCCGGAGGAAGCACUCCCCAGCUGCCCACCCACCUCGGGACUGCCUGGCGUUGUGCGUCCGGCUGCCCCUCUUUCCUUGGAGGCGGUGCAGGUUGCGAAGGAAGGGGGGGUUCCCCGAUCUCUGCCCGGUACAGCGGGCCUGAGUCCCAGACGCAGCUGAGCUGGGGUGGGCGGCGGGAGGCGCCGGGGAGGGAAGCCGGAGAGAUUCGGGAGGGAUCUCCCAACUUAUUUUCGGAGCGCUGCGGAGGGAGGGGGACUUGCGCGCUCAAGGCGGCAGAGAGCCGCUUGCAAAACAACCGCUGAUGUUUCGGCGCUUCGCGUUAGCAGAGGGGGUGGCGAGGGGAAGCAUCUGCCCAAGGAGCGGCGGGAGCGGAGGCAUUGCUUGUUCUUGUUUCGUUCCCUUCCGGAUUUGCCUGCUUCUGGCGGCGCUUUGGGGCUGCUCGCCGCGCGCCUGCUUAUCACUUGUGGACUUGUCGCUUGGAGACGCCUGGCUCCGGCUGUGCUAACUUUCUCCGCUGAAGUGCAGUGCGCCUGAGUCGGCUUCGGAGCAGACGAAGAGUUCUGCUUGCCGCCGGUGACUCGCCCGGAUGGCUCAUUCAGACAUGCGCGGCGUUCCUCGGAAGCCACGGGCAAGUCACUGCGAAAAAACCGGGAUAUGCCUUCUUAGCCCCGCCGGAGUACUUUUUAAAAGGCAGUGAGCCUUAAGGCUAGAGAGGUAAAGGGAGCAACACUCCCAAGUGAACGACUGCAGACUUCUUUGCCUUUGCAAAAGCAUCAUUUGUCAGACUUCUGAAAUGUCAGUUUGUGCAUCACUUUGGCUAUGGUGCGGAUCCCUCCCCAAGUUUUUAUAAAUAACAUGAAACAAUUUAAAGUGCUUGGUUGUCAGGCUACCGCCUCAUUUUCAGGGACUCUCUUAAUUUUGGACAUCACUGCCCCAUAAGGAGCAUGAUCCCAUAUUCACAACUGCUAGGCACUGUAGAGACUUCUUAGGAUGGAAAACUUAUCAGGGCUGGUUGUGUAUAAACUUUCUGAGCAGUCAUUUAUUUGUAGCGAAGCUGUGCUUUUUUAAAAAGGGGUUAAACUUAAGACUCUGUAAAAGGAAGGUUUUACCUGUGGGUUCUGAGAUCUUUGGAACGCAUACUGGAAAAACGACGAAGUGUUAACAUGAGAAUGGCUAGCUUUUCCUGCUCUGCUGAAAUGCCAGCUAUGGGUUGAUGCAUUUGGUGUGUAACAGCCAAAGUCAUGCAACUUGGGUCUAAGAAACAGUUAUGAUCGUUUAUUUCUGUGAAGGUGCUUCCAGGUAACACUUAAGAUUUCUGUCAGCAUUAUUAAAAUACAUUCUUGUUAACAAAAAAAAAGGGGGGGUAUAUAGAGAGUCUAUUCGGAAAGAAUGUGUUUCUUUACAAGGUUGGAUAGUAUAGAUUCUGAUUGCAGUCAUUUCUGGUUGCAAUGUUCACUGCUUGGAGUAUUCAGUGGGGAAGGUAUUUCUGAUGAAAAGUUAGACAUUUGCACAAAAGGUAUACUCACCCCCCAAUAGCUCAGCUACGUAAAAUUGGACUGCUUGAAAGAACUUCAGCUGUCAUCAUUAGCAGUGACUUGAGGUUUCGGUCUGUUGUCAUACUUUAGAAUUAGACUCACCAAAUGGGAGGUGGGGGGGAAAUCCACUAUAGUAGGGUUACAGUGUAAAUAAGAAGUUUAGAAAUACUAAUCUUAACAUCUGUUUGUAUGCACACAAUGAACUGUUAAAUGAAAUGGUGAAGUGAACUUUCAGUUGAUGUAAUAUGUAGUGUAAUAUUGGGAAAUGUUGGCCAACCCAGCUUCCAUUGAGAUUCGCAAAGCUACCUUUUGCUUUUCUGGGGCCAUGUGCGAAACCAAAGAGCCUCACUCUGAAAACAUCUGUAUUAGAGUAGAGGUUACUGAGGGGCUGGGGAGGGAGGCAAAUGCACAAGCUCCAGCAGAAAUUGUAGAACUGGCAAUGCAAUGAUCAGCAUACCUGUUUCAUUGGGAUGGUUGCUAAGGAAUGAAUUUGGUGUAUGGAUUUAUUUUCAUGAUUUUUAAAACCUGACAAAUUCUGCAUUUUCCGAUCAGUUAAUGCAUCUGGCAUAAUCAACAGCUGUGCCAAACCCAGCGGGGGCAAGCUGUUGCCUAUUGGCCUAUAUUUGGAGAUGUCCUGCUGCCUUGUAUUCUGCCUAUAUUUAGGCUAUAGUUUGAGGAGAUGUUUCCAUGCACCCCAAUACUAAUUUUUUUUUACCAAAGAGUUAAAUGAGACUUGCCUCCCAGUAAAGAUGCUUAGUAUUUAAAAACAGGGAAAUUCUUUGUUUUUAUGCAGUAUGUGUGUGAAAUGGGUCUUAAAAGGGAAUUCAAGAUUGAUCUUUGCUUUUAGACUUUUUCUAGAUCAGCUUUAUUACUGAGUCAAAACAAUCUCAAUAUUUGUUUCACGUGGUACUUUGUGCGUAUGAUGCUAUAAAGCAUCACAAAAUUCACCUUGAGUGCUAACAGUGAAGAAGAAGUGUGAGAGUGAGAAAGAACGUGCUUUCCAAAACUUGAAUUUGGGGAGGAACAAUAGUAACUCAGAUUCAGUUGGAUAUGUGAUUAUUUUCUGCUAACAUGCUGCUGCUUUUAUGCAGUUCUGAUCCACCUAACCAAUAUAUUUGACCUGGUCCUCCCAGCUUGAUCUUCUAUCACAUUAUUUGUCAUGCUUUAUUCCUUACCAUCUACCUGCCCAGGUAUUUUUCCUCCCAUUAAUGUAAGAGUGCUUCUGGAUCAGACCAAAAGUCUUCUAGUUCAGCAUCAUUUCCCCCCCACAGGGGCAACCCAGAUGCCUAUGGGAAGCCCAUAAGAAGGGCAUGGUGGCAUUAGCCCCUGCCUGAUAAUGGAGGUACUAUUUAACCACCGUAGCUUGUGGCCAUUGAUACGUAGAUUUAUCCUGCAUUAAUUUGCCAGCUUCCCUGGAUGACCCUGGGUUCUAGUUUCAUGUUCUUCAUAAUUUUAUACGCCUCUGUUACAUUGCCCCAUAUCUUAUUUUUAUUUGGAACUAAAUAGCCCCAGAUGUUGUAACCUUUCCUCACUGAGUUGUUUCAGUUCCUGCUAAUUCUGAUUGCCCUUUUCUUAGAAUCGCAGAAUUGUAGACCUGAAAGGGACCAUUAGGGUCAUCUAGUCCAACCCCCUGCGAUGCAGGAAUCUUUCACCUAAUGUGGGGAUCAAAUCCACCACCCCUGAGAUUAAGAGUCUCAUGCGCUACCAACUGAGCUAUCCCAGCACUUGCACGUUCAUAUACAGUAUUUAACUCUUCAUCCUUCUGCCUAGGCUUUAUUUCUGCUACUAACCCUCCAUUAGGCAAUCUGAAACAUCUCAUAACAGAUUGCUCAUAUUCCAGUAACUGCAGUUGUUUUGUCUCUUGGGCAACAUGGAAACAGGGCCAGACUUCUUCCAGCAAAGUUGCUAGUACAUAGUUGAGAAGCUGAAAUGAUGGAAGAGGCUGCAACAGCUGUUUGGGGCACUGGGGGUGGAGACAUUCUGAAAACAGUUUGGUUUUGUGGAGCAAACACUUGCAUUAUAAAUAAGAUUGCAUGAUACAUAAUUAUAGCAGUGCCAGAUAUACCCGAUCUUGAUAUUUGGGUAUAAACUGAAGGUUGGGGUAGAAGAUAUUUCAAAUAUUGCUUUGACUGUGCGUCUAUUUGCGUUUUCUUUAAUCCUUUGGCGGUAUUCUUUCCCACAUGUAUUACUGCCAUUCCCCUCCCCAGUCCUUGCUGCUGUUUCCUGGAUUGCUUACAUAGGUGGCUCAGGCAAGUCUGACUGGCUAUGUCAUGUUGUGAUGUCAUCCCAUUUACUACAUGAUCCCUGAUUGGGUUUGUGAUGGUUUCACUGCAGGGAACUGAAGUGGGGUGUGCAAGAAAAUAGCACUCUGAAUGAAAAGGCAAGUGUUUUUUUGCAGGCACUUGUUUUUAUUUUAUUGCUUAAGUCGGGAGCACUUUGACACUCAAAUGGCAUCAGUCACCCCCACACCCCAAAAGAGAGUACAAUAAGAUUACAACUUACACACAUUUAACUUGUGCACAUUCAGUUUUACAUGCUUGACAAAAUGAUAAUAAUAAUAAUAAGAAGAAGAAGAAGAAGAAGAAGAAGAAGAAGAAGAAAUAAUUAAAAGGGGGCAGGUGUCAGGGGGAGGGGCUUUGGCACCCAAUGUGUUUUGACUAUACAUGUUUUUGGCUUUAGGCGUUUUCCCCCAGAAGGUAACUCCCACAUAAAUUGCAGGCUUACUGUAGUUUCAGGGCGACCUUUAGAAAUGAAGGUUCUUUGCUAUGCAUAGUACAGAAUAAUAUAAUUGACAGGGACUCAGUAAACCCCUAGUCCAGUGGUCUUUGGACUGUUCCUAAAAACACUUGUGUUCCUUGGAAGCUUAUUGGGCUUUUUGAUGAGAAGAUCCACUGUGGACAAAAGCUUUCCGCAAUUACUGGCCUCUCGUUGCAAUGCAGUGGUGAUAGUGGGGUAUUGGAGAUGUUCUAGGUCCAUUCUCUGUAUUAGCACAGGGCAACGGGGAUAGUGGACGCCCCACACUCAGUAUCACUCAGAUUCCUCAGCAAGAAGAAAGGAUUCUGUAAAAGUAGAGAAUUUAAAUGGAUCCAGUCCAGUUGUCUGUUCCUAAAGAGUCACUGACAUACCAAACUCCUCCUAAAAACAUAUAAAUGCUGUUUCUACAUUGGUUGAUUUGUUUGUUGAUCUUCUAUCCUGUCCUUCUGCUGCAAAGUGAGCAUAUAAUGGCCAGCAACAUAUAAUAAUACAACAGUCUAAAACAAUGAUUUCUUGUGUUCAGUUUGGGUCUACCUCCCUUCAGUUUAAAUAAUAAUAAUAAUAAUAAUAAUAAUAUUAUACCCCGCCCAUCUGGCUGGGUUUCCCCAGCCACUCUGGGCGGCUUCCAACAAAACACUAAAAUACAAUAACCUAUUAAACAUUAAAAGCUUCCCUAAACAGGGCUGCCUUUAGAUGUCUUCUAAAAGUUUGGUAGUUAUUUUUCUCUUUGACAUCUGGUGGGAGGGCGUUCCACAGGGCGGGUGCCACUACCGAGAAGGCCCUCUGCCUGGUUCCCUGUAACUUGGCUUCUCGCAGCGAGGGAACCGCCAGAAAGCCCUCGGCCUUCAAUUAUUCUCCUUAUCUUACCCCACCCUACACACACACUCUUCAUGUAUCCAAUUUCUUGAGCCUUUUGGCCUAGGAUUUGUCAUCUGAACACAGAUGUGUUCUAGCUGUUUUCUGUUUUCUUUUUCUUCUGUGAGCUGGACAAACAAUUGCAUCUAGUUCAAGCCUAUGGUGCUGUUUCACUCUGCAUAAAACUCUUUCCAGAAAGAGGCCAUAGGUUCCCAAACCACCCAUCUUUACUACAUUACAGCAACUUUCAGACUGGGCUCAGUCCAUUCUGUCUCCCAAUGGGACUUGUAUGUUAACUGGGGAUAAUCAAGCUUGUAUCCUUAAUUUGCAAGAGGCUGUGGGUCUUGCUUUAUUCUCAUAAAAUGGAGCAGAUUAUUGUUUUCCCUUGGACAAUAUAAGCCUGGUCUGUGGAAACCUUCAGGCCACAGGAUGCUGAGCAUCCUGUUCACUUAUUGCACUAUAUUAAAUGUGAAGAGAAGUUGCUAUUCAUUCUGUUUGGGUAUUUCCUUGGCUUCUUUCUAUAUAAUGGCCAAUAGAGAAAUACAGUGGUGCCUCGCAAGACGAAAAGAAUCCGUUCUGGGAGUCUCUUCGUCUAGCGGUUUUUUCGUCUUGCGAAGCAAGCCCAUUGACGGGAUUAGCGGAUUAGCGCUAUUAGCGCUAUUAGCGGCUUUUAGCAGCUUAUCAGCUUAUCGGAUAAGCAGAUAAGCGGCUUAGCGACUUAGAAAAGAGGGGGAAAGGAAAAAAACCCCAGGAACUCGCAAGACAUUUUCGUCUUGCGAAGCAAGCCCAUAGCAGAUUCGUUUUGCGAGGCACCUCCAAAACGGAAAACUCUUUCGUCUAGCGAGUUUUCCGUCUUGCGAGGCAUUCGUCUUGCGGGGCACCACUGUACAAUGAAAAUUCAGAGAAACAACCAACGUUCACAGCAGAUAUGGGGAGCCUGUGAUACACACACCCAAUGUUGUGGGACUCCAACUCCCACCAGCUUUCACCAGCAUGGCUAAUGAUGAGGGAUAAUGGGAGUUGGAGUCCAGCAACUCUUGAAGGUUCACAAGUUCCCAUUCCCUAGUUUAUGGAAUCAAAUUGAGAAUGUGGUUCAAGUGGGUAAAUGCUGAACUUGGCAUUGUCACACAGUUCCUGCAUAAUGAUGUCCAGCUUGCGGCAUAAACCACAAUUAACCAUGCCAUACACUGAUGCUGCUGUUUCUGCUGACUUUAGACUACAUGGCAUGCAUAAGAACUAGUCAUAGUCUAUUAUGAAUUGGGCUUUUCAACUGUCUUGCCAAAGUUUCAUUGUCUGUAGUUGAUUUUUGUGCAUUUCCACCUCUGCACACAUCACAGGGCAACUCCUACGAGGCUGGUGAUGGUCAUUGUCAAUUGGUGUACCAGAAACAGGUCAGACUUUGACGCAAUAAAUGUGAAUUGAGUAGGCAAGUUGAACAUAUAAUGGAGCAAUUAUGCAACCAUGUUGCCACUUGCCAAGGGCUGUAUAGAUCUGAUCAGCUCACAUUAUAUUAUUAUUAUUAUUAUUAUUAUUACUACUACUAUUAAAAAUUGUAUACCGCCGUUCAUCUGUAGAUCUUAGGACAGCUCACAUUCUCAGCAUGCCAGUUUAGUAGUGUGAAUUAGCCCAUGGUCUUCUGACUUGACAUGCCGCUGUUUUUGUCAAUUCAAUAAUACAUGGGGGGGGGAAUCUGUACUAUAUAAUUCUGUGCUGAAUAGUACUUCAGCUCUAGAAUGACAUCUUGACCACUCUGAAUGUGGAAACAUCUUCCAAUGUCAUGUUUAUGAGAGGUUUGAAGCUGUUAAUUAGAUUUUACAACCAACAUGGAGUUGACAAUUGCCUGCCUCUGUCAAAUUCAAACAAAUAUUUCAGGAGCAAAUAGGUUAUUUCAUAAAAAAAACCACCGUAAGUUUUCUUGCCUAGUUAUUACAACCAAAACACAUUUUGCAAAACACAUUUUGAUUGCAGGCUUUUAGUUGGUUGUAAAGGAUACUUAGAGAGUACUUAUUUUGAUAAUGACAGUGAUGUAAUGUGUGAAAAUAGUUUAAACAUCUGUGUAGGGAAGGUAAGCAGAAAAGUAAUUAUUUUGGUAAAAAAUGUUUGAAAGCAAGCAUGCUGCUAUAUGCUUUCGCAAAUAACUGUAAUUUAACAGCUGUAAAUACACAUAAGAAACUGUAAGUUAAAACCAUUUGAGUAAUACCUAUGUUUGCUUCUCUUGGUCUCGAACAAGAAAUUCUACAGACAGGCAUUUUAUCAAAACCGUGAGAGCUGUCUCAACAAGCUCACAAUUUAAUUUUAAAUUCAGCAAAAGUGUACAGCAAAGUACGAUAGUGAUGAUGGGUUGAAGGAAGAAAAAUGAUCUGGCAACUGGGGUUGCAUAACAUAAUGGGGACUCAAUAUUUUGUUUGGAAGAAUAAUCAGGACAAACCUGCUUCCCAGGAAAUGUUUGAGGGGGAAAGAAGUGUGGUCAAAAACAACAAUGAUGGAGAGGCUGAAACUUUAACUCAGUAGUUGGUAAGAAAUGUCAUUCAAAGAAGCAGCCAGCUACUUGAGAGCUAAAAGAGAAAGUAAUUCCUCUUUGUACUCACCAAGGGUAUAUUAAUCAUGCAGAUGCACUCAGUUGCAAAUUCUAUAAAGAAAAAGGUUGAUUUAUACCCUAAAUUCCCUAGGUGGGUAUCACUUCUCAAUAAGAAAUAGUGCCAACGAACUCCAUGAACCUGACAUGGUAACUUUUUGCUUUCCAUAGCAUAGAUAUGUGUUGUCUGUAAAGUCUUAUUGGAUGGUGUCCAAUCAAAUUCCAUAACAGGAGUGAUAUGCAUGCAGGCAAUACUUCUGAAGCAGCCAUGACUCAUUGGGAAAGUCCAGAAAGCAUUUUCAAAGAGGAAAUUCUCUGCUGUUUUCAGUUCACUUGUCACAGUGCAUAUUUGAAAAAAUUAUCAGUCUCCUGCCAGGCCAUAUGUGACAGGCUCCUGAGACUCAAGCCUGGAGCAAGUUCUGAACAUGGGACAUGAAGGAAUCAAGGCUAGGAUUUUAAAAAAGAAAGAAGAAUUAUUAGGAGAAGGCCAACAGAGCAAUAAGGGAUCUUCUUGACAGCAACAGGACAAAACAGGUCAUGUGAUACUUCUGGUAAGCUGUUCUGAGAGCCUAGGGGGUGCUAAAGGCAGAGUAUAAGUGACUUAAAUAAAUUAAUGAAUACUUCCUGCCACCCACAAAAGCUUUUCCUGCUUAGCUUAGCCCUAAUCUCUGGUUUGAGCAGCACAGGAAACUGCUGGUAUGUUUUGUGAAAACUGGCCUCAUCUAAUUGUGUUUUCCAGCACCUCGCCAGGUGCCAGAUGAAAACAUUUUGAGGCCAACUUGUUGUGUUUCCUUGGACUGCUAAUAUACAUUCUGAAUUGUCAAAUGGAAAUGGAAAACUGCUACCUGGAAUUGCCCUUAAAGACUGCAUCAAAGGCUGUAUCCACAUACAUGAUGAAGCCUGAGGUGUUGAGUACCUACUAGGAGAAAAGUGAAACAGAAUAAUAAGGCUACAUUCAUUAAACAGGAGAGGAUACCAACCUCUUAUUCUGGUUUUGGGGGAUGUGAGGGAGGGGGAACGCAUAGCCAUAGACUUGCCAAGGAGUCCUUAUCUAGCGUGUUGCAGAGGCGGUAACUUUUGCUCCCUUUCCAGUAUACAGUGCAAAUCAGCUGGCUAGUAACUUACAAUCAAGUCACUGUGAAGAUCGGGAAACAUAGGUGUGUGCCCAAACCUCAUAUCUCCCAGCUGUUGGCCUUCUCUUGAAGUGCAGAUGACUACAAACCCUGUCCAUUUGAGCUUGAACCAUUCAGUAGGGUUAUAGCUACUGGUUAAAUCCUUGCUGUUGCCCAGGUGCUCUUAAUACCUGGGUAUGAUGUGUUGGCAGCCACUGGAAUAUUUUUCAGUCUAGGCUGGAGGCCAGGAAUUCCCCUCUCCAGUUACCGCUACAUCCAACGUCUCUGGAGUGCUUCAUAGCUCAUAGCUCUCCCAAUGUCUCUUGCCUCCCAAACUCACAGGACCCUGGCUGACCCUGGCUGCUUUUGAGGACUGCACCCAUUAUAGGGACUGGUCGCCAUGCCACAAGAUCAUCUUGGGGCACCCAAGGGGCAAAAUCAUUGUGUGUGGGGGGGUUCUUUUGCUCAAUUUAGUAGGAGCCAGUUUCCCUUCAGGCUUCUCUUGUGGAUGCAGACAAGCCUCAAGCUGCUCCUGUGUGUUCUCCACACAGGAAAACACCAUCUUUCCCACAGGAGCUGGCUUCUCCUCCACUUCCUUCUGCUCCCCCUUUUCCACAGCAGGCUCCCAGGGAGCAGAGAAAUCAAUCAACAGCAGCUCUUGCAUGCUCACUGGCACCUCCAAUUCCUCCUUUUCCACAGCAGGCUCGCAGGGAGUAGAGAAGUCAAUUAGCGGCAGCUCCUCUGCUCCAUCCAGAGUGCGUGCGCGCGCGCACACACACACACACACACACACACACACACACACACACAUGCCUUCAGCUACAGAUUGCAUCUCUUCACAGUCCAAGCCGCUUAGCUGCCCAUCCACACUCUGGAUCUCUCUCUUUCCUUUUAGGUCAGGGGUCGGCAAACUAAGGUCCGCGGGCUGGAUCAGGCCCAAUUGCCUUCAGGAUUUGGCCUGCGGACUGUCUGUGGAUCGGCGUGGGGAUUCUGUACAUUCGGGUGGCACCAUUCCCCCCCCCUGCACAAUUCCAUUCCCCCCCUCUCCCUCACACACACCGCGGUGGCAGCGCCUCCUCCCUCCCUCCUCUUAGCUUCUCCCCACCCUGCCUAGAGGAGGAAGGGGGCUGGGCUGGGCUGGGCUGAGCUGGCUAAGCGUCAUUUUAAGCAGCCCCUAUCUGGAGCCAGCCCUUUUGCACAGCUCAUCUUCCCGCUACCCCCGCCACCACCCUGGUGCUCCUGUGAGCCAGAGAGCGGAGUGGACGAGCUCCCUCUGCCUACCCACGAGAAGCAGUGGUGGCAGCAGCAACCCUUGAGAAGGUAAGCGCUGGGGCUGGGGAGGAGGACUACUUGCCCCCCUCGCCUCUUCUUCCAGCUCCCCCCUCCUGGUGCUGCUUCUCCAGCCCACCACAAGGUCUGAGGGACAGUGGACUGGCCUGCGGCUAAAACUUUUUGCCGACGCCUGUUUUAGGUGCUAUUCAGCUCAGCUCCUAGGUCACUUUUAACCCCUUGUGGCAUCUCAUCAGGCAAGGCUCUCACAUCACAUGGAGUCACACUUUUCUGUCCAUGCAGACUUCUCAUGCACUCUGCAUGCAGCUGCUUCAUUUCAUUGAACAACUGGUUCUGCUGCUCCAUCCACUGCUCAAACAGUUGGCCUCGCUUCAGGGUUAUUUUGCCAAACAUCUGGCUUUGCCGUCCCAUCUGUUGCUGGAGUUGCUGCUGGAGCAUCAACUUGAAAUGCUCCAUGAAUGCCUUUCCUCCCUCCAUCAUGAAUCCAGGCUCACCUUGUCCACAGGGGUUUCCUCCAGGAAACACAAAUCCUACUUUUAACACCAGUGGUACCUGCCAUCUCAAUCUCUGAGCAUUCUUUGAGAUUCCAGGUGUUUUCUGGUGUCUGUGUUUCCUUUUGGAAAUGAGGCACAGUGGAGACUGUGGUGUCUUGAUGAUAUAAGGUUUAUUUACACAUAUAGACAAUCAGAGCCUACAAUGGAGGGUCUCACAGCAUUAACACCCCAAAAGGGUCUUGUUUCUCUCAUAGCUGCAGCCUUGGAUCAAAACAGAAAUCAGCCAUGGCUCUCUGACCCUCUGAUUCAGCCUUUUACAGCCUGCAACAUCACUGCCAAAACCUCAUCCUAAACUCAGCUCUAAAAUUCUACCUCAAAACUCUCCUUUGUCUUUCAAACUAACUGAGUUGAGGGAGGAACCCUUCCCAUUUUCCAUCUGGCAGAGCAUCCCCUCUCUCUGACUUUGCUGAUGGCCCAUUACCUUUACCCAUGUCUGGUAGCCCAUUUUAACAUUCCAAGCAUGCAUUAAAUUCUAAGACCUAUCAGGAAUUUAGAGCAAUCUGGCACCCUAGCACCCACAACACUAUGUUGGUACAGAUGAGGCCUCCUUAUUUAAGACAGCAGCCUGAAAGCAGCAACAUUCCUUCCUUGUGAUGUCUUUCAGUUACAGGAAAGCUAGUAGUGACGUUAAACAGUAAAAAUAAAUAAAUCAGAAGCAGCAGUCAAGUGCACUACCUGGGAUGAGGUGCAGUUGUACUAGCUGUUCUUGUAAUGUUCUUGUGAAAACAGCUGGUAUGGCUGUCUGCACAGUGAGACCAGAAGAUCCCCCCCCCCGCCCCCUUCUGAAUUUAGCCACGCUCUAGCAAUUUUAUUUUUCAUUAACAUUGAACCUACUGUUCUACUAUCACCCCUUAAAUUAAAUCUAAGGUUGUACAGACACUGGUGUCAUUGAAUUAUCAAACCCCCCCAAGGGAACCUGCUCAAGGUAAGUGAUGUUUCUCUUACUGCCCUGUCACAUCACAGGUCCUUCCUAUGUGCUCAUGCCAGAAAGACAUGGCAGCAGAAUCGUAUGCCUGUUUACUCAGAAGUAAGCCUCUCCUUGUUCACUGUGGUUAAGAGAUAUGCAGCUCCCAGUUCACUAUUGCAAUUCAGUUUUGCUAUUGCUGCUGCAGGUGUAAGAAAAAUUGGUCAUAAUUUCUCAUACCGAUAGCUUUGUCACAGCUUCAGAACCCUUUUAAUCAAGGCUUAUCAGUGCAAAAGGAAUCUGUAGCAAAGAUGUGCAGAUAUAUUUACUUAGAAAUGACCUACCAAGAAAAGGUGAGAGCUUCUUGUUAUUGCUUUAUGAACAUAAUGCUAACUUAAUUUCACAAAGCAAAGAUUGCUGUGCUAUGGUUUUCCCCCCUUCUGCUCAGCCACUUCUGGUCUUCAGGAAAAAAACAGAUUCCCAUAGUGUCACUUUUAAUUGAUUCCCAUCGCAUUAGAUCUUGUUGUCAGCCUUUAUAAAGACAGUGUGCAAGGAAUUUUAUCAAAAAUUGACUCAUUGAUUCCUUGAACUGAUGAAAUAAUUGGAACUUGAUAUGUCCAGUGCAGCUUCUUUAUAAUUUUACCUUCCAUUAUAAUAAGAAAAAUCCUCUGGGUCAGAUGACUACGAAUUAUAAUUAUUGCAUUCGCCUAAGUCUUAAAAGCAUGAGAACUGCUAAAAGUAAUCAGUGAAUCUCCAUAAGAAUGAAUUUGCUUUGGAUCAUAUCCAAGCUGUCUUUUAUUUAUAGAACAGCUUUUAUUCCCCAUUUCUGCUCUAGAAAGGAGUUGCUGGUUAUAUACAACCACAAAAAUAAAAACAGGAGCAACUCAUCAUUAGAACCAUCAGCAAAACAAAGCAGGACUAAAAGCAGCAUCAAAACGCCCAAAAGGCAUCAAGAGCACAGAAAGCCAGAGCUAACAAUAGAUAAGAUGAAGCAACAACAGGAUCAAAAGGUUGUUUAAGAAGAAAUGUCUUCAAAGGCUGGCAGAAUGCAAAUAGAAACAAAGUCAACCGAACUUCUUGAGGCAUAGAGUUCUACCUAUGGGGCGCUGCCACAGAAAAAGCCCCCUUGCAUACUGCCACCAAUUUUGCCCUAGAGGGCAGUGGCACACGUGAGAUCCAUCUAGUUCAGCUUUUGGCUUUCAAGUAUCUGGAGUUACUUGGGAUUGAGCCUGGGGCCUUCUGCACACAAAGUUUAUGCUCUUCCACUAAGCUACAAUUUCUCCCAAAGCUUGCAAGCAGGCUGCAGAUAUUAUUGCUCGUCUCUAUAACCUGUUGUCAGAAUUUAGCUAUCAAGGCCACUGGUAGAUUUAUCGUCCAUGAAGCUGUGUGGUCCCCAAUUAAAGCUAUCUACGCUAGUGAUUCGGGAAGUCUUCCAAUUUUUAUGCACGAUUGCUAGGGCUGCACCAUCAUUUGUGUGCUCACCCUAAAGCAACUUGAUCCUUUCUGCUGUGAUUCAGUGCACCCUCUGCUCCAGGAAUAUGUGUGCAAAACUACAACACACAGGAGUUCUUAAAACAUUUAAUUCCUCAGUCUAUUAUAGAAGGAUCCCGUCUAUUAUUGUGAGAUUAUGUUGCCUAUAAGCCGUGAGAGAGCAGUUAGCUUGCCCUUUCUGGAUGGUAAUGCUUCUCCACCACAGCCAAAACAGGACUUUGUAUCUGAGCACUAGCCUGGUAAAGGUGAAGGAAUCCCUGACCAUUAGGUCCAGUUGUGGCUGACUCUGGGGUUGCAGCGCUCAUCUCGCUUUAUUGGGCAAGGGAGCCGGCGUACAGCUUCCGGGUCGUGCGGCCAGCAUGACUAAGCCGCUUCUGGCAAACCAGAGCAGCACACGGAAAUGCCGUUUAUCUUCCCGCCGGAGUGGUACCUAUUUAUCUACUUGCACUUUGACAUGCUUUUGAACUGCUAGGUUGGCAGGAGCAGGGACAGAGCAACGGGAGCUCACCCCAUCACGGGAAUUCGAACCACUGACCUUCUGAUCGGCAAGUCCUAGGCUCUGUGGUUUAACCCACAGCGCCACCCCCGUCCUGUUACUAGCCUGGUAGCCACAGGCAAAAAGGAAUGGCUUUCAAAGAGGGUUAGACAAAUCCAUGCAGGAAAAGGCUAUGAUCUACAUCCAUUGGAGGCAGUUUGCUGGGAAUCACAAGUGGGGAGACUGUUGCUGUUCUCAGGUCUGGCUUGUGGGCUUCCCAGAAGAGGCAUCUGGUUGGCCACUGUGAGAACAGGAUACUGGACUAGGUAGGCCAUUGACCUGAUCCAACAGUCUCUUCUUAUUUUCUUAAUGACAUGCAUGCAAGGGAGCAGAUGGAGGAAAGAGGGAUGAAGGCUCACCAUGGCAACCAAGCAGAUAAGCCCUCUCCUCUGCACCAGCAUAGAAAUGCAGUGGACUGCUGCAAUAAGGACCCAGUUCCCCAUCCCAUCUUCUGCCCCCACAUCCCUGCCAGCUAGUAGUUUUUGAUACACUAGUAACCUUUAAAAGGCUGUGGGAUAGUGAUAGGAUAGGGUCAAAUCAGCACAUGCACACACCCAGUCUGGACCCUUGCAAUUGUUCUAUGACACCUUCCUUUAAUUUGUACUGCCCUCCUUUUUAUCUAGCCCUAAACUCAUCUCUGUUUCUCAUGUCUCAUCCAGGAACUGGGUUACUAAAGGAAAUGGGAAAGGGUGGAUCCUUCAGGAUUUCGUGCAGGAAGUGAAACCCUGCCUUCCCAUUCUUUGCAGCAACUUCUCUCAUACAUGUGUCUCAACCAAGCUUGUGCUUGAUAGUAAAAAGCAACCACCAUGUAUAUACACAUUCGUAUAUUGAUGGGGGACAAUAUGCAUCAGAGUUUUUAAUUGUAGCCCAAAAUUAGUAUUGUGGCUUGGAGGCAAAAAUAAUGGUUUCCAGUUUCUACUAUAAUGCAUUUGGAAGCGGUAGAAUGGAGCAUUUCCUGUUCCAUUAAGUCUGCUGUGGUUUUUACUCCUGCAUCCUGAAAUGCUUUCUAUUUGCAUAUUAUUAUAAGCCCGUAGAUUCUCCUUGAUUGACCUUAUAGGGCAGGGGUAUAAAAACCCAACCAAGCUGAGCAGGUGAAUUCCCCACCCAUCAUCAGCCUUCUGGCUGCUUCUGUAAUUUUUAGGAGUGCCACUUGAUUAAACAAACCUUAGCAUGAGUUUAAGCAACUAAUUGAUUUCCUUGGAUCGGUUUCCAUAUUAGGAACAACAAUGGGGAAAAAAGGAGUUCAGAAAUAAGAAAGCAUCCUUUGAAGCUCUGGGUUAAAAUGCAAUGCAAAAAGACUGAAGGGGAGAGAAACAGAAUAUAGGGCACAACCUUACACUGAAUCAGAUAAUAGGUCCAUCAAGCUCAGUACUGUCUGUUCUGCAUUGACUGGCAGCAGCAGUUCUUUUGAGGUGUUUCCAAGCCCACCCUGGAUAUGCUAGGGACAUGGGACCUUCUACAUGUAAAGCAUGUGCUCUGCCAUUCACCUCUUGCCGCCCCCCCCAAAAAAGAGAGAGUAGUGGGGAGAGAAAGAUAAAAGGAUACUUGUUGGGCCAGGAAAGAACAGAGGGCAUAAAGGUGAGACUGAGCUGCAGGCAAGUGUAGUAAAGGGUGACAAGAAUGGGGGCAAAGAAGCAGCUGCCAUGGGGUGCAUAGAGAAAAAGUGGAUAACUAGGAAACAUGGUGGCAGAGAGGCCUGGGGGAACUGAAAGAGAGUGUGUAGAAAGAGAGUACGUACACAUUAUGGAGUGGAAUGGAAUUCAGAACCUCUGAGAAAAAUUAUAGCAAGCAUGCUUCUUUGCACAGUAAAUAACUGUCUUUGGCAGUUAGUGUGUGUGUGUUUGGUUUGUUUUUGGCAUGAGACCUCUGCGUUUUGUCUCCUUCUUUCAAAAUGGACCCAUUGCCCUGUGAAAACAACCCAGAUCUUGGGUGACAUAGCAUGAAACACCCGCCCACAGUAUUGUUCAGAAUUGUGUUCGCAAUGCUUUCCUAAAUAAUUUGUAUUUUUUGGGACACAUGGAAACAAAUCUAGCUGUGGUAUAAGUAGGCACGCUUUCAUUCCACCAGGGUGGAGUUGAGGCUGGUGUUCCCUGUAAAGUCACGGGAUUAACUUGAGUAUAGACAAUUUUAUAAUAUACUGAUGUGGGAAAUAAGAGACUUGGCUGUUGUGUAAACCAUGAGGGUCUUAAUUCUUGCUCUGGACUAACACUGCUUAUAAACCCCAUUCAACAUUUCAGGUUGUUUUUCUGCUUCUUAGAUAAGACUAAAUGUGUGGAUCUGUUUUUAUAUUUAAAAAAAAUAUUGCUUUUUUUUGUGUGUGUGUGUGUGUGUGUGUACAUGGAUGUGUAGGGGGAAAAAUACUGAAGGCAUUUUUUUUGUUUAACUGGUGAACUCUGUGUUGUUCCAUUACAAUGAUUAGCUAAAGCAUGAAGGGGAGAUGCAUGCCUCCAAAACAGAGGACAUUCUAGAGGGCACGUGCUGGGAAAUUACUGUAGACAAUUACUUUUUCAUGGGUGUCCACUGCCUUUUUACAGAAAGCUCUUUUCCUACCACUAGAUCAAUGUUAAUUGGCCCUGCGUUCUAGCAGAUACAAGUGGUGUGGUUAGGGUGCAGAUGGCGUGGGGUUAUUUAUAGGUCUUUUAAAGUUUUCAUCCUUAAAAGAGGAACUAGCUCUUAAUGUGUUGUUGGGUUUUUUGCAUUAGAAACAAUGAUUUAUAUAUUCUGUUGAGACUUUCACCACAUCCAUACUCACCUGCUUUCUCUCUCUUUUUUGUCCUGCUCUUAGAUCUGCCUUUGAAGAAGAAAUAGACAACCUCCCCUCACCUUUAUUUGCAUGUUCUUCAAAAUUGGUGCAAUAUGGCACAGCGUAGCAUCGCCGUGGGAUUAUUAGCAAUGACUCUCUUAUCCUUGCUGGGUGACAGUUCAGCUUUCCUGCUAAAUCAGCGUCUGAAGGGAAGGUUUCAAAGGGACCGCAGGAAUAUCCGUCCAAACAUCAUCCUUGUCCUCACUGAUGAUCAGGAUGUAGAACUUGGUAAGAGCCAGAGAGGUUUGAUUAACAGUAAGAGGUUUGAUUAACAGUAAUUAAUACACGUGCAAUGGAUUUCACUUUUGCCUACAUCAAUGCAGAAUUUCAUCUAUAGUAGAUCCAUACCUGAGCUAUAACAGCCAAACUUCCAGCCUAUGAACAAACUAUUGCAAAAAGGGUCCGAGUACAAAGGAUCAUCAAACAGUUCCUAAUCCUUUUUUUUUUUUUUUUGUAAGAAAACUGCCAGUAUCAACAAUUAAAUAAAAGUCAUUUGCUCUAUUGUUCAUUAGCAACCAGGUGUUCUGGAGUUGUUUAAGCUGAAACUCAGGUAUACCUGACAUUGCAUGUGACGUGUAUAUUCACUUUGUGCAUGCUUUGUUCAUUUUAGGAUAUGGGUAAUUCACAAAUAUUCAGGGUUAUGUCCCAGGGGUCCACACACAUGUGCAAAAAUGCACAAAGCCAGGAACAUCUGGAGCUGGGCCCACUGCUUACCUGACUUUGGGAACGCAGUGUAAAGGCUCUGGCAGGGUCCUAGAGCCCUCCCACCUCCUCUCCAAAGUCCUGUAAGCAUAUGUUAAAUAAGCAUAAGAUGCGAGUUACCUGUAUCCAACACUCUUAACUACUACACCAUGCUCUCACUAUCCAGUGUUUGCCAUCAUGGGCUAUAAGUCUUGUAAAGAUAAGGGUGGAGUCUACUACUGAUGCAAUUCCAUUGUCUACAAUCAGAGUAGGGCUGUGUGCAGUGUGUCUUUGCUGAGUCAGCUGAUGCACUGUAUGGAACAAUGGAGAAGGAGGGAUGAGCUGCAGUUGUCCUUUUGAUGGCCAAAAUUGAGUUAAUUAUGCCUCUCUUACAGAUAAUAACAUGGAAUCAUAUCACACAACAAACAUACAGACCCCAGCCCCGCACCCAAAUAAAGGGAUAAAUUGGAAGUAGUAGAUGAAGAGAAAAUGUUUUUAAAAAUUAUAUUAAUUAAAAGGUGACCUUGAGGCUCUUCCUCCUUAAUUUUGUUGUGUUCAUUUUAUCUUUUUAAAAAACAUUUUAUUUUUGUUUGCUAAUUUUACAAAGGAAGGAGAAUUAAAAAGAACUGAAGACAAUAAAAUAAUAAAGUAAAAUAAGUAAUCUGUAAGGAAUACUAUUAAUAACACACACACAGUCACCAGUACAUAUACCUGAAGUUAAACAUGCAAGUUAAGCUUUCCAGAUGUCUAGAUAGGUAACCACACAAAACCUGAUAACUAUACGAAAUAUAUAUUUCAAAUGUAGCCAGGGCGGUGAGGUCCUCAGACCAUUGCAUAAUGGAUGGUAGUAUAAGUCUCUUAGCAACCAUAAGGACUUGCAAAACCCACUUUUGUUGUCUGGCUGAUAAUCCAUAUACUAUAGAAAUAUAAUUUAAAAGUACAUGAACAUCUGCAAAUAUCAACCACUUCAGCAAUACAGUGGUACCUCGGGUUACAUACGCUUCUGGUUACACACUCCGCUAACCCAGAAAUAGUGCUUCAGGUUAAGAACUUUGCUUCAGGAUAAGAACAGAAAUCGGGCUCCAGCAGUACGGCAGCAGCAGGAGGCCCCAUUAGCUAAAGUGGUGCUUCAGGUUAAGAACCGUUUCAGGAUAAGAACAGACCUCCAGAACGAAUUAAGUGCUUAACCCGAGGUACCACUGUACAAUACUGAUUUUAAACAAAACAAAACAAAAAAACGCUUCUUGUCUUUUGCAUACCCAAUUUGUAAUUGCUCAAGAAAUACUGAAUUCAAGACUUCACCUUCAUUUCUGAUGCUGAUAGCCCAUUUCACAAGUGGAAGGUGUAACUGUUGAUAACAAAGAUCAAACAAGGCUUUUGGUCUUGCAAUAACAAUUUGGAGCGGUGGUUAAAGUGAUUGGGAUUUUCUUUCCUAAACUAAUAUUUGGGAAGUGGUGUAAGUAACUGAGAUUAGGGGGGGAAAUGGUUUAAUGUCGGGUCAUUCCAUAUUGCAUAGAGGGCUACUUUGUUCCAGUUAAGUUCAUCGUAGACUAUUUCACAUAUGAUGACUACAUGGAGGGAGCGAACAGCAGUAUGUGGACAGUUGAUUGCUCUGGUGUCCCAUGCAUUCAGCUGAAUGUCUGAAUGCUGUAGCACACAGUGAUGGCAAGGGGAUGCCUUGGGCAGUGACCCAUAGCUUGAGAGGUUACAAGCAUGCCCUUAUUUUGAACUAUGAAAUGUUGGAAUUGGUACACAUGGUUUAAAAAGUGGCUGCUAGCUUGAACAUAUAUUUUGUAGCUGACAGUGCAGUUUUCCACAUGCCCAUUGAGUUCAAUUGGAUGUCUAGGUAUACAGUCAUACCUCGGGUUACAGAUGCUUCAGGUGGCGUUUUUUUCAGGUUAUGGACCGCCGAAACCCAGAAGUACCAGAACGGGUUACUUCCAGGUUUCGGUGGUCACGCAUGCGCAGAAAUGCCGAAUUGCAACCCGCGUGUGCGCAGAUGCAACGCUGCGGGUUGCGAACGUGCAUCCCGCACGGAUCCCGUUCGCAACCCGAGUGUCCACUGUACUUGUACAGUAUAGGACCGCAGCACAGCCUGCAAGUGUUGGGAGAUUUCAUUGCUGUUCAUUUUAUGCUGUUGCAGCCUCUAAUGGAUAAGAAAUACAUAUCCUGCUGGUGAGCAUGUUCUUCUGUUUUUCUUUAGGGGUAUUAAAAUAGAAUUUCCAUGUUGCACAACAUAUUUUCGUGGAAGAGAAAUCCAAAGAAGCAACACUCAGCUCCUGCAGCUAUAGGCAUUAACAAAGGAAACAUCAUUUUUAUGAUGCUCCUCAUUUUUUUCAAUUUUUUUUUAAUCACAAAUGACAUUUAGAUGUAUUUUUAAAUUCGUAAAGUGACUAGAACAUCUCUACUGCAGUUGGGGGGGUGGAAGAAUUGCAUCAUGGUUCAAAUUCAGCAAGGUUAGGGAAGGUUUUUAUCUCACCGUUUUGGUGAGAAUGUGGUGUGUUUUAGAGCUAGACAGACCCGUUUCAAUAAUGCAUAUUCCAAAAAGCUGUGCACAUUAUCUCAGUCUCCUGUGACUAAAAUCCAGAGGGUGGUCCUUAAAAAUUUAUCACGAUCUGUUUUAUGCCAGCCUGCUUGUCUCUGAUGCAAUUGUCAAAGUCCUCUGGGCGGUGUACUUCCUUUCUCCAGAUGAUCUGUUGUCUCUCGCCAAUUUCAAGCACAAUGGCCCAUGUGUCCACACACAUUAAGAUCUGGCCAGAGAGAAUGCAUUUCGUGGAGCCAGGGGGUGGUCUUCCUCAGGCCUCAUUAGACGAUCCAUGAGACCACAUAUUAGCUUGAAAUAAGAUUUUUCCUUAAAUCUUGCCUAAAGCUUUAGGCAAAUGUGUCCAACUAGAUCAGUCAGAACGGACGCACUGAGUUAAAGUGUUGUGAUAGAUGCAAUGUGCCCGUUGCAGUUUGUAUCUCUUAUCAAGUGGAAGUGAACUUGGUCUUUGGAAGAGCUUGUUCAUGCUUUGCUGCAGCGAUAGGAAUUAUGAGACAUUAAUGGAGCACAUUCGGAGGGCCAUGUGGUGUGCAGGUGGGGCACAAAUUUAACAAGUGAAUAUGUGCUUGUUCUCAAGCUCCUUAACAAGACUUUGGAAAAUAUUGAGGACUUCAAUGCUCUUAAAAUGUCAGGUUCUAGAUUCUGGAGGCAUCUAAACAUGAAAAGAAAGAAAAAAAUUGCAGAACCAAUGGCUCCUGAAAUGCAGAAAUCCAGACACUUGAGAGAAAUUUGCAUUGUUAUGUGUGAAUAUAAGGGAACUUGUAUACUUUAUUGCAAACUUCAGUGGCUACUAGCCAUGAUGGUUUUGUUCUACCUCCACUGUCAGAGGCAGUUUAUCUGUGGACAUGUAGGUGGGCAGAGUGCUGCUACAAUCACCGUCCUGCUUGUAGGCUUCCCAUAGGCAUUUGGUUGGUCACUGUGAGAGGAGGAUACUGGACUAAAAGGGACAUUAGCCUGAUCUAGCAGAACUCUUCUUAUGUCCUUGUACUGCAAUCCUAAACACAUUUACUAGGAAACAAGACCCACUGAAUUAGGUGGGACUUAAUUAUGAGUAAGCAUGCUUAAAAUUGUACUGAUAUUGAUGUCUAUGAGCUUUGCAUGACAAAAUACAAAGGAGAAGCUGAAAAAAUGUGCAGAAAUGUCAGAAUUACAAAGGCUAUCAAGCAAUAUCUAAUUCACAACAUUUUAAAUUUUUGUGUGCUUUCAAACUGUCUUCAUUUAUUGGUUUCAUUCCCCAGUUAUUCUGGAGAUGAGGACACGCAGUUCUUUCCUAAUGAUAUUUUUAUUUAUUUGAACCAUUUAAAGACCAACAUUCCUCCAAAACCAAGAACAGGGUUGCUUACAAUAAAAUGCUAUUAUCAUAUUGAAACAGUUCUUAAAACCAACAAAUAAAAUAAAAUAGAAUGCGCAGGAAUGAGAAAUAGUUACUUGAAAAUAAGACCCAUUCAUUUAGGUGGGACUUUCUUCCAAAUAAGCAUUAUUAGCCAUGCAGGUUUCAUCCAAGUCUGCUUUCCCUGAAAACAACCUGCUGCCUUUUUGUCUACAUGUCCAUAUCAGUAAAGAACAAUAGGCACCUGUCUCCUUUUUUGGGGGGGGGAGCCUUUUAAAUAGUUGGAGAUUGAUAUCAAAUUCCUUUUAAUCUUUCCUCAUAUUGCAUGCUUUAAAGCUUGGUUGGCCUCCAAUUUGCUAUACCCUUGUUAAAUUAAGGCUACUAAAGAGACCAAUUUCUCCAGCAGUGGCCAGCUCCCAUGCUAUUAUUACUUCCUAUGGGCCAAAGUAGACAUUAAAUUGGAGACGCUUGAAUGAUCUCUUGAUUUUUGUUUAAUAGAAAGCCGCCACUGGAGGCUGCCUGCUUAACCAGAGCUUAACCCUUCCCCAUCUUCAUUUUGUCCUUUCAAAAUUGUCUUUCUCAAGCUGCUUGGGCAGGCAGGCAGGCAGGCAAGAGGGUUAAACUGCCCCUAGCUGAUGCUCUUCUCUUCUCGAUUGCAAUCUCAGAGGCUGCUUCUCAGUGUGUGUGUGUACGCUAGAAAUAAUCAGGCAGUUGCUAUAUAAUACAUUGAUCCUUUGAUAGUGGAAAAAAGAGGUCUGGUAUGCAUGAAAAUUUAUGGACUUAUGUAAUGAUAGGCCACCUGCAUGGUUGAAUUUCUAGCAUCACAAAUUGGCUGCGUUUGGAUAUAAUGCUCAGCCAAACUGUGGUUUACCACAAGGGCACUGGUGGAUAUGGUAAGUGCUUUGUACUUUCCUGUUCCUUUUAGCUUCACGUGGCAAUUAAGACUUGGCUUAGCAUGUGUCAAAAACCCAGAUUUCAUGGUGCUCUCCUCCUGGCUACAAAUCGUGGUUAAAGAGGAAAGAGUUCAAGCACCACCACACAUUUGGAUGACACAUUUAGCUGCUACGGCAAGCUUAGCUAAAAGGAACUGUUGUGGCCGGGGGAAGGGGGUGUAGCCUGUUGACGGACUGAACCCAAAGAGUGCUCAUUCAUGAUACCUCAUCAUCCUGGGGAAAAAGUGACAAGUGGGGUGUCGCGGGGUUCUGUCCUGGGCCUGUUGUUGUUUAAUGUCUUUAUAAAUGACAUGGAUGAAGGAAUUGAGGGGAUGCUCAUCAAAGCUGCUGGUGGGUGGGUAGCUAAUGCUGCAGAAGACAGAAGUGGGCUUCGGGAUGAAUUGGGCCCAAACUAAACAACAUGAAUAUCCACAGGGAAAAAUAUAAGGUUCUGCACUUAGGCAGAAACAACCAGCUGCACAAAUAUAAGAUGGGGGACACCUGGCUUGCCAGAAGUACAUGUGGAAAAGAUCCAGGGCUCUUAGUAGACCACAAGCUUAACAUGAGUCAAUAGUGUGAUGCCGCAGAAAAAAGAGCUAAUGCUGUUCUGUGCUGCAUCCACAGAAGUAUAGUGUCCAGAUCAGGGGAAGUAAUAGUACUGCUCUGUCAGACCACACCUGGAGUAGUCUAGAUGUGUCCAGUUCCAGGUGCCUCAAUUUAAGGAGGAUAUUGACAAGCUGGAAUGUGCCCAGAGGGGUGCGGCCAAGAUGAUCAAGGGUCUGGAAACCAAGCCUUAUGAAGGAGUUGGGCAUGUUUAGCCUGGAAAAGAGGAGGCUAAAAGGGAUCAAGCUUGCUUAGUCCUGCUCUGGAGGGUAGGACUCAAACCAAUGGAUUCAACUUACAAGACGAUAGAAUCCAACUUAAGCACCAGGAAGAACUUUCUGAUGAUAAGAGCUGUUUAAUAGUAGAACGAACUCUCUUGGAAGGUGGUGGACACUCCUUCCUUGGAGGUUUUUAAGCAGAGGUUUUGUUGAGAUUCUUGCAUUACAGAUGGUUAGACUAGAUGACCCUUGGGAUCCCUUCAAACUCUACAGUUCUAUUAUUCUAUGAACAGGGAGGCUAAGCAGGUUCGUGCGGUCCUGGUAAGCCAUAGUUGGCUUACCGUGACAUGCAAACUAGGCCUUUGUAUGGAUACAGGGUUGUUGCUGCUUUAGUAUGAAGUAAAAUAAUGAAGACCUAGUUCUCAGUGGUAAUUCUGGGUUGUACCGCUUGAGAAUGAGUGGUACAAGUGGUUGUACUACUUAAUUCACUUGAGAAUUAAGUUCACAUGAGUUUAACUGCAUGCUCCUUCCUACAAAACAUUCAUUCCACACAAAGCAGUACCAUAUCAGGGAGAAUACUAUGGUGACAUGCUAAUUUUUGAACUAGAGGGAAUAUUUUCUAUGGUUGAUCCUGUAUUCUGAAGCUGUACAGCCCAGUCACAUAUUUACUGUACCAAUGAAAGCUGGACUGGUGUUAGCUUGCAUGAUUACUUCACUUAAUAGCUUUGGCUACUGGGUGCUAGAGUGUUCUUUAUCCUGUAGAUCCCUGAUCAGCAACUCAUUCUGCUGGUGGGAUAUUUUCAAUGAAAGAUGAGCCAGACCUGCACAGCCACCCACCAUGGACAGCUGAAAAGUUCCAAAGCCAGAGCCACCAUAACCUCCAUAGGUUCAUUUGCCUUCUGGCUUAGGAGUUACCAGUUGAUGUUUAAAAAGGACAAGUUAACACUGGAGCAAGUUGUCUACAAUCUUAUUCAGCAGCUCAAUAUGUGGCAUGGAAGAUUAAUGUUUAGUCUUAAUGUGGAGCAAGAAAUGGCAAUUUUUUAAAAACCUGGAUGACAAUAUAUUUACAGAAAAGUUUCAAUUAGAAAGUAUUUAUGACAAGAUUUUUAAUUAAAGUUUCAGAGGCUGAGCUGACUUUGCCACCCGCAGUUACCACUCCCCAAAUUUUACUCACUCAGAGCAUUUGGAUUUAAUUCUAGCUCUUUGGUAAUUGAAGUUGUCAGACUUGGCAUUAAUGGUGUGAUUUCUGACAAUGUGAUACUAGCUGGUGAAAAUUUCAAUAUUGCUUCUGCAAAGGGUUGCUAAAUUAGCAUUGCAACUUUUUGUAAAGGAGCCCAUCUCUGUUGAGAGUUGUAACACACAACCAUUAUUUUUUUUUCUUACAGUGCUGGACAACUUCACAUUUUACUUCUCCCCCCCCCCCCACACUUUAGCUCAGUUGGUAGAGCAUGAGACUCUUCAUCUCAGGGUCAAGGGUUCGAGCCCCACAUUGGGCAAAAAGAUUCAACACAUUCAGUUGAGAUUCCUGCAUUGCAGGGGGUUGGAUGAGAAGACCCUCAGAAUCCCUUCCAACUCUACCAUUCUAUUAUUUAUCUAUGAUUCUAUGAAAUAUUAAAACAUUAUUUUAGUAAGUGAUUGUGCAGGAACACUGCAUGGCAAUAUAUUUUGCAAUGUUACGGAGCAGUUUUCCUUUAUUUGAUGUGUGUGUUUCCCCCAGUCAUUUCUGCAGAUCCCUUGCAAUGUGUGAAAUGCUUUAGUGUCCUCAUAAGUCCAGCCUGAUGAAGCAGGCCAUUAAUGUUCUCAUGUUACAUUUUUGGAGAGGGAGAGACUGAGAGAACUUGAUUUGCCCAAGGCUGUCCUAGGAGUCUCUUGCUGAACUCAAAUUGAACUUUAGUCUCCCAGGCCCAAAUCCAGGCAGUACUGUCUAUUGGACCAUACUUGAUGAGAAAACUGACAAGCUCCUUGUAUGUUAGUCCAGGAGAAUAAAGAGCUCCUGUGUUGAAUUAUCAUACUGAUUGAUUGGUGCUGUUGCAAAGCAUGUCUUUGAUACUGACAGCAUGUGGCAUCAUUGUGUGGAAACAUAGCAGCUGAAUCAUAUAACGAUAGAAUUGUAGAGUUGGAAGGGACUGCAAGGUUCGUCUAAUCCAACCCCUUGCUAUGAAGGAAUCUCAACCAAAUGUGCUGAACGUUUUCUGUGGCCAUGCCAUACCAUAGAAAUAGGUGUUGGCUUAUUGUAGGGUUUAUCAUCUUGGGAUUCUCAACUUUCUUUUUACAGCAAAACCAAACCAUGUUUCUUGCCCGCAGGAGUGGUGCUCAGCAGAAUUUUGCUGUGGAUACUGGCUGGAGGCUUCAGUGCCUUAACUCUUGCCUUUUUCUGGGACUUGCAAUUGCAGAAUAAGCUAUACAAAUCUGUGUAAUGUGCAUCAUGUAGAAUUCCAGUUGCAGGAUACAGUGCAGCAUGUUUUUCAAGUAAGCACCAAACAUACAUAAACACGGAUGCAUUGUUGGUGCAGAAAACUACAAAAUUAACCUCUUUGUGGGCAGGAACGUAUUGUGCUUUCUCUUUUCAGAAGAACUGAAAGGAAGCAAAUAUCCAGUGUUGAUUCACCCAUAAGGAGCCAAGAUACACUGGUCUUCUCUGUAUAUGUCAAACAAAAAAAUUCCAAGAGUUCGGAAUUCUUAGAAAGACUUUAUCUCUGGGUCAACUAAAAAUGUCUGAUCUUACGCCAUGCCCUUUCAACACGAGUUUGCAAACAUAAACAGGGCUUAGUUAUUUGCAAUGGAGACCACCUUCUGAAGAGGAUGCUCACAUUUUCAAAGCAGCAGCAUUACUAAGUAACAUCAGAACCGAAUUGGUGACAGCUUGGAAGCUUUUCCUACUCCAGAGGCAGCUGUUUUGCUUAGAUUACAACGACCGAUUAACACCCAACCAAUGUCCUACAAAAGGAAGGAAUCCGAUUUCUUCCGCCUCUCCAAAGUUUGUGUUGGGAGGCAGUACGAAGUGAAUUUUUGUUGGAUGGCUUGGCGCUGUUGUAAAAUAUUUAAAGCUGGCCUAUUUAAGAUUGCACGGAAGGGGUACCCUGGAUUUUUACCUUCCACUGAUCUGUCACUUCACAUCAGCUCUCAAGCUGUGGAAGUAGAUUAGAUCAUAUGUUUCUGUAUUAAAGACUGUUGAUAUAUAGGGCCUUGUCAUUACAGUGGUUUUAUUAAAGGAGGUUAGUGUCCCCAAGGGGGGAGUUAACAUGUAGUGUUAUUUCUGCACAGAUGCCUCUGCCAUUUAAAGGGGUUGUUUAAAAUUGCGUUUUAAUAGCAGAAUGACAAAACAGUGAUUCGACCUGGGUUUUGAGGGGAGGGAGAGAGGGUUCGCUUCACAAGAUGGAGAGGAAAAAGCUGGUAUCUGUGUCUUCCAAACUGUGUUCAGAGUUACAUUUGGUCCACAAAUGGCCAUGCAUUUUAAAAAAAAAAAAGGGUGGUGAAGAGCGUUAACAUUAGAGGAAAGAAGUAGGAUGUGCAACAAAAUGUUGCAGUGCAUCCCCACACCCUAAAAGGAGUGCACCUGCUUGGGGCUCCAGAGAGCUUUGUCAUGCUCUCCUGGCCUCAUUUUUUUUGGGGGGGGGGGUGCAGUGUCAUCUUCUAUAAUGACUUCCCAUGUUGUGAGAUAUAGCAUUAGAGGGCUGGAUGCCCAAAUCUGAGCAUUUAUAGUUAUCAGGGAGGAUGGAGAUGGAGUUAUAGAGAGUGGGCAAAAGAAAACACCCCUUUUUCAUUCCGUCUUCAUCAAAACAGCCUGAUCUAGUGCAGGGGUGAACAUAAGAAGACCCUACUGGAUUAGGCCCAUGGUCCAUCUCAUCCAGCAUCCUGUUAUCAAAGUGGCCAAUUAGGUGCCUGUGGAUAAACUCUCAGGCAGGAUCCGAGCACAAGAGCACUCUUCCCCAUGCCCAGUGGUUUCAAGGCAGCUGGUGUUGAGAAGCAUUACUGCUUUCGUCCAUGCAGGCAGAGCGCAGCCAUCAUGGCUCGUUGCCAUUGAUAAUUCAGUCAUCUUUUAAAGCCUUCCAGUUUGGUGGCCAUCACUGCCUCCUGUGCAAGUGAUGUCCGUAGUUACCGUAUUUUUCGCUCUAUAGGAUGCACCCAACCAUAGGACGCACCUUGUUUUAGAGGGGGAGAACAAGAAAAAAAAAUUCUCCCCCUCUCUGCACAGCGCCCCUUCAGCAAAGCGGGAGGAGAAACGGAGCCCCUUCCAUUUCUCCUCCCGCUUCGCUGAAGGGGUGCUGCACAUCUCUCCCUCUCCCACAUUGCAUUCGCCUUCAGUGAAGGCAACCCAAAGCCUCCGGAGCGUAGCGGGAAUUCCUGCUGCACUCUGGAGGCUUCAGGCAGCUACCUUGGAAGCCUGGAGAGCAAGAGGGGUCGGUGUGCAGGCUUCAGUGAAGGCAAGCCCGGCUUUCCCCCACUAGCCCCAAAGAGCAGGUCGGCUCCCAGAGCUUGUCGGGGCUGGCAGGGGAAGCCUGGGUCCUCCCCCCCCCCCCAGCCCCAGGGACCACACAUUCGCUCCAUAAGACGCACAGACAUUUCCCCUUAGAUUUUAAGAGGAAAAAAGUGUGUCUUAUGGAGCGAAACAUACGGUAACUAUGUGCUAAAUGAAGAAAUACUUUUUUUAUCUGUCCUGAAUCUUCCAACAUUCAUUCCCAUUGGAUGCCCAUGAAUUCUAGCAUUAUGAGAGAUGGAGAAAAACUUUCCUCUAUCACAUUUUUCCACGCCAUGUGCAUCUUCCUACCCACUUAUUUAUUUGUUCAUCACAUGUAUAAUAUCUCUGUUCUUUCUGCCAUAGGGUGGUUAGCCAAAUAUCCCUACGUAGUGGCAAAAGCUAGCUCUCUUGAUCCACUUUGUAUUAUCCUUUUAGUUUCAUCUACUUUUGGGGGGGUUCGCCUACAGAGUGUAGACUUUAAAGCAUCUUUUGGCUGUCAUCUCUCUCUUAGGGACUAGGUUGUGAUGCCAUUUUACCACAGACUGGCCUAGAGCCACUUAGGUAAUUGAGCACACCUGACCUUUGCUAACUUUGAAUGGCUGAUGGAGAGAUAAAAGGAAAUCCCAGUGCCGUGAGCCAGCUAAAUAUUCUCUAACGUGAGCCUCUUGUCUUGAAAAUACAUUGGUGCAGGCUUUAGUCAAGUUAAAACUCAGCAUGCUGUAGCCUGCGGCUGCUCUCACUGGACACCUUGGUUCAGGGGCUUAAGGGCACACAGGUGUGGGACUGGCAUCCCCCCAAACAUGAAGGCAUCUCUUCAAUGGCAGGAGAAGGUUGAUGGCAACUUGACCUUGUGGCUACUAGAGAGAACUCUGCAUUAAGAGAGGCCUGUUCUGCUUCAGUCUUGCAUAACAAACCUUAUAAUUGCUGCAAAUAUGAUACAGAGCCAUUUUUGUCUGUUCCAAAAUGGCUUAGGAGAGCCCCACUCAAAUGCAAACAUGUCCACCCCUUUAGAAUCUUCCCAUAUCCUGUAAAAGCUCAAGUCUCUCUCUCCCUCCCUCCCCCACUCUGCCCAUUCUUUAAGAAAUUUUGCAUGCUAUUCUAACGAUAGAAACCAUUAUGGGGUGCAUAGAUUUGUGAAAAGCCUUUGAAGGACAAAUUGAAAUCUGAACUACAACUGCUUGUGAGAUAAAUUCCUGAGGGGGCGGCAUUCCCAAGUGGAAAGAGUGACAAUGGCAACCGGUCGGAAUUCUUACAGGGUGUUCCUGUUAAUGUUUGAUCACUUCCUACUAAGAGUACACAUUCCUUUUGUAAUGAAGUAUCGAAACAUAUGGAGCCCAUUUGCUCUGUUCACGAGUAUCAUAAAUUGUGCUACUUGCCCUUCACCAGCAGGUCCCAGGGAGGCUGCAACAAUUUAAAAUUUAAAAUGGUUGAAACAGGUUACAAUCACGGAAAUAGGGUGGGCCCUGAAAAAAAGACACCUCAGGUGUCAAAGGCAAGGGUAAAGAGAUGCAUCUUCAUCAUUCACAGAAGGCUUCAUGGUGAAGAAGCCAGAUGAACCUCUGUGGAGAAGGAAUUCUGCAACAUAGGGGCUGCCACAAAGAAUGCUCUCUCUUGUGAACUUGCAAGCAGAGCUUUUUUUCAGCUGGAAUUUACCGGAACUGAGUUCCGGCACCUCUCUGUGCACCAAAGGCUGAGGUCAGCACGGCAAGUUCUGGCACCUCUUUUUCUAGAAAAAAAAGUCCUGCUUGUGAGUGAGGUGGAACUAUUAAGAUCAGGAGUAAAGAUAAAGGGACCCCUGACCAUUAGGUCUAGUCGUGGACGACUCUGGGGUUGCGGCGCUCAUCUCGCUUUAUUGGCCAAGGGAGCCAGCGUACAGCUUCCGGGUCAUGUGGCCAGCAGGACUAAGCCACUUCUGGCGAAACCAGAGCAGUGCACAGAAACGCCGUUUACCUUCCCGCCAGAGCGGUACCUAUUUAUCUACUUGCACUUUGACGUGUUUUCGAACUGCUAGGUUGGCAGGAGCAGGGAUUGAGCAACGGGAGCUCACCCCAUCGCGGGGAUUCGAACCGCCGACCUUCUAAUCGGCAAGUCCUAGGCUCUGUGGUUUAACCCACAGCGCCACCCGCGUCCCAAGAUCAGGAGUAGGGGCCCUCUUAACACUUGGGAGAGUUAGGUGGGAAGUCAGCCAUCUUUCAGAUAUUUGGGGGGUAACUCGUUUUAAACACUAACUUGAGAAACUUGAAUUGGGUCCGGAAAAGCAUUUUUAAUCCAGUCCACACUGUCUUCCUACCUUCCCCAUUUCCUUGUACUUAACUUAUUUUUAAUUCAUCAUUAGAGAGAGAGAGAUACUAGUAUUUGGAGUGAUCUGUGGAUCAGACUGUGAGUAUUUUUAAAGCAGCCUACAAAACGAGGACUCUUCCCCCCCCCCCCGCCCCCCGUCUAAAGUUUAGCAGGUCUUAAUCAGUUGGAUAAACUUGACAAUACAUAGAAUCCCUGGCAAUUUCAUACCAGUUGGAUGGAAAACACAGAAGUGACAAGCAACAGAAGAGUCACCGUGGCUCCCAUUGGAAGCAAAAUGGAUGCUAAUAACUGAAACUAGUUCAAUAACAAUGAAAAUGGCUGAGAUGAUGAAUAAUUAAAUAAAGUGAAUGGAAUGGCUGGGUAAAGUAGGGAGAGGACUCAAGGACUUAUACUCCAAGAGGAGGCAGUAUCUCACUUAGGGUAUGGAUAAACACUCUACAGUGGUACCUCGGGUUAAGUAGUUAAUUUGUUCCAGAGGUCCGUUCUUAACCUGAAACUGUUCUUAACCUGAAGCACCACUUUAGUUAAUGGGUGGGGCCUGCUGCUGCUGCUGCUGCGCCACCAGAGCACGAUUUCUGUUUUCAUUUUGAAGCGAAGUUCUUAACCCGAGGUACUAUUUCUGGGUUAGUGGAGUCUGUAACCUGAAGCGUAUGUAACCCAAGGUGCCACUAUAUUGCAGUGAUUCCUGUAUUCCUUCCUCCCUGGGGAUGGGGUGCCUGGAAGCAUAAGACUCACCCUCCCUCUCCUUUCAGGUUGCUUGAACAAGACUUGUAUGCUCACUAUUCAUUGUGGUUGCCUUUGCUUGUGGACCCACCUUAUGCAUUUUCUCAUACAUGCUAAAAGUCAAUAAGGUUGUGUGCAGCUUGUUGCUGCAUCAGUGAUUUAAAAACCUAGGAAGCUGCCGUAUAUCAGGUCAGGCUGUUAGUCCCUCUAACCCAGUGUGUGUUUUCUGACUGGCUGAGCUCUCCAGAGUCUUGGGCACAGAUUUUCCCCAUCGCCAGCUACUUGAACCUUCCCCAAGUAAAAGUGGAUUGAAAGUGGUGCCUUCAGCAUGCAAAGCAUUACAGCUGAGUUUUGGCCCUUUCCCUGAUUGCAUUAGAAGAGGAUUAGAACAGAACAUCUCUUGAGUCUUUCCUUAAUCCACUCACAGAGCAAUGAUUAUCAGAACAAAGUGAUAGUUUUGAAGUUCCUUUGCCCCAAAUUGUUUUCUUUGCUGGUUCACUGUGAUACAGAAUUUGUUUUCAUCGUUGUUGUUUUUAAAAAAACCACUGAAAAUUGUUCGGCUUAAAAACAAACACACACACAAAAUGUAGCUAACAAUCUGCCGCAGAGGUAGCAUGAGAGCCAUACUGAGCAGUAGCAGAUUCCUUGAGCAGACCUAGGAUUCUAUAUAUAUACACAGUAUGAGGCAAUUAAGUCCUAAAACUGAAAGGUUAAAAAGAUCUUUUUAAAAAAGUUGAGGGAUUUAAUUCCAAAGCUACUUACACUACUGUGAAGAUGUAACCAGCAGGAGAUAUUUGGCACAGCCUUCUCCGCCCUCGCUGGUUAAAACAACUAUGCUCGUUUUAUCAUAAAGUGCCUUCUUUUGUCUUACGUGCAAUGAAACUUUCUGACAAAAGCAGAGCAAUGAGCUUUCAGCUCUCGAUCUCUUUUUGAUGACACGGUGGUGCUUUUUCUUUCCUCAGGUUCAAUGCAAGUGAUGAAUAAGACAAGGAGGAUCAUGGAACAGGGAGGUGCUCACUUCAUCAAUGCCUUCGUGACAACACCUAUGUGCUGCCCGUCCCGCUCCUCAAUACUCACAGGGAAGUACGUCCACAAUCACAACACCUACACCAACAAUGAAAACUGCUCCUCUCCAUCUUGGCAGGCCCAGCAUGAAAUUCGCACGUUUGCAGUGUACCUCAAUAACACAGGCUAUAGAACAGGUAAGACCAAAAUGGGUGAGCUACUUCCCUGAUAGGUUCUUCAGCCCUAUGGCUCACCCCUGAGGCUAUCAACUUUGGCACUUGAAGGAAUACAAUGCAUAACUUCUCCUAGUCUCUUGUCAUCUGCCCGACAAACCCAGAAUUCAUUUAUGCAGAGAUAGAUCUCCAUUAAACUCAUUGAAUAUCACUAGCGUUGGGAUGAAGAAUAUGACAGAAGAUAUUUUAUGUGUCUUACUAUGAAAUAAGGUGAAAUAGGUACUGGGCACACGAUCAAGGGAGCUGAGUGACAGGUGUGAUCCAUGGCAACAGUCCACCAGCCAGAUGGAUGGCAGAGAAAUUUGGUCUGGUUAGCAUUUUAAUGCCAACCUACCUAACAGACACUUCCUGAAACUAUGUGUGAACCAAAACAUAGCUUUCCUUUGAAAUUCGCACUUCUCUGAAUUUUCUUGUGCAUUCCCCAGGUGUGUACAAAAUGCAUAUAUUAGGGAAGCAUGUGCAAAAAUUAGUGAAAGUAACAUACGAAAGGGGAAAUUGCUUGUAAAAAAUGUGUCUAUUUGGAGAAAUGAGUACUUACGUAAAUGCUGUCAAAAUUUGUAAACCGAUGUGGAAAUGUAUUUAGCUGAAAAUAAGAUGGGGGGGGUGAGAGGAACUGAAAGAAACCAAAAUGGACAGAUUCAUCCAUCAUUACUACCAGAAAGUGCUUCUGCUCAAGUCCUGUUUGAAAGGAGUGAGAAUUGCACAAGAUCAAACGAAUGUUGUUACGCAACUCCUGUUCCUUUCAACGCCCCUUGGGCAGAAUGCUUGUAGAUGGGCAUUUUAGUUUGUUUGUGUGUGGAAAGGGACAGCAUUUGGACUUCUGUCUUGGGAUUCAAACUAUCUUGGGCCGGUCUUGAUUACGUUAAAACAGAGGUGCUAACUCAGAUGGGCUAGAGAUUCAUAUUGUUUGCCCAGCACCUGUCUCUCAUCCAUUCUUUAUUCACUCAUUUUGAUGGUGGAGGAACACAUGGGUUACCUUUAUAAAUAUAAAUAAAUAAAUAAAAUGAAUAGUUAGUAAUAAUCCAGUUCCAUGCUGCCUUUCUUCCUAAUCUUGCCUGCCCAAACAGCACAUCUCUAAUCACCUGUUUCCCCUCCCCUGGGCCUAAACACUACCCUUGCAGAUCCAAAAUCCCUAUCAUUUAAGCCCCUUUCCUCCAUACUGUUGCUUUCUCUCCAAAAUUGUCUUGAAUUUGGUCUACCAAAAUAGCUGCCAACAUCCAUCAUCUCCCUCUAGAGCUCUCUUGUUUUAUUUCCUUUAUGGCAGAGGAAGCUGCAACUGCCACCUGCAUUUUGAACUAUUCCAUUGACGUAGCUUGUCACCAGCAGUACUCUGAAUCCAGGGUUGGUCUACACACAAGAAGAAAACACUAUAAAUAAGUCAGAAAUUAAAUCAUUAUAGCAAAAGAAAAGAAAAACACUAUGGAAAAUCACAUAGAAUUUUUUUUUGCUCUCCAGUGCCAUCUGGUGUUGCAUGUUUGUAGCACCAUUCAGAACACUGUUUUUUAACUAAUGUAGCUGAGCCUCCAGUCUAGUGGUCUCGGAGCCAUUGUUGCACUUCUGCAGCAUUGAGAAUUACAACAUUCAAGGCUUGAGCUAAUGCCCACCACUACUUUGGAGCAAACUCUGGAUCCACAUUUCUGUCUUGCAGGCUGGCAGGAGACCUUGUGAUUAAUGUAGUGUAAUCAUUGCCAUCUUAUGGCAAGUCAAGCGGGUGUGUUUUCAUACCAUUCUUGUGUCUGAAUGCUAUUUUGGGAGGUGAAGAGCAAUAAUUAAUACUUAUGCUCUGUGGAACAAUAGAGUUGCCUGUCUAGACGGAAGCCUUGAGGUGUUACUGCAAUUUAAAAGUUGACUAGUAAACAUAGUAACAUUACUUUCUAGCUUCUCGUGUUGCUUCUACUCAGCAGCCAGACUAGGAACAUGUCUUUGAACAAAUUAGAUAAUUUCCUUGCUUUGUUCUGUUCAGUUAAAGACCCUGAAUUAGUCUGCGAUUGAAUAAAUUGAGGGAAGUGUAGACACCCUAUUACUCUGUAGCUGUUUCCUUUUGUUUUAUUAAUAAGGGCAUUAAUGUUUUGGGGCCUACAAAAUGUGCCACAGACAAAAGUUAACACCUGCUUUUGUCCUUCCUGUGCGUACUGGAUUUGUUGUUGUUUGAUCAUGCCAAUCCCAGCUGUCUGAGCGUUCUGGAGCCAAAUUGUGAAAAACCGUGUCAUGCUCAUGCACAGCUCUGAAUUCCUAGCAUUGAUUCCAGGUGAAUAAGUUCAGGUACAAGUUACGUUGAAUAUGCAGUGAAAACUCCCUGGAUAUUGAGCUGCACCUAGUGAGUGCACCUUGCAGACCAUCGUUUUAAUUUGAAUAUGCUUUUAUCCCUUUGAUUAUGUCAGAGGUGCAAAUGAACUGCACAAAGUGGCUUUUUGCAAACCUUCCUGUGCUGCUUUUGGAGGUUGAGAGAGAGAGGAUCAGCACUGAUUGGGUGAGGGAAGCAGUUUCCAUUGAAUGAAAACUGCUUCCUGCUCCUUGAGCAAGGUGUGUUCCUACCAUCCAUCAGCUGGUGGGGCGUUUGAAACACACCUUGCUCCGGCAAAGAAACAAUUGGGAGACCACCCUCAGCUCCUGAUUGUACCUUUGAAACCCCACCUUUACCCACCCCAUACCUGCUGCCAUGUAUUAUUAUUAUUAUUAUUAUUAUUAUUAUUAUUAUUAUUAAUUUUAAGUUGUUUUAAGCUGUUUUUAAUAUUGUGUAAUAUUUUAAUAUUAAUGUUGUGUUUCACUUGUUGUAACUCGCCCUGGGUAAAGAGUGGGUUGAUGAUGAUGAUGAUGCAGACUAUAUCAAACUUGGCAUGGUGGGCCAAGUUAGGUCUGCAAACUGGUGGUUCCACACCUAGAUUUUGGAACAUAUAAACAAAAUCUAUUACAGUGCUACCUCAGGUUACAUACGCUUCAAGUUACAUACGCUUCAGGUUACAGACUCCGCUAACCCAGACGUAUUACCUCUGGUUAAGUACUUUGCUUCAGGCUGAGAACAGAAAUCGUGCUCCGGCGGCGCGGCAGCAGCAGGAGGCCCCAUUAGCUAAAGUGGUGCUUCAGGUUAAGAACAGUUUCAGGUUAAGUACGGGCCUCUGGAACUUAAGUACUUAACCUGAGGUACCACUGUACAAACCUCAGGCUAAUAAAAAGCAAAACUCAGAAGUACCAAACACCUGAUUAAAAGCACAAUAUCUAUCAUGCAUAGCAUACUACACAAACUGAGCAUCCAAUAGUACAAUAAUGCAAAAAAACCCCUUAUAUCUUAUCGGUUAAAGCAGAAUAAUAACAUGUUUGUACCAUGUCGAAAUGCUCCAAAUAGAGGAUAUUUUGUUAUUGUUGUUUAAAAGGUUAUGAGCUAUCUGUUUCAUUUCUUCUUUCUCCUUCGAUCACUGUAGAGUAAAUAAAGUUCACUGUAAGCUUUUCUGAUUUCUUUUUCUCUGUGGUCCCUGUAGAGCACAGAGUGCAUUUAGGAUUUCAUCAGGGAAUUCUCACGCAGGCAGAAUCAUUCUCAGCAAUGGGCAAUCAUUCUGUCACCACCAGCUUAAAAAACAUCUGCACAGCCACCAAAAAUCAAUGGAUGAUGUCAUUGGACUGCUGUGUUGCACUUAGCUGGAGGAUCAGAAAGCACUCUCUGAAGGCAUGUUUUGCAUUCUUUCAGAGUGGGCCUUCACCACUUCUUUUACUCAUCUCCAGCGUUUGAAACUCCCAUUGUUCUAGGCACGUUUUGCAACAAGGAAUAUCAUUAGCGCAAGCAGUUUCUGAGCUCUGGGUGCAUUGCUGCGCCUAACAUUUCAGAUUAAAACUGCAGAGUGGAAGGAAAGGAGGACCUUUUUCUGCCUUCCCACUUCCAGCCACUCUCUGAAGACUGGAGAAGAGACCCUCUUAAGAAUAUUGGGGGGGGGCAGGCAGGGGAUGCAUGGCUUUGUUUUUUGCAGUCUCCAGAUGAGGAAUAGGCCAUGUGAAAAAUGAACAUAAGAUUCUAGCUGCAGUUUAUUCAUUUUCAGCUUUGAAUUCUUCUUAUAAAAAAAGUGCACAUAGACAUUCUGUUAUUGCGCCCAUAGCCUAGGUCAGGCUUCCUCAACCUCAGCCCUCCAGAUGUUUUGAGACUACAAUUCCCAUCACCCCGACCACUGGUCCUGCUAGCUAGGGAUCAUGGGAGUUGUAAGCCAAAGACAUAUGGAGGGCUGAGGUUGAGGAAGCCUGACCUAGGUUUAAGGUGCCAUUUAGCUCCUAGCUUUCAUAUCUCAGUUUCUAACACUGCUCAUCUCACUUGGGUUUCCACUGCAGCAAGUUUUGUAGUCACUUGGAAAUGGGGAGAGUUGUGGGGAAAGACAUUGUGACUGUUUCUUGCCCCCUGACUCAGACUCCAUUGCCGUCACUUCCUGCUCCACUACUAUCACCAGCUGGUUGAGGUCCAUCUCCCUCCACGGUGGCUCUGCAGGAAGGGUAGUGGAAAGAGCUGCCAGACUACCUUCUCCCUCUCUCACACUCAGGGAUUGAAAGGUGGGGAGCUCUGUCCUCCAUCCCUGAGUGCUAGCCUUCAACCACCCCCUCUGCUUCAUCUCCUUCAUCAACCUCCACUCAAGAAUACUAAACCAUGCCAGAUCCAUGCCAAAUCCUUGCCAGAUCCUGACUAAACCAUGCCAGAUCCUGUUGAAGCUGAGGGGCACACGACAUCUUUUGCAUCUGGCUCUUUCAUCCCACAGCCACCAUUUUGCAUUUAGUUCCAGUCGGUGGGCCUUGAGUUUCUAGUAAACAAACUGUUCUGUAGCUCUCCUCCUUGGUACAGCCCUGGUUAGAGAUCCUGGAAUCCGAUAUUCUGUUCCCUGCCCCACACUGCCUUGUCAUAGUCCUUCUGUGCUGAAUUGUUUUUCAAAAAUUCAGUUCAACCCUCAACUUAGAUUCAUAAUGCUUAAAAAAACUUUGAAUGAACUCCUGCAUGGACUAUUGUCUUUAGCCACUUCUCCUAGCUUUGAACAUUGUAUUUAUUUUUACUUUUCUGUGGUCAGCAUCGCAGCCAGAUCCUAACAAGGAAGCGCUUCUUCCAUCAUAAGUUGUCUUGCAGGUUUUCCAAUUCUGCUUUCCAUUUGCUAUCCCUGGCUCCACCCGAGUGGAUGACUGCAGAUGAAUUUUGUCCACAGUGAUCAUCUUUUAACCUGUUCCUUUAUUUACACUGUGGGGUUUCUUUUCCCGGUAGCAAUAGCAGCAGAGGUUUCGAAAGAGGAAUAAAAUCCAGGCAGAUGCAGAUGUAGCCAGGUUUAAUAUUGCUACUGCUACCAGCAGUGGAGAAAUGCUACUUUGUGUGGUCAGGUGAAUCAGCAUAAAUUGGGUUUUGCCCACACUUUGGAGAAUGGGAGUAAGCAAGCAUAGCAUGUGGACAGCAUUUCAUGUUCUAGACCUGUGGGUGGAUGGGUGUUUGAGAGAGCAAAGCUAUGUGUGUGAUUACAUUUAUAUUCUACCUUUCCUCCAAGGAGCUCAAAAUGGUGCAUGUGGUUCCCCACCUCCCCAUGUUAUCCUCACAGCAACCCUCUGAGGUAGGUUAGGCUGAGAGACAAUGACUGUCCCAAGGUCACCCAGUGAGGUUCAUGGCUGAUUAAGAUGUUGGCCCCUGACGCUGGUCCAACACUCUAACCACUACACCAAAUUGGUAUACAAAUAUGUACCCAUUUGUUACAUUCAUAAAAAUGAAAAAAUAAAAAAUUUGCAACUGGCAAUGUGCUGGACAUGACUGGGAAAAACAGGUUUUGUUGAAGACUAUAGAAUACAGUGGUGCCUCGCAAGACGAAAUUAAUUCGUUCCGCGAGUUUUUCGUCUUGCGGUUUUUUUCGUCUUGCGAAGCACGGUGUCGGAAAAGUUUUGGAAAAGCUUCAAAAAUCACCAAAGUCUUCAAAAACCUCAAAAAAGGCUACCACACUGCGUGCUAUGAGUUGCUCCUCGAAGUCAAGUCACAACUGUAUUAAUGAUUUUAAGAAAAAGGAAACAAACUCGCAAGACAUUUUCAUCUUGCGAAGCAAGCCCAUAGGGAAAAUCGUCUUGUGAAGCAACUCAAAAAACCAAAAACCCUUUCGUUUUGCGAGUUUUCCGUCUUGCGAGGUACCACUGUACUUUGCCAGGACCCCUUCUGCAUUAAUGUUGACUGCUGUCUUUAAAAAAAUGCCUGUGUGAUAAGAGGCAGCCAAAUAUUAAGGCUGUGAGGUCAUAUCUCCAUACAGUGGUACCUCGGGUUAAGUACUUAAUUCGUUCCGGAGGUCCGUUCUUAACCUGAAACUGUUCUUAACCUGAAGCACCACUUUAGCUAAUGGGGCCUCCUGCCGCCGCCACGCUGCUGGAGCACGAUUUCUGUUCUCCUCCUGAAGCAAAGUUCUUAACCUGAGGCAUUAUUUCUGGGUUAGCGGAGUCUGUAACCUGAAACGUAUGUAACCUGAGGUACCGCUGCAUUUGAUAUAUACAAACAGUGAGGAGUUGUUCUUGUGUGCCAAAGGACCCUACCCAUAUAGAGAGGUCCCUGUAUUUUCUUGUGUGCUGCUGGAAGUUGAGCAGGAAAGCAACUUAAGUAAACAUGUCAAGUUAAAAGUUGAAGGUUUAGUCUAUGGAAGAUCUACCACUUGCAGGCUGAGUCAUCAGUGCAUUAAAGCGUGGCCACUCUUGAAUGGGGCGUGGCAAAAGAAGACUGAAGGAGGAAACAAAGGACUCAUUGCAGUGAGGAUUUAUUGGUGUCAAAAAACUGUUUCUGCUAAAGUCUCCUUAUGUAAACAUUUACAAAAGGAAUGAUCUGCUUGGGUUUUUCUUUCUUUCUUGUUGGUUGUAUCUCCUUCCAGGAGAUAGCAUUUAAAAGAAAGUAUGUGACUUGGGAAGAGAGGUCUGUUCCUUGUUCCUGGAGUCAAGAGUAACAUGGUGUUCAAGUGGGAGCAAGGGCAUAGCUGAUAAGGAAGCAGGAUCUUGGCAUGAAGGGAAAGAGGUCAGGGGUCAGUAGGUCAUUAGGGGGCUGGCAAGAUGCUCAUGGGACAGGUUAACUCAGCAGCUUCUUCAGAAUUUCCAACUGGCUUAUUUUAUUUUAUUACUUUAUUUAUUCAUAAAAUUUGUACAUCUCUUGAUUGUAAAGAACCACAAAGUAGUUUAGGUGCAUUAUAUAUCCAUUCCCACAGCAAAAAGCCUUAACAGCCAACAAAAAGAAUCAGUAAUAAAAAUUACAUUGGCAUGUUAACACACUUAGAAUUCAACAACAUAAAUCAUUGGUGUUCUCCAAAUGCAUGGGGAAACAAAAACAGCUUCCGCAUCAUGAAAAACUUGAGAAAGUUGAAAGAUGGUGCCAGGUGGGCCACCCUGGGAAGAGCAUUUCCAUAGUUUGGGAGCUAUUACAAAAAAAAGGCUAGUUCUCUUGUCCCCAGCUCCUGGACCUCCCUCGGGGGUGGCACACCAAGAAGGGCCUCAAAUGGUGAGCUCAGCAUCCUUGUUCAUAUGGGGAAAGACAUCCCUGUAAGUACUGGGUCCCAAGGCUUUGAAGGUCAAAAACAGCACUUUGAACUGGGCCUGAGAACUUUGUUGAGCUUUACUGCAAGGAUUCCUGUUUCCUCCUUGGAUAAGGUCUGGUUAGACUGAUAAUAUGAAGGAUAAUAUGAAAAGGUUAUUUUUAACCUUUUUAGGAAAAGUUGUUAUCUGUACAGUGGUACCUCGGGUUAAGUACUUAAUUUGUUCUGGAGGUCCGUUCUUAACCUGAAACUGUUCUUAACCUGAAGCACCACGUUAGCUAAUGGGGCUUCCUGCUGCCGCCGCGCCACCGGACCACGAGUUGUGUUUUCAUCCUGAAGCAAAGUUCUUAACCUGAGGUACUAUUUCUGGGUUAGCAGAGUGUGUAACCUGAAGCGUAUGUAACCUGAGGUACCACUGUAUUCAUUUUUGUCAGGGCAUGACUGAACCCCCCACCCCAUCCUGGCUUCAGCACAAUGGGGGGCAUUUUAGGAAGAGGGAUGCAAAUAGUUUUUGCCCCACAUACUAGCUGUAGGUUUUAUUUUCCUUACUGCUAUAUGUCACAGAUGCAAGCAUGCAUAAGUUUACUAUAAAAUCAAUUAAGCACAAAAUGCAAUCAAUUAAACACAACGUGUUGUUCCUGUGAAAUACUUUCUAUAGGAUCACAGGUUUUUUUAAGUUCACCAGCCACUGCUAAUGUACCUAGCAGCAGAUAAUAUUGCUAGAAUAAUAUCUGAAUUGUAACCUUUUGCAAAUAAGUGGUUGAUUGUAAAGGGAAGAAAAUUGCUCAGAGUCAAAGAGACAAAAGGGCAAAUAACGGAAGUAUAUUAUCAAAGGUUGCAGAAUAAGUCAGAGCCAGGAAUAGGGACUCUGGUUUCUGAGUCACAGUUCUCUGUGCUGACUCCUAACCACUGAAACCAGAUCUAAUCCCACUGGGACGUCUCUGUUUAUGCUGUAUGCAUUACAGCCGAGGUAAAAAAGAAGGCCUGAAUUCAACAUUGAACCAAGAAAGGGGUGUUUUAUUCUGCAGCAAAUCAUAGAAUCAUAGAAUCAUAGAGUUGGAAUAGACCACAAGGGCCAUCGAGUCCAACCCCCUGCCAAGCAGGAAACACCAUCAGAGCACUCCUGACAUAUGGUUGUCAAGCCUCUGCUUAAAGACCUCCAAAGAAGGAGACUCCACCACACUCCUUGGCAGCAAAUUCCACUGUCGAACAGCUCUUACUGUCAGGAAGUUCUUCCUAAUGUUUAGGUGGAAUCUUCUUUCUUGUAGUUUGGAUCCAUUGCUCCAUGUCCACUUCUCUGGAGCAGCAGAAAACAACCUUUCUCCCUCCUCUAUAUGACAUCCUUUUAUAUAUUUGAACAUGGCUAUCAUAUCACCCCUUAACCUCCUCUUCUCCAGGCUAAACAUGCCCAGCUCCCUUAGCCGUUCCUCAUAAGGCAUCGUUUCCAGGCCUUUGACCAUUUUGGUUGCCCUCCUCUGGACACGUUCCAAAUAGUUCUAGAAUGAUUAUAAAUGAUACCUGGAAGGUAGCUUCUGAAGCAGGCAACAUCAGAAUUGUGCUGAGGGGGUCCUAAUGGCAAGAAUCUAACCUGUACAGCUCAUUUCAUGUGUACACUUGCAAAAAGUGGAACCUACAGGGUGGAAUUCAACAUAGUGCUAUGGGAAAUGUUCCGUCAGCAGAUGGAUUUGUAUUUGCAGAAUAGGAUUUCCCCACCUGUCCUUCAUGCCCCCUAAAUCUGAUCUAGGGGAUCCUACAACCCUCUGGAGAUUUUGGGAGAAUGUGAGGUGCACAUGGGGGAGGGGAAUGGGAAAGUCUGUUGCAGAAAUCCUUGCACUGACGGGAAGCCAUAGCAGAAUGCUAGCCAUUAAUCCAGACUUGCUAUGCAUCCAGACCAAAAAUCUUGUCAUUCUUGUUCAUUGCCUCAUACCUAAUAUUGACAUAUUUUCCAUGCAUGUGUUUCUUCCUUUACAUUCUCUUCCCCCACACCCCAUGCUAAUUUCUAUUUUUCCAGCAUUUUAUAGUAACUAACAAAACAUGCUAGAGAUACCCUCUCUGCAUGGGGGGCGGGGAGUCCCAUCAAAUAAAUUGUUCAGAAAGCAGGUCUCCAAAAUCCAUGGAAAAGAAAUCAAUAACAAUAUCCGAUGGGAAACCCAUUCAAGAAAAGGGGGAUAUGCGGAAUAUAUUAUCAUUCCUUACCCAACAGCAGUAAAUUGCUUCAUUAAAGCCUGACCCUUACCCAGUGAGUGUUAAGAUAAAUGGUUUGACCUUUUGUAGAAAACAAUUGAUCAGAAUGGGAAUUCUCAACUAAUAGCCUAUAUCUUCCUACCGAAAAGUAGCAACAAUAGAUUUAAGUAUCCUCCACUGACUCAGAAUCCUUGGAGAGAGAUCCACUAAAAGCUAUACAGCUGAUUGAUUUGUUGCUAAACUUGAUUUUUACCAAUGAUGUGUAUUGAAACACUUUCGUUAACAUCAUAUAACUGCAUGAAAACUUAAUCUAAAAGCCUUUUUAGAUCUAGUUUGGUUUCUGUCUUUCAUAACCGUAAAUAUGUCAACCAUUCUUCACUGUAAGAAACCAGCUGCUAGCCCUCCACACCUUCAGGUACCCCAUUAACGAUCAGAUUCUUGUGAGGAAUUAACAUGGUUGGUCCCUCAUGUGCCUCAAUAUAUUUGAUGAUGUAUAAUGAAAAAAAGGGAGACAGCCUGGAUGUAUCCAUAUCUAUAAAAAUGAAGCUAAAGAAUCAAUACAAACAUUUAAUGCUCCCUUGCCACACUGCAAACCAUUAUAAGUCUAUUUUAUUUCUCUUCCCCCCUUCUCCCUUUAUUUUUACCUGAAUAUAUCUUUGCUCAGUGUAUUUUUAAAUUGUCUUAAGAGGCUUCUCCUUUCAUUUUUCCUCCAUUGCUAAUGUAUUGUUCUGAAGGGAUGCCAGCACCUGCCUUUAAAGAAUAAUGCUUUCUCAUAUUGAUUUAUCAUUUCAGCCAAGAAGUAAUAUUUAGUUUGGUAUUUGCAAAGAAAUAGGAUUCUUAUCUUGAAGCCAUCAGAACAGUAAAAACCUAAGCAGGGUAUUUGCCCGUUUGUCAAAGGCUUUCUGCAAUCCAUGUUAGAUUUAGAUCUUAUGGAGACUGCAUUACUAAAAUAAAGAAACAGAAAAGGCUUUGUUGCAUUAUUGAACCCAUGACUUUUUCGGAAAGAUGAUAUAAUUCCCUUGAGAAUACGAGCAAUUUAUAGAAGCCUAAGAAUAUACUCUGGCCCUGGUGUAUAUGCCACAUUCCCAGCUUUGAUCUUGUUCUGACAUUAACAUGCGGAACUGCUGUUGAAAAUUUGGAAGGUGGAGCUACACGUUCCAUGUCAUUCUGUGGUGCGUGUUUUUGCCGGAGUUUCUUCUUGCGGCUGUUGCGAAAUGCAGCUGUUGAAGAUACAGUUUGAAGAGGGAAGCUGUCAUAGGAUGAGAGCUGUCAUUUCCCCCACAAAAUAAUCACUGCCAUCCUUCUGAUUUUACCUCUAGUCAGGGGAAAGCUGCAGUUCCUCGUGGUUCCUUUUCUCCACCCCACAGUUUGAGAGCUAUUUUGAGUGGGGGAAAGCCAUUGGGAAAAUAGGAAACCCCUCUCCUCUAGAAUUCAUCUUCCCCUUCAAAUUACUGUUUCAGUGCCAAAUUUGAAUUUUGUAACACAGAAUUAAGAAUCAUGGGGACUGCAUUGGACACACCAUUGUUCUGCACUCACAGUGACCCACUUUGCGUGUAAUGCUAAGCUAAACCAUGGCUUAGCAUGAACCUGUGAGCUCCUGGAAUGGAGAUCAUGGCUGUUGUGCUCCUUCCCCAGUCCUCUUGUUAUGCUACCCAAGACUAAGGCAUGGUUUGGUGUAGCAUGUCAUUUGAACCUGAGCUCUUGGUUUGUCUUGCUCAAGACACAUCAGGAGCUGUAACCAAGGAUUACUCUUGAAUUUACUGCUCACAGUUUGUCUGGAUCAGACAAACCAGGAGCCCCAGGUUCAGACAAGCCAAACCACGGCUUAGCUGCAGGCAGCUUGGCAGCAGGGUGACCAAGGAAGGAGUGCAACUGCUGCCGAGAUCUCCUUUCCAGGAACCUCCACACUAAUGCAUCCACACUAAGCCAAGGGUUAGCUUGGUAUUAUGUAUGAACUGAGCCAGGAGUAACUCAGUGAACUCAGCAAGACCUAGUGGGACAGCAAGGAGAAGGGCCUUUUUGGUUGUGCCCUUUGCUUAUUGGUUGUGCCCUUGGCUGAUUGUGAUUCAUUAGUUGUAUUUGAAAAUUUAUUGUUUGCUGAUGAUGUAUUCAUAAGCGUGGUGCUGUGUUAGCAUGACCUUGGUUGUGUCAGGUUUGGAGGCAAAGCUGGCAAGUUUCAGGGCUUCCUUAUAGAAAGUGUAGAUGUAUAGCAGCUUACUCUGUUUUUUUUUAAAGAAGAGCAGGGUAUUUUAAUGCUAUCAUCAUCACCACAGAGGUGUCUGUGGAGGGGAUAUAUUGAUUGAAAAUGUUUAGCCAACCAGAUUGGUUGUUGGAUUCCUAUUGAGUAUAUUUGGUGACCCAACAUGACAGUGAUGUGGAAUUGAGGACUGGAGUGAUCAUCCUGUCAUACUAUGGCUGUGGACAAAGCUGUAUUGAAUAAAUGUUUUUUUAUUUAAAAAUAAAUGCAAGAACUUAAACAAAACCCUGGUUAAGCAUACUCACCAUUCUCAAUGAACCAUGCCUAUUGCUGUUCCCAAUCUGGAGACAAGAGCGUUCUGGGAACUAACAUGGAACUGGCUCUACAUAUCCUGUUUGGCUUCUCCAAACCUCUUAAUUUCUUUGCAGGAACAACUUUCCUUGAGUAAUAUACCCCCAGGCACUCCCUAGUUACAUUUUGCUCUGUUUUAGUCCUCAAAUUUUGUUUCAUCCCUGUUGCCCUUGCUUCAGCUGCUACUCUAAGCUCCAGGGUUUGAAACGGGAAUGAAAUUUCAACUAAAUCCUGUUCUUCGUGAAUCCCGUGAUCAGUAAAUACCCUUUAGCAUACAUUUAUGGAAAGGAAAGGGAAACUUGGAGCAGUGUUAGGUUUUCAUACCUUAACUCACAGAGAAACAUCAACCAACAUUUAUAAAAACAUAGACGUCUGUGCUUCUUGCCAAAGUUUCUCCAGAAAGAAGCUACUUUAAAAUGUCACGGUAUCUUACAGUUCCUUGUGUCUGAAAGCGACUUCUGGGAGGGUGGAAUGUUUGUGGUCAGAAGAACCAGUCAGACUCUUAAUGGGUGGGAGGCUUCUCUUAAUUGAGUUCAUUAAGACUAUACUGUCUCCUUUGUCUAUUUAUUUAUAAACCCAUGUUUUUCCUAGUGCGUCUUCCAAGUUUAUUGCUAAAUGGAACAAAACCAAUUCUGUUUAUAAAGGUACUUUUUACAUAACGUAAGCUGGGACCUUUCCAAAGUUAAGCAAUCUUGUAAAAUAAAUAAAUAUUGUGGGCAAAAUUAUACAUACAUACAUUUAUUAUUAUUAUUAUUUUAUUUUAAAAAAUAGCCCUGAUGUCUGAAUGUGGCACUGUAAGUUUGUGAAAAAUCUUAUCAGCAGAUACAGAACAUAAUGUAAAGGUUUCUCUGCUCACUGUAGGUAAGAGUCCGCGUAAAUGGAUUACAUUUCCAGGACUCAGAUAAAUUAUAAAUUGUGGAUUUUUAUCCCACUGUUACAUUGGACAGAGCUAACAAAUUUAGAAUGGCAAUAUCAAGCAUAUUAAAUGAAUGAAACAUGCAGCCCAAGGCAUAGCACUCUGCAGAAAUAAUUCACAGCACUGGGGAUCCACAAAGCUUGAACUGGCCUUGGUAGCCAACGACAAUUUGUACUUGCCAACAUUCCUUCUCUGCUGCUGGGGGAAGUGUUAAGGUCUGUGCCAUCUUGCUGAGCCUUGUGGGCAAUGUGAGCCUACAACCUCCAUCCUGAGCACUAAGCUGGGGUUAGCAGGCUUGUCCCUGUCCUGCUGAGCCCUGGAGCCAUUUGGAAACCAGUGAGACAUUUAUAUUGCAUUGUGCUGAGAGCCUCUUCCCUUCUGCAGGCUCUAGAGAUAGGGAGGGUGUUUUGCCAGAUUUAAAAAGGCAUCUGCCAGUAGUCAGCUGAAAAGCAUGUUAGUGGACCUCCAUGCAGAGCCAAAUGUAAUUUUACAUGACUAGCCUAUCAAGAGGUGAAAAGUGUAAGGAUGUUUUGGAUAGUAUCAUGGCACCAGGUGCAAAAUCUGCUUAGCAUUUUGAAACUUAAAAAACAAAAACAAAAACCCACUGUGUACAAGCAGUGGCAGUAUACGGGACAUCAUGCUAACUUGGGCUAAAAUGCUGCUGAAAAGAAUUGCUUUGUUUUGCCAUUUGGAGAUGUUCUGUUCUCCUGUGCCCAACAGCUGCUCCGGCCAGAAGCUUAGAGUUGCGACUCAGUCAUUUAUGGAAUAUUAAUUCUCCAUCUGUAAAAAAUGGUUUUAUUGGGUUUUGGUUUUUGGUAGGAAAGGUUUUAAUUAGUUUUAGAAUGGUUACUUUAGUUUUGUAUUUUAUCUCUUUUUUUUAUCUUGUUGAGUGCUGCUUUGAUGGCUUCAGGCUGUGAAGUGGUUUAUACAUUUGUUAAAUAAAUAAAUGAAUGGCAAGGAGAGGAGCAGGAAUAGUGCCAAAUGCAGCUGUGUUUAGUUGUGAUAUAAUGGCGAGGCACGAAAACCUUCAGAUGGCUGUGUUCCAACCUUUCACUGUGGACAAGGAUCAAUAUCCCAAUCCAUCAUCCCUAGAUACUGAGGCAAGGAGAAGAAAUCUACUCCACUAUUCAAUUACCCACACAUUACUGUGGAUUGCACUUAACUCUCUAAAUAUUGGAAGUGCCUCAGGAAGCAGAGUAACCCGAGAAAGUGCUUGAUUCCACAGUCCUUUCUUGGGAGAGCAUGGCUGUCCAUUUAUUGUUUUACUCCAGUAUUCACCCACCUGAUGCCCUCCAGAUGUUUUAGGCUGCAAUUUCCAUCAGCCAUGGCUGAGACUGAUGAGUGUUGUCAUCUUAAACAUCUGUAGGGCACCAGGUAGGUGAACGCUGCUUGACAUCAUAACACUUCGCAUGCAUUUACUUUGCAUGUUGCUGUUGUUUUAGUCUGGUUGUUGCAGAUGACCUAAUUAAAGGCAAAGGCAGUGUGACUUUAACAGUCACAGUGAUGAACUGGAAUUUGUUAGCACUCUUCUGGCUUUGCAUGAACUUGGAUACAAACUAGCUGUUAGGUACCUGUGCAAAAUUCCUAUGCCUGCCUGUGCAAGGUGAUUGGAAUUCUUGCAUGGUAUUUUAAUGUAUAUUAUCUCUUUGCUGGCUGGCUGGUUUCCUUCUUCCUCUUUGCUGCUGGAAAAAGAAGUUGAGCAUUGUCAUGGAGUGGAUGAGGAGAUCUGCAGCAGCACCAGGAGUGCCAACUUGGCCCCACAACCAUGGGUGCCUGGGGCCGUGGGUGCCAUGAAGCAUGCAUGGCCCUGGCAUCAAAAUUUGAUGGGUGCUCGGGCACCCAGGGCCCCAGGGAGUUGGCACCUAUGAGCAGCACUGAGAGGGCUAGAAGGAAGCUCUCUGCAGUAGCAGCUGUCAGAGCUGAUAGCUGCUGCAGUCACUCUGGGACACUGAACACAUACAAUUACAAAACCAAAGUAUUUUAUUAGGGAGAUUUAAUCAUACAUUGAAAACAAUGUGCAUAAACAGCACAUUGUUGUGUAUAUCUACUAUCUCUUUAGAACUGAGGUGGAAGGAAACCAGUUUUGCUGCUUUGAAGCACCAAGAACGGUGCAGAGUACUGUUUGGUGAUGCACUUGUGACAUCACAAAGCACACACACCCUUCUCUUUGGGGAAAAAUGGUGCUUGGAUAUCUGGAGGCAAGAAUAUGUGGCAUGAAGAUGAAGGGAAGCUAGGCUUGGCAAGCUAUCUGUCUAGCAGGCCCUUGUUUUUAGCUACACCUGUAUGAAUCUUUAUAGACACUACAGCAAUAAAAUAGUAACAUAAAACAUAGUGGAGCAAAGGCUAGUGCAUUCCUUGCUCACUCUUGGCUAAGAUGGGUUUAUUAAGCAGCUCAUAAAAAACCAGGUUUCAAAUGUCUCUUCAACAAUUUCUGAUUUGUUGGUGUUGAUUUCAUGACCUCUUGCCCAUAAUUUUCUGGAGCAGCCCAUUUCUCUCUAAGAAUAAACAAAGAGGACCAAGAGUGGUUUUCUGAUCCCACCUCUUUUGUACAGUUGUAGUAACCAGACCAGAUCUGCAUCUGGCCAAACAGAGUUGGGCAAGUCAUGAAUGAGAUAACUGCCAGGAGUCCAUUCACAUUUAAGGGAGCAGCCCUAACCCAGCUUCUCUGGCAGUAUCAGUAGGUUGGGAGGCAGGAUGAUCAGGCCAGAUGCUGUUGCUUAGGGUUUCAGCCCUAAGUGUCCGGUGGAAAUGGCUGAAAUGUCUGGGCUUGGGCUGACUCAGCCCCUCUCCCUCCCCACUUCUGGAGCACCUUUCUUCAGGGUCUACAUCCUGUAGCUGGAAGGGAGAGUGCCACACCAACAGGAGCUGCCUUAUCUGGGCUCAGAGACCCCCUCCACCUAAUCCAGCUCCCCCACUGACUCAAGUCUGGAGUCAGUGGGUGUUGAAUUACUCUGUAAACACCAGGAAGGACAGGCAGACUAGACAGAAUAUGCCUCCUAAGAGGCUCUGGUCAUUGAAAAGGUGUCACGAGUCAUUUGCUGUGUGGCAGACAGGAUUGUACAGAAUGAAUGCAAUUUACAUGCCCAUCAUCACCUGAAAGGCGAAAAAUGUAACUUUUUUUGGGUAAAGUAUUCCUUCCCAGUUGUUAGGAAGGGAUCCUUAAUCACUUGUUAUAGGUGAGCAAGCCAAUGGCCAUUUGCAGCCCUUGCUGUAAAUUUUCUGGGCAAGCUCGUGAGUCCCUUCCCUAUUCUGUUUUAUGCUUAAUGUACUGUUAGUGCUAAGUAAGUGUUAAAGCAUCUGAUUUAAAAUAAAAUAUUAAAAUAAAAUAUGACUGGAUAGGGAAAAUAUUAUCACUUUGUCUGCAAGAGCUGAAAACUAAAGAGCUCUAUACUAUAGCAUGAUUAUCUCCUAUACAUUUAUAUGUAUUGCUUUCUCCUCACAAUGUCUCCUCUCCCCCUUUUGCUUCCAGCUUUCUUUGGGAAAUACCUGAAUGAAUAUAAUGGUUCCUAUGUGCCUCCUGGCUGGAAGGAAUGGGUUGGAUUGCUCAAGAAUUCUCGUUUUUACAACUACACACUCUGUAGAAAUGGAGUGAAGGAAAAGCACGGAUUUGACUACUCUAGGGUAGGUCUUACUGAUUUAUUUUCAUUUCCCUCCCCUGGCCACAACUGGGGGAACAAUUCGGAUGCUUUAUGAUUUCAGUCUAAUUAAAGUAUUUGUUUCAUAUUUGAAAGCUACUGCUGGUAAUAUAAACUGCAAUCCAUAAACCUGCUCCCUUAGACUGCACAUUAUCGUUUUACUUCUGGAGGGAUGUAUAAUUUAAAAUUUAUUUAGUGACAGCAAGCAGUUCUUAAGCCGGUAAGCACUUCAGUAUGUCCUACCAGCUGGGAAAUGGAUUUGAUCGUAGUUUGACUCAUGUUCUAUUGACUGGUGUUCCCUGCUUUAAUUAACACAGAGAGACAUACUCUUGAUCUGCUGCAUGCAUGUGAUUAAUUCUCUUUAUUGCAAAAUUGCUGUUUCCAUGGUGGUGGUAUGCAGAUUUUGAGGGAGUCCUAAAUCUGUCAGUAGUCCACAAACUCAGUUAGUGUUUGUCUGCAGUGUUAUGAAACGGAGAUCAGAGGUUCAGGUUCUGUUAUUCUAAUUAGAAAUAUGUUGGGUGGGUGGGUUGGGGGAAGCGAACGAGUAACUUUAAAAACACCUGAUUUUUUAAAAUAUUCCUAUAGGGUUAGCUUCCAUUAUUUACAGAAAAGGAUACAGUGGAAUAAAGAUAUUUGACACCUGCUUUUUAUCCAACUAGUCAGAACUAAAGCAGUUAAUAAACUUGAAUUUAAAUCAGGGUUGUUAAAAGGUAUGCUUCUGAAUCUAAAAUAUCUGAUUAAGGGCAAGGCAACUGCCUUUUAAUGCAUAAUUCAUUUCAAAGAUUUUUCAGUCACAUCGCAGCAGAGUGUGACAAAGAGACAGAAUUCGGGAUCUAGCAUUUCUUCUUCCCACGUUCCUUCUCACAAAGGCACAGUAUAUGUUUUAAAUGAAUUACUCACAACUAUCUCUGAGCCUUGUGUUGUCCAUCUGUGAAAUGGAAAUCUUUCCAAAAAUUGUUUUCACUGCAGGUAAAUAAAUAUGAUGAUGUCUGAGUUUGAGAUUAGGUGGUAAGAUAGGAAUGAGGCACAUACUCAGACCAAGAUGUUUUGUGCAUCUAAUUGGGCUUUCAGCAGCUGCGUGGUUAAAUUGCUGUGCAUAAUAACAAGAAGUAUCUGUAUCAGCACCAUGCUUGAUGUGACUAAGUGUCCAAAAGUGGAACCCCUUGCUAUCUUCUCCAAAUACGUCUUUUCAUUAAGUGUAUUUCCUACUACCAGUGCAAUAACAUGACUUUUGAGAGAUUAGUUUAAUGAACCUUCAUUUUGGUAGCAGCAAGUAUAUUUCUGUUUCCAAAAAUAUCUUCCCCGCUGGCAGUAGAAUUAGCAACCCAUUGGUUGCCCUUUUUGUAAUCUCAGGUGUCUGAGUGCCAAGUGACGUGUAAUCAAAAUAUAACGCAACAUUCGUGUUCACUGACCGUCUCUGUCAAGCAAGUCUCUCCAGCAUUUUAUCACCAUUACAUUUAAGAAUACUUGUUCCAUAUAAUACACACACACACACACAGGAAUGUCUCAGAUUAGUUUGAUUCAAUUCAGGGCUCAACAAAUAACAGUAAGACUGGCCCUCCCAUUAGGCAGAGUGAGGUGGCCACCUCAGCCGGGUGCUGGGCAAGGCCAAAUUUAGUUUGAUGAGGCCCUAAGCUACUAAAGGUAAUAGGGCCCUUUAUAUGUCCAGCUGUCAUUUGUCAACAACAAAUUGUUGCUGUUUUUUGUGUUGAAUAUAUGCUAUAUCAUAAUUUAUAGACCUAAUGGGUAUCUAAAGUCAUUUGCACAUAACAAAAUAUGUAUUUUAUCAAAGUAAUUGUUGAACUGAAAUACAAUUAAGAAGUAUAUUAAUAGUGAAAUAAUUAUUAAGCUCUAACUUAAAAUGAUUUUUUAUUCAUAACAAACUUAAUAAUGCAAACACAUUGGCAUUUGGCAAUAACAAAAGUUCAUUUAGAAACACAAUUUACAAAGACUCAUAAUUUUUUGGGGGGGGGACCAAGAGAGUGGGGCCCUAAGCUAUAGCUUGUUUAGCUUAUACGUAAAUCCAGCACUGGUGCUGGAAGUUGGGGAGCAGCAAAGUUCUGGAAGGACAGAGCUGUCUGAUUCUUUUUUAGGGGGAAGUCUUGAUUCUUAUGGGAUUUGGUUGGCACUGUGGGUUAAACCACAGAGCCUAGGGCUUGCCGAUCAGAAGGUCGGCGGUUCGAAUCCCCACAACGGGGUGAGCCCCUGUUGUUCGGUCCCUGCUCCUGCCAACCUAGCAGUUCAAAAGCAUGUCAAAGUGCAAGUAGAUAAAUAGGUACCACUCCAGCGGGAAGGUAAAUGGCGUUUCCGUGCACUGCUCUGGUUUCGCCAGAAGCAGCUUAGUCAUGCUGGCCACAUGACCUGGAAGCUGUACGCCGGCUCCCUCGGCCAGUAUAGCGAGAUGAGCGCCGCAACCCCAGAGUUGUCCACGACUGGACCUAAUGGUCAGGGGUCCCUUUACCUUUACCUUUACUUGACUCUUAUAGUGGAAUUGAAAUGCUUUAAAUGGAGGUGUGGAUGUGAGCUUGGUAACACUAUAGGGAAUUGUAAAAAACAAAUUAAAAAAGCAUGUUUAAAAACAUACCAGCCCUUUACAUUUCCAAUUAUUAAAAAAGUGAAUAAAUCAGGAUUUCUCUUCCCACCUCUAAAAUGAUUGCAGUGUCCCCUCUAGGCUCAUUGAUUACUUUUGAUGUCAUUUUGCUGAUUUUUCUUCUCUUCCUCACUCUUUUCAGGAUUAUCUGACUGACUUGAUCACCAAUGACAGUAUUAGCUUCUUCCGAAUCUCAAAGAAGAUGUAUCCUCACAGGCCAGUUUUGAUGGUUCUCAGCCAUGCAGCUCCUCACGGUCCUGAAGACUCAGCCCCUCAGUAUUCUCAUCUCUUUCCCAAUGCUUCUCAGCACAUGUAAGGAAAAGGCAACAAAGCACCAAACCAAUUAUCUGCAUUUCCAAGCAAAGGCAUAGCAUUCCUGGGAAAUCAUUUCUGGAUCAUUUGUGCUUUGGCAUAAGUUUAUCGCAGGUAGCAGAAAUGGAACAGCUUGGCGCUUUUCAAUUUAUAACUUGUAGAAAUCUACACAAUAAAAUGAACAAUCCCGUCAUUUUCCAUUUGCAAAUUUAUACAAAUUUAUUCCUUUUUGGGAAAGGCUUUGUAAAGAGAGUAAGGGGAGAAGAGAGAAUGGAACUUGGGUAAAUAAAUAUGAUGAGGUCUGAGUUUGAGAUCAGGUGGUAGGAUAAGAAUGAGGCACAUACUCAGACCCUAUGCACAAUUACCUGGGUUCAUGUGAACUCAGUGGGACUUAUUUUUGAGCAGACACACAUAAGAUUUGUCCAUCAGGUGCUUUACCUUCACAUGUUUGAGCUUUUCUCCAGAACCUUGAAAACUAGGGACAUGUGGUUGCACAAUAUUACACCCUUUUAGUCUAGGUUUCUUGAUCCAAUCCCACAUCUCUUCUCCUCUGUACCCUGCUAACACAGAAAAACCAAAAUGAGUGGUGUGAAAUCAUAUCACCCCUUUCCUUCACUUGACUUCAUUGGAUGCCCCUUACUGAAGGUGUGUAAGAGGGUGUGGUCAAGUUAUGACCUCCUCUGAACAUUUCAUUUCUCUACAUGUUGUACCAGGGAGAAGAGGAAGAGUAGACAUGGAGUUGUCCCUUGUAGUGGCAACCACAUGUCUCUCUUAUUAUCUAAUCUUGCCCUCCACAAGGUCUUUCUGCUCCUUUAAACUUAGUUGUAUGUUGAUGAUAUGCAACACAAACUUAGCUUAUAUGUUAAGAGCUUCUUUUAUGCACUGCUCUGUGUGCCUCUGCUGUGUGAAGAAAUCAAGGGAGCGGGGAUGUGGGACAGAGCCUUCUUUGCAGUGGCACCCAAACUGUGGAAUCCCCUCCCUGGCUUGUCUCUCUCUGUGUGUGUUGAGGAUUUUAAAUCAAAAGGCAGGUAAUAAAUGCUCUGUAAAUGCAGAAUAGAAAUGCCAAUAUAGACCCAAUAGCAGUCACUGAAAAAAUUGACUUUGGUAGGAGAGAGGAAAUAGUUUUCAGUAAGUAAUCCUGAGUCUUCUCCAGCAUAUGCAAAACAAUCACUUUUGGAUAUAUAAAAAAUAGGCUUGCAUUUUAUUUUAUACCUGCAGGUUCAUAUCACCAACAUGUAUCAUUCUUUGCUUCAGCUGCUUAAUAGGCAUUUAUCCAUGAUUGUUGCAUAGUGGGUUUUUUUUUCCAGAGACAACCACUACUGUUGUUUCUGUAAGCAUUUUAUUCUCUCUCUCUCUCUCUCUCUCUCUCUCUCUCUCCAAGGUCAAAUACAAUCAGGAUUUGUAGUGCAGCCCCCACCUCCAACUUCUGAAUGAAUUUGAAGUGGUUAUUUUUGUUCAGUUUCCAGAAUUGUUGUGCUUUGUGUAUUUGGCCGUAAGACGGACAAAUCUGUUAAGUAUAAGAGGGUUACGUUUGUAGUAAUCAAAGAAGAUUGUGGACGUUGAGUGGAUUAAGCAGCAGGAGGUGUCAGAUGAGCCAGGAAAUCACAAAGCAUACUGGAAAAGGAAUUUGCCAAGCAUUUUAGAUUCGUUCAGGGCAUUACAUAGCAACAGUUUCCAUAACCAUCAGCAUUUUCAAAGCAGCAAUGUCAUUAUCCUGCCACAAUAACAUUCUGAAAUCAGAGAGAACAUUAACAAUGUGGAGAGAAUAAUAAGCAACCUCUCCUCCCUGGAAGAAAAAUACUCUCUUCCCCAUCACAAAGCACUUUUUGGACUGCAGCCUUGAUAUCAAAGCUUCCCACUUGUUAAAACACAAUGCAAUUCACUUUAGCAUGUCUUUCACACACACACACUCAGCACAUGGGGCAACCCUGAAUAUGAAUAAUGUUACGGUAAGAGCGCAGUCUUACAAUAGGAGUUGUGCUCCCCUCUCGCAGCAUGUUCACAACAGCCUCACCUGCCAGCUUCAUUCUGCACAGACCCACAAGUACACGCUAAAUAUGUGUUCGUAAUUAUGGAUAAUACUGCUCAAGCUAACUUCCCAAGGCCAUAAAUACAGCACCACUGCAAAACUCUGCUGAUUAAUUUUAAAAAACCACAAAGAAACUGGAGCCUGAAAUACAGAAGCCCUUGCUCUGUUGACUAGGCAAGGGCAGAAGGCCAGGUAUUUACACUAUACCCUGCCAAUCCAGAGGCUGAAGUCUGGUUGCCAGUGACUGGUGCCAAUGAUGCACAUGCCUAUUCCCUCUUUGCACCUAAAGAAGGCUUUGAGGUCUGAGUUACAGUAGGAGUUGUGUAGCUCACUAAGAUGUAGGACCCAUUCUCUGGUCAAGGGACCCCCAGUUUGAAGCCCAAAGCCCUUGCCUAUCUGACCAGACCAAUCUCCAAGAUUGUUCAGAACCAGACUCUGGAGCUAGUUUGCUGUUUCAGAUACCCUAGCUUUUUGCUGUUGUCAAGUGGGAUGGGAAUUCCCUUUUACAGCUCCCGGGGUAGGAAGAUCCCUACCUCAAGGCUACUUGUUCAAGCAAAGGAAAUUGUAAUAGCACCAUCCAGCUUUUUUUCUUUUUAAAGACUAGUAUAGAGUAGAACAUCAUUUUAAAAGCUGGCUAUUGGACUGAAGUUAUAAUAAGCAUUUUAAUGCCCAUAGUUUCCUGCUAAAUGCUCAGGUAGUCAAGCUUAAAUUCACCACAGAUGCUAAAUAACAUAGUAGAGACUCUCCAGCAAUCUGGAUAGUUAUUGUUAAGGAACCUGCGUGAGCCACAAUCAUCCGUGCAGAAUGAAAUUGGAAUAGCUAUGUCAUUCUCAUGCUCCCCAGUUAGAAUGUUAGCUGCCUAAUGCUAAGCUGCUACAGUUGAAAUAUAUUCUCAUUUACUCUGAAUGAUACUUGCUAUUUCAAUAGGCUUCAGUUUGAGCAGAGCAAUUUUCCCGUUCCCGGCUUUUAGAUAAAUCAUAAAAGAGAUUUAUAAUGUUUCGCUGUCUACCACGGAGAAUGUAAUCCUACCAUGGAGGGUUAUUCCCAACAGGGAAAAUUGCCACCCCUGUGUGCCUCAAACAUGCUUAAAGAUAGUAGAAGCUGCAGUGGUAAGGUUCAUUUGCACAUCCAUUUUCAGGGAAUUAACUGUAUUUGCAUUAACUUGGGUGUGGCAAGAUAGCAGCUGGGCUCUUUAGCUUGGACCCUGACUUCUUCCAUUCAGAAUUCCAUUCACAAAACGAGGCCUUAUUGCCUUCACUCUGCAGUCACUUGGGCUCCUUAAAGGUUGGGGGCACCCUUAGGAACAGUAUGGCAUACGGUGUAAAAAGCUGUGGAUGGAGAGGGACCAUCUUUUAAGAUUUGCCUCCUGGCUUCUAAAACUUUCCUGUACUCAACGCUAAGUAAACAGAAGCCCCCAAACCUACUUUUGAAAGUGGAAGCUGCUGUUCUCAGGAUGCUGAAAUUGUCAGGACAGAACGCUCAAUGCAAUGGAUAGAAUUCAACAUCAUGUUCUUCCAGUCCCAUCUGUGCAAGCAUUCCAGUUUACCAGAUGGCACGAUACCCUUCUCCUCUCCCUCAUGCGCCAUUCUGGGGCUUCUCCCAACCCCCAGAGCCAAUUUUUGGGGGUGCAAGGGGGGGAGACAGGGGGAAUCCUAUUGCACAAAUGGAAGUCUUUGUAUGGGUCUUCUGCUAGUGGGACUGGUUAGAUGAAUCCUGCCCUAUGUUUGUGUGGAACUUGUGUAGAAACCCAGAAUACACAUUUUAGGGUGGGUGGCAUGCCAUGUUUAUUUUACUGGCAGUUAAUUGUUUCUCUCUCUUUCUCUCUCUCUCUAGCACACCCAGUUAUAAUUAUGCUCCAAACCCAGACAAGCACUGGAUAAUGAGGUAUACUGGCCCCAUGAAACCUAUUCACAUGGAAUUCACCAAUAUGCUACAGCAGAAGCGCCUUCAGACUCUCAUGUCUGUGGAUGACUCUAUGGAGGCGGUAAGAUUUAUUGCAGGCUUCCUCAACAUCGGCCCUCCAAGUUCCCCAAGUCCUGCAUAUGCGCCCUACUUUUCUAUCCUAUCCAAAACACGAGUUUAAGUGUUGCCAAUAUAAGCACAGAUGCACUUCAUCACAGGGCCUCAACUUCCCCAUUUGGUUUAUAAGGUUUGAAUUGCUCUGGGCAGAAUGGUAGCACCAAGUCUCCAUCCCAACUUCUCUUCUUGGAUGUUAAGAGGGAGCCCAUUUGGUAGGUAGUUUCGUCUCCCUUGAAAGUUCAGGAGUGGAAACUCAGGAGAGGGCAUACUCUGACAUUGCCUUAGCUGUGGAAUUCCCUCCCCGCAGAGGUGUGUCCAGCGGCGUAGCGUGGGUUGUCAGCACCCGGGGCAAGGCAAGUAAUUUGCGCCCCCUAACCUGGGGCAAGGCAAUUAAUUUGCGCCCCUUAACCCCUAACCUGCCGCCGCUGCCAGCUUCUUCUUGCUGCUGCCUGGUCUGGUCUGGUGUGGUUCUCUCCCGCGCUCAGCGCUGCGCUGGGCGGCCGCUGCACUGUCCCUCCCCCAGAUAGUCCCUCGCUCUCUCUCCGCACCGCACGCCUGGCACCCACCCCCUCCACAGUGGGCGGCGACCCAGCGGCUCGGAUCGGAUUCGCACAGCCAGCACUGCAGUGAGAGAGAGUGAGUGAGCCAGGUAGGGGCAGAGAGCUGCGAGUGCGAGCGCGCCCCCCCCAGAUGUUGCGCCCGGUGCGGCCGGCCCCCCCUACACCCCCCACGCUACGCCACUGGGUGUGUCUGCCAUUUUCAUUGUAUAGCUUUCAUCGUGUUGAAGAUGCAUCUCUUUAGCUGCUUUUUUGCACCUUAGGACUCACCCUAUUCUUCUGACUGUGAAUUGUACUAAGUUAUUUUAACGUUAUUUAUCUAGGUGUUGUUUUUUAAUGUGUUUAUAUGCUGCUUUCUUGGCACCGGUUUAGAACAAAUUAGAAUCACAAGUAGAGUGGGUCCCAAUGUAUCCCAGAUUUCAAAGGUGCAUCUUCAGCUGUGCAGUGAAGGUGCUGGGUGCACCUCUGUGUGGAAGGAAUUCCAUAAUUAGGGGGCUGCCUCUGAGAAUACUGUCUCCUGGGUCAUGUCCCCCACCAAGCCACUGAGGGUAGCAGAACUACCAAGAGGGGGCCCCCAGCUGACCCCCAAGAGGGUCUGCAGAGAAAGAGGUGGUCUUGUGGUUCAGGGCAGGUAAGAAACCCAUUUUAUAAUAAUGAUAUGCUAUAAAAUAUUCCAAAUAGCAAAACAUCCUAAGUUGCCUGCUAUAGUUGCAAACAGUGCAUAAAGGGAAAAUUGUACCAAAAGCUUGGGCUUUCUGUCUUCAAUAGUUCUCUGUUAAGUAAUAUGUACUUAACAUACCACCGUUUUUCCUGGUCAGUGUGAUGUGCCGGAAAUGUGCAGACAAUGCUUAGGCCAGAUGCCCAUGUCAGCCAUAAGUUUCUUGAGUAGGAAAUGAAUGUAAAAUAAAUGGACUCAAAUCCCCCUUUUUGUGGGUGAUGGUCCUACCAUGACAACUGAGCCAAGCAAUAUCCAUAGUCUGCAAGAAUAUGUGGCAAACUUGGCACACUUUUUAUGGGGCAAACUUUUGUAAAUAGCUCUGUGAUAGACCACAUGUGGUCUCAGGUUCAGUCACUGGUAUGUGCAGUUAAAAAGAGCAUGGGUUGGAUGUCUAGGGAGGACUCUGCCUGCUGCAGAUUUGGAGGAGGAUCCGAAGCUUUGUGUGAGAAAGGUCCCAGAUUUAUUCCCUGUCAUUGCCACAGAGAAGACCCCUGUUUGGAAACACUAGAGGGUUCCUGUACACAGCACUAUUUUCAGAAGAUAGUAUUGUAGAUAGUACUGAGCUCGGUUGACCAAUGGUCUGGCUUGUCAUAACAAAGCCUGCUAUGAUCCACCAUCAGGUUGCUUCAUAGGUCCAGUUAUCUUCUAUAACACACCUCUUAUUGGCAUCUUGUUUGCCCUUAAGCCUGUGAUAUGAGAACAAAGUAAAAUGAACUGUUCCAUCAAGGCCGGAUCAAGACAUUUUGGCACCUCAGGCAGACCCCAAAAUGGCGCCCUUCACCACACCAGGGAAUAAGGAGUGAGGGAAGAUCUACAUCAGGAACAAAGGAGGGAAUAAAAACCAACAUUGGGAUCUGCUGCCCCUGUGGAUCCUGCCGCCUGAGGUGAUCGUCUCACUUUGCCUCAAGGGUGGGCCGGCUAGUUGUGCUUCUGUGCUCUGGCAAUAUUCAUCCUGACUGGCACCUUCUGUGAAAAUUGAUGGGCUUGUUUUCAAGCCUGCAAAGCUGCCAGUCUAACAUGGAGGCAAAACAGUUUAUUGCUGCUUAUCUCCCAGCAUUCCUGCAUUUUGUUUGUGAUUUAAGUAUAAUGCAGGCACCCUGAGAAGACAAGGUUAAGAUUAUAGGUAGGCCCUGCAUCAGCCUGUUUGUGAUUAUGGUGAUUACUAUUACUGCUGAUUGGUGGUUUGCUCUGGGAAGAUAUAAUCUCUCUCAAGUGCUACUACAUACGCUUGGGGAGGCUUGCCAUCAGUGUUGCAGCUUGCUCAAAUUGAUGGCUUGCUUUAUUUUUAACUUCAAGUCAGCAAGCUGGGAUUGAAAUUGUAAUUAUAAAGAGGCUCAAUGAAUUUUAAAAUGCAUUCAGCUAGUCAAGCCUAACCUUAUGCUUUGUCACAAGUGCAUUCCAAAAAUAGUUGUGGCUUGACCUGCUUUUCUAAAACAAACAAGGAGGUAUCUGGGUCAUCAUAAUACGUCUCGGUUUCCCCUCUCUAUUUCCCAUAGACAGACUGUGCUUGAAGGAAAGCAACUUUGGAGGAAGAUGUGUUAACACAGGGUACACAAAACUCCAUAAAAUUCGGGACCGUAGAUGGGGUGGCUUUAACCCUUUACUUCCCCUGCAGUACUUCUACUGUGGUUAUUGCCUUAACUGCUCAUGGUUUGCUGAGAGCAAAACAAAUCAUGGUGCCUAGUUUUGAUGUAAAGCUAAGCCCAGCUAUUGUGGUUUAUUUUCUCCCAAUUCAAGCCAGGAGGAGUGGGGAGGAACCAAGCAGCUGCUCAUGCCCAGUAAACAAUGGUUUGUGACAAUGUAACUUGCAAAUAUGGCCAAACUAUAUGUCAUGAUUUCUGACUCAUUGCAGUUCCAAAAUUUGAUUUCAGAUCAUUCAUGUUGCCUUUUCAAAAAACAAAUGCAGUCGCUAUCUCAGUAGGGCCACAGUAGUUUCAUGUUUGUUUUUAUUUAUUUUUAUUCCGCCCCCCCUUCUCUUCAGCUGAAAGGGAGCAGCUUGCACAAAAAGCCAAUAUAUACAUUCACCAAGCUUUUCAUUGCCCUUGUGUCUAUAUACAAGAUUAUUGUGUAAUACCAUACUGUUUUGUUCAAUCCAAAAUGUUCUGCUUCUCUUUCAUUUCAGAUUUACAAUGCAUUGGUUGAAACAGGUGAACUGGAUAACACAUAUGUAAUAUAUACGGCAGACCACGGCUAUCAUAUAGGGCAAUUUGGGCUGGUGAAAGGAAAAUCCAUGCCCUAUGAAUUUGACAUCAGAGUCCCCUUCUAUAUCCGCGGUCCAAAUGUGGAGGCUGGAUCCUUGUAAGUUCAUGGGGCUUUGUGGCAUUGGAGUAAUUAAGAGAAUCCUGCUCUGGUUGGUUCUGUAUGGCCUUUUGUAAGAUGCUCUGAGGUUGGCUUAGUUUCAGCAGUAAAUCUCAUCAAUCUUUUUUCUCCUCACCACCCUCUGCACAUCUGUUUACAGAUAAUUUUAAAUGCAAACUCUUAAAUGUCUUUUUUUUUAAUGAUAAGGAAAAAAGCAAAAAAUAAAAAGAGGGAAGAGACAGGGAUCAUCUUUCUCCAAAACAUUCAUGGAGCAAAGUAUGUUUCUCUAAGGUUUUGCUCAUCUCUUUGGGGGAAAGGACUUGAUUUCUCAUAACCAGUUGUGUUCCUCUCUCCAUCAAACUCUUUCUUUUAGUGCAGGAUGAAGAGCAAAUUUACAGUGUCAAUUUUUAUUCCUGCAUACAAUUAUGUGCUGUUAAGGUGUGAUGUCUAACAUUGCCCAAGCAGUCUUCAAUCAUGCAGUGAGGCCUUCCCUUCCUCUGCAGCCCCCCUGCUCCAAAUUCAGAGCAGCUUUUGGGUGGAGGAGACAGGAGAGAGGAAAGGAAGGGGAAGUCCUGUUGUAGGAGUGGAAGUCUGUUCCGCUCAUGGAUGCAUAUCACCCAAAGUAUUUGCAUUUCAGUGGAAUUAUCUGUAUCAAGGCUAAAGGUGCAGCCAAAACACCCCCAAUCCCAGAUCCAUUCCCAAUGUCUUCCUAGCACUAGGCAGCUCACAUACAUGCUACCUCUUGCACUGAGAAAGGGGGAAUUUAGACUCAUGUGAAAUUCUGUAUGAUCUUCUGAAGAAAUGCAAAGUCAUUUCCUUUUGUUUAACUUUGACGGUGCAGUCUGUGAGGCUUCCAAAUAAUAACAUUGCGUAAUGUUCACAGCCUAAGUGCAUAGCUGUCAUUAGAGGUUAAUUAAAUAAUAACAAUGGAAUCACUGUUAAGAAAAUGAAUGCAAUAUUUUCUAUAUGUUCCUCUUCCCUUGCAAAAAAAGAAAAGAAAAGAAAAUAUGACUCAUCUCCUUGGUUUACCCUUUGUCAGUGACAGACAAGAGUACAGAGUGUGACUGUUAAUUAAAAUUGUAACUUUGAUCAGCUAAGAAAUUAUGUAAAUAUACCUUCUAAGUAAUUAUUUUAAUAGCAAAUAUUUGCACCAAAGCAAUUAUUUUGGACACAGUGCCACAAUAUGCGUUCUUUAAUGUAUACCACUAUGUAUAUAUUAGCAUAAUUAGUUCUUGUACUUUUCCACCCAUAAUACUUUCCUCCUUUUAAUAUAGAAAAAGUAAUGCAAGCCAACAACAAUAUUGCGAACAUAGCAAAGCAGCAACAAUCCCAUUUUAAAAUAAUAAAAAAGAAUAUUCACUGGGUUUUGAAUUUAAAUGAAUUUCAACCAUCGAAGCAGAAAAAGGGAAGAAUUCUUUCGUUCUGAAAAAAAACCCCACUGGUAUUUCCAGUGCUGCAGGACAGCUAAAAGAGAACCCUACAAAACAAACAUGGGCAACCUGAAGAAUCAGGUGAUGUUAUAAACUCUGUGCUAUAAGGAGAUUAUCAGAAGUGGUCUGCAAUGACGUAUUUCAACAAUUAUAUGAUUAAUGCAGUGAGAGCUGAGAUAUUCCUACCUAUAUCAGGAACAGACUUUGCUCUUUCAAAUUUCAACAACACCCUCUGCAAGGCAAAAAUUCGGCACCCUGCACCUCUCGCCUUGCAUUUUGCUCAAUUCACUGUGCCAUAAUUGCGACACCCUGCAGCGCCCCCUGGGCUUGGCACCCAGUGUGGCAGAACCAGUUGCACUGCCAUAAAUCAGCCACUGCCUGUAGGCUUCCCAGGACAAUUUUGUCAUCUUUUGCAAAGCACACAGUAGGUUUGAAGGAUGUGCAUAUAUAUCCAAGCAGCUCUUGUCUCCCACAACUCAUCCUUCCCUGUGGUUUCACACCCUUCCCUGUCUACAAUGAGCUAUGCAUAGGAACAUAGGAAACUGCCUUAUAUCAAGUCAGAUCAUUGGUUUACCUGUCUCUGUAUGGUUGACACCAAGUGGCAGUAGCUGUCUAGGGUUUCGGGCAAAAGUCUUUCCCAGCCCUACCUAGAGACAUUGGGGAUGGAUAACUGAUCCUUUUGUACACAAAGCAAGCGCUCUUCCACUGAGCCCCUCCUGGCUAGAGUUGCACCCACUUUUUGUAGUCGCUCAGUUUCUUGUAACUCUUCCAUUUCUGUUUAGUGCACAAGCACCAGGCAAAAACGCAGGGAGUUGCUAUCUUGGCAUGCCCGUAGCCAGUGCUUUUUUUCUAAAAAAAUAUAUGUUUAGGGGUACUCUCAUUUUCCUACCCAUAUUGAAAUACUGCCCCUCAAUGAGGCCAAACUUAGAUUCACAAAAUGUUUAGGGGUAUGCCUACCCCUGCAUCCCCCCCCCCAGAAAAAAAACACUGCCCCUAGCCCUGAAAGCAAGCUGUUCUUCAUAGCUUCUUUUUAGAUCCUGAAACACCCCAUCAUUUUAAAUCGCCAGCCAAUUAUGUUGUGCGGGAGCCUCCUCGUUCAGGGCCUUCUGAGUGUCAAAACCGAUUUCUAAAGACUCAGUAAGUCAGAGCUUAUCCCCAUAGAGAAACUGGUUCACGCACACUCCAAAAGGUGAUGUAUGAACUGUAAAAUUGGUACAAACAUGGCAUUUCUGUUUCCAUAAGGAGGGAAACGCCCACUUCAGUAUCAGCUUUGCUAAUGUGAGCUGCACCUUCUAUUUUUCAUAUAAACUAAUCAUUGGCUGUCCCCGCUUAUCAACCCUGAUUUAAUAGCAGUUGCUGUAGUGAGGUCUCAUUACCAUAGGUUCAUUACUUUUACCCUGAUGCGCUACACUGCAUUAACUAGUAAUUAAAAUUAAGCUGCACUUGUCAAGCAGAUGAACAAAUGUAUUAUCUUCAGUUCUUGUCAUUGUUUGUUUGCUUUCAAAUCCAGUAAUUCACAAGCGGUCUCAUUCAUUGCUGCAAAUUAGAAUGCUGCUGCCUUGCUGUGCUGUGUUUCUGAGCUGGAAAUCUGCGCAGAAGCAGAAAACUAUCCAUAUGGCUCCGUCUUUGAACUGUAAUUUCUCCUUGUAAAUUAUGGCAAGUGUGUUCUUGUCCUCAAAGAUCCAUAUAAUUUUUGUUUGUUUGUUUUUAAUGCUUAGUUUCUUUAUUUGUUCUUCUGCUUGUAUUGUUUUUGUAAGUACCUUAAUUGGAGCUAGUAUUAGUUAUUGAUUUAAGGACUGAGCUAUGAAUCAGGCCCUGGUUUUGAACUUUGAUUCUGCUGUGAACUCAGCUAGGUGGCAUGAAACAAGGCACCCAUGUUCUUUCAACCCCAAGCCCUUUGCCUCCCCCAAUUUGCAGUAUGGAUAUGAUAACACUGAGCUACCCUACAGGAUGGAUUUGAGGAAUAUAGGAUAAUGUAUGUAAAGUGUAGCACUCUCAGAUGAAAAAAAUAAAUGCCAUAAUGUAUUAUUUUUGUGAUGACCAACCAGUGGUUUUUGACAAAUAAGUCUGCUGGCUAAAAAUGCAAACAAACAAACAACCCCCAAAACAAACAAGGGCCAGAAGAGGGCAAUUUAUACUGCCUUGAGUUCCUUGGAAGAAAGGCGGUACAUAUAUCUAAUAAUAAAAAAUGUAGAAGUAAAUAGUAUUCCUAAAUAAUUUCCCAAAGUGGUAAAGGCAUGGAUCCUGAGGAAAGCCACCCUCUUUGUGAGUAUUAGAUUCACUCAUUGGUCAGCAGUUUGAAUCCCCAUGACGGGGUGAGCUCCCAUUGCUCGUUCCCUGCUCCUGCCCACCUAGCAGUUCGAAAGCAAGUCAAGUGCAAGUAGAUAAAUAGGUACCGCUCCGGCAAGAAGGUAAACUUCUGCUGCUGUGGUUCGCCAGAAGUGGCUUAGUCAUGCUGGCCACAUGACCCGGAAGCUGUCUGCAGACAAACGCCAGCUCCCUCGGCCUAUAGAGCAAGAUGAGUGCACAACCCCAGAGUCGUCCGUAACUGGACCUAAUGGUCAGGGGUACCUUUACCUUUUACCAUUGCUUAGAAGGUAUUGUUAAGGAGAGUUUAUAAGUGCAUGUGCAGAAUGCCAUGACGAAGUAAGCAUACCAUUGGAAUAUCCACUUAAAUCCCCACCCUUAAUGACAAGGAGAUAAAGUGUGAAUCUCACAGGUUUGGAGAAACUGGUGAGGAAGCUAUGGCCUUAUAUGAGCGUUAAGGAAUGCUCAAACUUAGUGAUUUGUUAAGAACUGAAUAAGCACAACCACCAAUCCCACCUUGCAGAUGUUUGGUGCUAGAAGGGAAAUUUUCCAGGGUGUGACUCUUCUAUUCAUUUGCACCCUAGGGGGAUUUCCUUUUAAAAUUUAUGCAAAUCUGAUUUCCUGGAUACUGAGUAUUAAGCAUUAUUGCAAAAUGAGCUUCCUUUACUAUUAGUUCUGUUUUUGUUUUUUCACCUUUGCUUGCCUGGUGUCUGUUACCAUCCCCCUGCUGCCAUCUACCCUUCAACUGUCUUCUAAAUCUAUCCCCAGUGGGUAGUGGGAUGGGCCAUUUGAACCUUUGACCCUCCAGAUGUUGGACUACAACUCCCAUAAUCCCUCACCAUUGGUCAUGCUGGUUGUAUGUGAUGGGAGCUGGCCUCCCAGCCACAUCUGGACAGCCAAAGAUUCCCUGUUCCAAGUGAUGGUACCAUAGCUCAGUGGUGGGAUACAUGUUUUGUUUGCAUGCAUAACUCUUGGGUUCAAUCUUUGGCAUCUCCAGUUGAAAGGAUCAGGUGGCAGAUGAUGGGAAUGGCCUCUCUCUCUGCCUCUGCCUGAGACCCUGGAGAGCCACAAGCAGUGGGAACAGACAAUAUUGCACUAACGUAGAAGGACCAAUAGUCCAGUGUAGUACAGUAUCUGCUGUUGCUUACACAACCCCACUUCGGUGAGUGCCAAUAUUAUCUUUUACACUGGGUUAUCCAGUGCUAGUCCGACUCAGAGGAGACCUGUUGGAAAUUAAUAAAGCCAAGUUAUUAAUGUCCAUUAACUUAGAACAACCCACUGUUUCCUAAAACUGCCAGAGCAAGAUUCCCUCUUCAGUAAAACCUGAACUACAAGACAAGGAUUGAUUCUCAAAAUGGUGAAGAAGUUUAGGUCACAAGCUUUUUCACUUCCUUCUUUUUCAUAGAAUUGUAGAGUUGGAAGGGACCCCAAGGGUCAUCCAGUCUAACCCCCUGCAGUGCAGGGAUCACAGCUAAGGAAUCCUUGACUGAUGGCCAUCCAAGCUCUGCUUAAAAAUCUCCAGUGAGGGAGAGUCCACCACUUUCCGAGGUAGUCUCCCCUGACCUUUCUUUAGCUUGUAAAUGGCUUCUCAUACUCAGCUUCAAUGUGUAAUUGUGCUUUCUUUCCAACUAUUUGAUGUUAACCCAUGGGUGCAUUUCAGGUAUUCUGUGUCUUCUGUGGUCUUACGUUGGGGUUACCGUGCAGAUGUUUGAUAAACGUUUUGUGAAUAUGCUUCUUUUCAGGAAUCCUCACAUUGUGUUGAACAUCGAUCUUGCUCCUACAAUUCUAGACAUUGCUGGCCUGGACAUUCCACCUGACAUGGAUGGGAAAUCCAUUCUAAAGCUGCUGGAUUCUGAAAGACCGGUCAAUAGGUAAGGAUGGGAAAUGCAUUAAACAGAGCCCAACAUUUCCUGCAGAUCGCCAAGUACUUUAAGCAAUUGUGAUUAAACAAUCUGUCUGCAAUAGGUCUGUGAGUCAGUGGUACUUUUCUAUCCCAUUCUGUGGAACUUACACAGGCCUUGCCGUAGUGAACAAAAAAAGUUGCCGUAUCAUCUCAUAGCUGAGGCUGAAAAUGCAUGUUUGCCAUUUGCUUUCUAAUCACACAUCUUCAAGGGAGAAGCCAAAUCCUGUCCCCAGAUCUAGUUCGACUUUCAAAUUAAGUUUGUUUUUUUCCAGAUUCCAUUUGAAAAAGAAGAUGAAGGUCUGGAGGGACUCCUUCUUGGUGGAAAGAGGGUAAGUGAUAGGUGGUGAUUGUGUUUUAUUCUGGAGAGUUCUGACCUCCUAAAGCAGGCUUCCUCAACUUCGGCCCUCCAGAUGUUUUGAGACUACAAUUCCCAUCAUCCCUGACCACUGGUCCUGCUAGCUAGGGAUCAUGGGAGUUGUAGGCCAAAAACAUCUGGAGGGCCAAGGUUGAGGAAGCCUGUCUUAAAGGAAUCAUUGCAGCAAAAGAAGAGUUAUACCUGUACAACUUUCCUUGGCAAGAUCAUUAAUUAGUCUUUUGCAUUUGGCAUUUGUGAAAUUACUUAAUUCAUCAAAAAGGCAAAGUCGUAUUAGUAGUUUCAAUGUUUUGUUGUUGGCAUUUUUCAUUUUCAUUGGAACUGCUGUAAAAUCUAUGAGAGACACAUGAAAUAGGCAGUCUACUUUCCUACUUAAUGAAAAUGCAUUUUUUAAUUAUUUCUUGCCUAUAUAUCCUGCCUUUUUUCCAAGGAGCUUAAAGCAGAGAACAUGAUGUCCCAGCUAUCCAUUUUAAUCUUGCAAAUACCCUGUGUGAUUGGUAAAGCUUCAGAGAGUGUGACUGGUCACCCAGUAAGCUUCUUUGGAUCAUAUCCUAUACUGUCCUGUGCACGGGCAUACUGUGGGGGGAACGGGGGGCCAUGGUCCCAGGAACACAAUUUUGAGGGGGUGUGAACUAGGCACCCCCAAACAGGCGCCAGCUUCCAUGGAGAUCCCCGUCCUGCCCAGACGUAUCCUGGUGGGCCCAACUCCUGGCUCCCCAUCCUUCGCUGCCUGGGGUCUCUGGGCCCUGGAAACCUACCUGGCCUUGCUACCAUGUCCUUGGCCCUCCUCACUGAAUGGCCAUGUGGCUAGCGCUCAAUCGCUCCUCACUCGUUACUCCAUGAAAUAUGGUAGAGAUGGCACUCACUCUUCAUGAACAAAGAUUAUGUGAACAACUUCUUGGAUGAGGAUGCAGCCUUUACAGAGCUGUGCAUGUUCUUCCCUUUUCAGGAAACUGUUACACAAGAGAGAGAAUGAGAAAAUGGAUGCUCAAGAAGAAAAUUUCCUGCCCAAGUACCAACGGGUGAAAGACCUCUGCCAGCGAGCUGAGUAUCAAAGUGCUUGUGAACAGCUUGGGCAGGUGAGCAUCUGCACCACAAGUCUAAGGCAUAGCAAGGAUUUAGGAGGUUCCUUUACUUUGUUAUCCAUCUUACAACAGAUGGACUGAAUAUUUUAGAGCUAGCUUUCCUUUCUGUUACUCUUCCAGCAGUAGAAGAAAAUGUAUCUGCAGGGCAAGAGGCCAAGAUUUUCCCUGGAAUCUUAGUCAAACAAGGAGAAACUUUUCAGAGCUGAAUUACGUCUCUAUUUCAGUUCCUUCUCAAAUUCAGCUUAGUGGACCUUCAUGUUCUCUUCCUUUUUCAUAUUAAUAUUCAUUUCCUUUUUUAAAAGUCCAGAUGUACAGAAAAGGGUCAGUAAAUGAAGUUAUUGCUGUAUGGCUUUGGUACAAGCUCUUUGGUACAAGGCUAUUCAAGAUUACUUACGGUAAACAGCCUUCCAUCCAAGCAUUGCACAUGUCACCUUGCCUGUUCCCUUUCUUUUUCUUUUAAGGAUAAUACAAUUUUUAUCUGAUGUCUGUGGAUAGUGAGUAAAAAUAACCCUACUGCUGGCAAAGAGGGAAAUGAUAAAAAAUGCUGUCAUCUAUGUAUUAGUCGUCAAGGAAUAGAAGGAUUGUUUUAAGGCUUUUCAGUGUGAAUUGAUUUGGGCAGUUCAGCACGAGAUGGAAUUGAGCAACAAAGACAUCAACAGAACCUGCAGCAAUCAAGUUGAUUAGAGUCAGAGCUGAUUUUCAAAUAGUCACCCUCCCCAUCAUAUAUCAAGCCCCUCUUCUACACCUGUUGCUCUAUCUAGGCAAAAAAACAAGUCUCUUUGUGGGGUGUGGAGAAUGUGUCUGAAAGAUAAAACUGCUCUUACAUCUCUGUAUUGCUAACCUUUUAUGGUGGGGUUUUUAUAUACUGUAGCUCACCCAAAAAAUCAUUAUUAUUUUUUCACAUUGCUUAGUUUCACAAAGAUAUGCAUAUCUAUAUGAUCUGUGUAGCUAUGCAUCAGAAUGUAGGGAGCUUCCUUUAUACGGAAUAAGAUAUUUGGUCUUGACUAACCCUAUCUGCCCGUUCAGUAAGCCCAUAUAGAUCAGGCGUAGCAGCACUCCCAAUUCAUGGGCAUCAGACAUCUGUAAAGGGCACCCAUGCAUAAAGCUGUUUCUUGAUUGUGUGGUUCCCAGUUGUACAUGCAACACCUACAGACAGUUCCCAAACACGUGCAUAGAGCCAUCCAUGCAAGGACUCUUUAUAGACAUCUGGAUGAAUGCAUAUCAGCUGGAGGUAGAACUUGCCAUGCCAGAUCCACCUGCAUUCCAUACCCAUGGAUACUGUACAUCUGGGUAGCUGUUGCCUAUGAACUUUCCUCCAGGGAUUCCCACCACUACUUAAAUCCAAAUGCAGCUACAGGAGGCUAUAAUCUAGAGGGGCAGGCCAGUGCUAGGUGGAAAGGCUCUUAAAUCCUUUUCUCCUCCAGCAGUUAUUCUAAUCAUAACCACCACGACCCCACAGCUUUCCCAUGUUAAGGGGUAGGUUGGAGGAGGGAAGAAACACAGUUACCUGAAAAACAGCUGGUGCUGAGCAGAAAAAUCAGUAGAGGGGGGGAAAAGAGCAGUUCUCUCUCACUUCACCAUGCAGGUGUUUUGCUCAGAAUUGCAGUCUCCUGUGACUGCUUUUGAUUUAAAAUAACAACAACACCCACCCACCCCUAGACAAGCAAACCUUGAGGUGUAAUGUACAUGCAAUUGUCUUGUCUAGCUUUAUCCUGACUGGCAACAGCGCUCUAAAGCCUUAGGAACAAGAUCUUUCUCAGCCCUGCAUCCUGAAACAGACACUUCUGUCUGCUUAGUAAGCUCUUUUAAGAGCCAGUUACGGUAACAUCUCUCAUCCGUACAGCAUUCCCAGAAGCGGUAGUGUAGCAUCAUCAUAACAGUUGAGUGAAAACUCUGUUCCAAUAAUUUUGCAAAGUUUGUACAGAUUUUGUUCCUGUGGUUUCAUCCACUUGACUGGAAGGCUUUCAGGGUGAAUUCAUUCUUGUAUUGAAUUUGGAUGAUGGUCAGUUUAUUGGCCACUUGACGCUUAAGGGGUCUCUAAGCAACCUACACAAUUUUAAGAGCAUAAAGCAUAGAAUAGAUUUUUAAAAACACAUUACCAUGCAAUAAGCCCAUAAAACUUAUAAAAGAGCAGCAAAAGCAUAUAACCAAUAAACAGCAAAGUAAUCAUAAGCUAUCAAAUGCCUGGGAGAUAAUAUAGGUUUCUACUUGGUGCCAAAAGGAUGUUAAUGAUGGCACCAGGCAGACCUCACAGUCUGAGAACACCCUCUCCCUCAUUUCCACCCUCCAGCUUUUUCCCUCAGAAGGGGCACCUGGGGGCAGGGCCUCUGGUGAAGACCAAAGGGUCUGAGUAAGCUCAUAUUGGGGUCAUGGGACUUUCUGGGUCAAAACCAGCACGUUGAACUGAGCUUUAUACUUAUUGUCAUUUUAAUAAAUCAGGCAGGCACUGCAUAGGAAGGAUGAAAUGACUUGAAAAUGUGUAACUCCUGUAUAAGAUCUCAAGAACAGUUUCACUGUGUCAGAUGAACAGUUGUUUUACGUCCAUACUCCAGUCUUUGACACCUCUCUGUCUUUGGCAUUCUGCAAACUUUGUGAAAGCUUCCAUAACCGUUUUUGAACACCUCUACCUCACUGCUGGUCUACAAAUGCUUCUUUGUACGACAGAAACUUCUACAUCUUCCAUUGUCUGUCAAGCACUAAAGAACACUUUCCAAUGAGAUAGGUACCUGCUGGUGAUAAGUGGCAGAUAACCAACAGAGUUCCAUCCUUGAAAACGUGUGAACUCCACCUAUAAGACUCUUCAUUUUAAACAACUAAUUAACGAUCUGAUUUUAAAGUCUGGUAUGAGACUGGGGAUCACAUUUCUAGAGUAUACUUUCGUAACUGUUCCUGAUUGUUCCUGUGACUGAUUGAAGCUAAUAUUUGAAGCUGCCCCUUGAUAUACCAUUGAAGAAUCCCUGAAGCUCACCUUAUGCUUCCCUGAAACUUGCUUGCAGCUGUGGAUAGAUUCAGGCAGCAACUCACUUCCUCCACCACAAAGUGUUUUUUUACAAGGUGCUAAGCAUAUUCCGAGUAGUAUAAAGAGAGCAGCGUCUCUCCCCCCACUCUCCCCGGAGGGAGAGAGUAGGAUCAAAAUUGCCCUUGAGGAUGAGUGGCUUACACGAAACACUCUGGUUAUUUCUUAAGUGAUUCCCCACCGCCCCUGUUCCUCAAAUAAAUUAUUCACUGCACUUUGGAGGUUUGUCUUUUGGGUUAGUUUUUCAAAACACUUUUGAAAAGGGAAAAAAAGAAUAGUGGCAACUUAAAGCCAACAAGUUCAUUGUGGCAGAAGCUUAUCAGUACUAGAGUCCAUUUUGUGAAACACAUUAAGUGCUGUCUUCAGCUGCAAGGCUUACAUACGUGAUAAAGGACACGUUCGUACUCAUAAGUGCAUUCAAGCACAGAGAAGGAGAAUUGUAAAUCUGAGGUGCAAGAGGUUAAAUAUGUGACAUUUUUAUGCUGAAUAGCGUACAACUCCAGGCCUUUGCUGUGUUAAGAACAUAAGAAGGGGUACUGGAUCAGACCAAUGACCCAUCUGGACCAGCGGCCUGUUGCAUGCCAAAGUGGCAUGAAACUGCCCCUCCACCUGAGAUCAAAGGACCACACAUGACAACAUUCUUUUGCACUGAAUUUGACCCCAACUUUAUUGAUUACAGAUGUAAAGGGAUGAGGAUUAGGCAUUGGGCAUAUCCUAUAUCAACCAGCCCGCUUGCUAGAUGUUUUCUAGGGGUCAAUCCAGAGUUGGGGAAGCCCUAUAACAUACAUCAAGUUAGGUGUCUUCUUGCCUGCAUUGAGUGCUAUAGCUUUAGUCUCUGCCUGGGCAUCUGGACAGAAGCACUUCUUCCUUGAUCCCUUUAAUGGGAUACCCCGUUUCCCCAGAGGGGCAGGCAGAAACUUGCAACCUCUCCUCCUACCAUGACUAAAGGCUUUACCCAAUGCCUAACCCACCAAAGUUGUGACGAUUGCUAUGAGGAAGACAAAACCUUCAGAUGAAGCCAAUUAGGCUGAUUGGAAAAUUCUCCCAGGGCCCUGAAUAUGGUGGCCAAGAUCAUCCAUACCAAGCGACUACCCCCAGAACGGGUAGGCACAAGCUGAACCCACGGUGGGGGGCGGGAGGGAGAGAAUGGGAGAAACGGAAAAUAACUGUGGUGCCAGUAAAUGGGCAAGCUGUACUUUUUAUUUCUGGGGAGGGGACCAGAGCAAAGUCCUCCUUUGGACCCAGUCCAUGUGGUGUUCCAUGUGUUUAAAUUUAGGCUGGCUAUGCUGAUUAACAAAGCAAUGACAAACCUAGAUAGCAUCUUAAAAAGGAGAGAGAUCACCUUGCCAACAAAGGUCUGUAUAGUUAAAGCUAUGGUUUUCCCAGUAGUGAUGUAUGGAAGUGAGAGCUGGACCAUAAAGAAGGCUGAUUGCAGAAGAAUUGAUGCUUUUGAAUUAUGGUGCUGGAGGAGACUCUUGAGAGUCCCAUGGACUGCAAGAAGAUCAAACGCAUCCAUUCUUAAGGAAAUCAGCCCUGAGUGCUCACUGGAAGGACAGAUCCUGAAGCUGAGGCUACAAUACUUUGGCCACCUCAUGAGAAGAGAAGACUCCCUGGAAAAGACUGUGAUGUUGGGAAAGAUUGAGGUCACAAGGAGAAGGGAACGACAGAGGACAAGAUGGUCGGAUAGUGUUCUUGAAGCUACCAGCAUGAGUUUGACCAAACUGCGGAAGGCAGUGGAAGACAGGAGUGCCUGGCGUGCUCUGGUCCAUGGGGUCACGAAGAGUCGGACACGACUAAAUGACUAAGCAAAAGCAUACUGAUUAACAGCACAAUCCCGUGCAUGUAUGCUCACGAAAAAGCCCUACUGAGUUCAGUGGGACUUACUUCUGGAUAAAUGUGUUUAGGAUUGUAUUCUUUGUUUCUGUGCCUUUUCAUUGAUGUAACAGUGUUCUAAGAUUAAGACUGUGUGUCGAGUUACCGAAACAAGCAAACUGCAUCCAGUAAUAGAAAAAUCCUUCCAGGAAGGUCACAGCUAUUUAUCCCUGAUUGGAGCCCCGAGUAAUGAGUUUGAGUUAACAUCUGUAAUUGCUGCAGUUGCAGGAAAGCUGUGAAGGGCAGCAAUGCAAAGCCACUUGGCGUGGAGGCAGGGGAUUUGGAAGGAGGUCAAGGCUUUUCAACAGAAAUACAAAAUCUGGUGUGUGUCUGGCAAUGGGGGCUAUGCAAAUAUUAAAGGAGCAGGACUCACUAAGGAAAUUAGGUGACGUAAUGGCAUGUGAGCUUAUGGGAAAAGGAGGAUUUCUUCCUACGAUACUCUGACAUUGGUAGUUUAUGCAAACUUUAACUAAACAUGGGCAUCCACACUUAAAUGGAAGGUAUGAAUUGCAAUAUUAAAUCACAAAACUAGUAUCUUCCUACGCAAGACAGUUUUCAGAUAUUUGUAGAAAUGUUUUGGCAAAAUACACAUAAUAUUCUUCAGACAUGUAAACCAGGAUCACUUAAGUCAAGCCUAACUGUUCAUAUUGUCAAAAUCGAAUUUUGGUCCUCUUUAAGUUCUCUUGACCUUUUGUCAUAAUAUUAUGGCCAGUGCCACAUUCUUUCCAGAAAGAAAACAAAAUUAAUACCAUAUGCCAUUGAAGUCUGAAACAGUAUUGGUUUUUAAAAGAAGAGUUAAAAUAGCAUGCAAACUCUGGCUAAAUAUGUUUGCCUAGUAGCCAGCUGUUGCUUCCUCCCAUUUUGGGGCAAAUUCUGGCUGCCGUUACUAGAAUAAAGACUGAGUGCUAUUUGGGAUUUUAGACCACAAACUUCCAUAUACUCAUCUGUAUAAGUCAGUGAUGUGAGGGAUGACAUUAAUAACACUUUCUUAGAAAUAGUUUUAUUGGGGGGUGUUAGCAACAGCUGCAAUUUCCUGCAGUUCGCUGGACUCUCUUCAGCUAUUAAUAUUAUCAUGCUGCAUCUGUCGAGUUGCUUUAAUGAAUGUGUUAUUGGAAUGAAGUGGAGGUGUUAGAAGCUUACAUGCACUUACAGAGGAACAUAGUUGCUUACAGCUAAUAACAGUGAGGCAUUCCUACAAAAGGCCAAAUUCCCUUUUAAUUGCAUUUAAAUAAACCUUACUUGCAUUAAGAAUUUAGCAGAGCUGAGCAAAGGAAUUGGUUUAAUCAGUGGAAGAAACUGACUGACAUAUCCCAGUGUAUUAUCUGCAGCCUCCAGGCCUAUCCCUUUACCCUUGCCAAGAACUGAUUGACUGCUUCCUUCUUAAGUUAUGCCCUCCUGACUGCUGAAGGUGUCAGAGUGUGAAUAUAGGGCCUGUUUGAUGUCACCAGAUGACCAAAGUAAUAUACCAGUUUUGUGAUUUUCCUCUACUAUAUAGGAAUUCUUCAUGCAUGACACAGCAAAAAUGACUGAGACCUUUGACUUGCAUACUUUAUAGGGUAAUAUAGUAGGAAUUUACUGGGGCUCUCACGCAGGUGACAAAACUGACACAGUGUGUAAAAUACUUCAAGAAGGGCCAUAGCUAUUUUGCAUGUAUUAAUUGGCACUUUGGGGAGAGGCAUGUGGCACAAGAUCAGUACUGCACUGUUCCUAUUCAGAAAUUGAUACCAUCACACUAGGGGCCGUUUGAAAAAUCUCUAUGAUUGCAGAAACGAUUUAGACUUUCUUCCUUGAUUCUGAUCGAUUUUUCUGGGUUGGUUCAUAUGGGGGUUCAUAAGCUGUUUAAAAGGCUUUAUAGGUCAAAACCAGCAAUUUGAAUUGGUGGCAUAUUGAUUAUAAUGGGGCAUAGACAGGCAAACUAAGGCCCGGGGGCCGGAUCCAGCCCAAUCGCCUUCUAAAUCCGGCCCGCGAAUCAGCGUGUUUUUACAUGCGUAGAAUGUGUGCUUUUAUUUAAAAUGCAUCUCUGGGUUAUUUGUGGGGCAUAGGAAUUCAUUCUUUUUUCUUUCAAAAUAUAGUCUGCCCCCCCCCCAAGGUCUGAGGGACAGUGGACCGGCCCCCUGCUGAAAAAGUUUGCUGACCCCUGUAAUAGGGAGUGCCAGCCUAAUACAUUUUGCUGUCUGAGGCAACAGCAAAGAUGAUGUCCCCCGUUUUGUGUACAGAAGCUGACCGGACAGGCUGCUUAAUUUUGCCUCAGCACUAGUGAUGAGACAACAUCCUCACUGCAGCUGAGGCAGAUGGCUAGUGAAGGGAGUGUAGGACAGGCCAUGUAGGAGGAACAGCUCUGCCUUUCAGUGGAGGGGAAUGGCCAGGGAGGUAAUGCUACCACCCAACUGUGUCUGCUGCCUGAGGCGUUUGCCUCACUCUGCCUAAUGGUAGGGCUGGCUCUGCUCAAAGGGCCUAUUCUCCAUACCCUUGACUGUCUUUUCCUGUUCUCCUUUGAAUCCAUUCCAAAUGACAAUGGCUUCACUUGUCUCCUUCAAGUAUGGUUUGCCCAGACCCAAGGACACAGUGUUCCAUAUGUGGCUGAACUAGUGCAGAACAAAGUGAAACUUAACUCUUCUUGUGAACUGGAAACUGUGGUUCAGUUAAUGCUGCCUAAAGAUUGCAUUAGUUGCACGAACUCUCAGACAUUGCUGCAGAAAAGCACUCCAGAAGAUCUUUUUUUUAAAAGAGAGUGGGGAAAAGAAAAGCAGAACAAGUUAGUUUUAAAUAACUCAGAUUUAAAAUGCUUACAUUAGUGUAAGUGUAGAGCAUUAGGAAGGAUAUGCCCUCAGUGGUAUAACAAGAACUACCCAAGCAGGUGUUUGCACCAGUAACACAACCAUUUUGCAGCCAGUAGUGACUGGAGGUAACCGGUUUCAGCAAGAACUGGUAGCAGAAAAUACAUAUUUAUUCUUUGCAACUAAAAGGUAGCAGGGAAAAGCUGUUGCCAAAAAAUAAAAUAAAAAAUGUUUUGCUUUAAUUAAAGAAAUCGUAUGCAGUCUCACUUUAGCUCAAAGCCAUGACCAGCUGUAAACAGUUGCUUCAAGUAAGAGCUGUGUCCCUGUCUUCGGAAAACAAGAACAAGAAGUUUGGAAAAUCCUUCCCAAUGGUACAGAGUCAUAAAUCCAGAAAUUUAUAACAGAAUAAUUGGGAUCCAGAGGGUAAUAUUUUUAGACUACAGCAUAACUUGGAACACCAGCAGAGACAGCCUUUAAUAUUUAAAACUGAAAUAUGUCUGUUUUAUUGCAUAUUUAGUUUAUUGAAUCCAAUCACAAGAUAUUUGCGCCUCCCCCCCCCCAACAAAUCAUCUUCAGAGGUUAAAUAGCAACAGACUUGGAUGAAAGAAAAAAGCACAGACAUGGUCAUUAUUGCCCUUCCCAUCAAGAUUUUCCCCUGAUUCUACUCAGUAGUUGUACAUUUGAUGUGUAUCACCUACAGACAAUCUUUUCUUCAGGAAGCAAGAUGGAUCUGCAACAAAAAGUUGCAGUUAAGAGAGUGCCUGUGUUUCAGUCAGUUGUUUUUGCCCUCCUUCAUCCACCAUGAUAUUCCAUUCCCCACACCCACCCAAUUUUCUCCCUGCCCCGCCUCCAACACAUACACACGAACCAAUCAGCAUUCUGCAUCCACUGAUACUUAUGUGAAUUCUGUUUGUGUAUCUGUGCCUUCAGUGCUAGGUCCAUGUUGCCUUUGUGAGUGUAAGACUUUACUUCUGUUACUUCUUUGCCCUUGAAGACAGUUCACAGACUGCUACUGAUGCAGAAUGAAGACACUAGCUUGUUUUAAAGAGAUGGACCAUCAGGCGCCAGUUAUAUAGGGGUUUAGAGUGCGAGUUCAUAGUGGUUCAUUGUAGCUUCUUGGCCACAAACUAAGGAGCUGGUCUUGUCUAUAAAAACCUAGAUUAUAUGGAAGCUAGGUACUUUAGAAACAACCUCCAUCUCCUUGUCUUAUAUUUGAAAACAAUAUUGGCCUUAUUUAUCUUGUUCGUCUUGUUUAAUGUUCAGUAGCAGCAUUAUCUUAAAAGCUUUUAAUAUUACAAAUAGAAUUUGUUGCUCUACUUAAAAACAACACUACCACCACAAUCCAGUCUGUUUCCAUACUUGUUGAACCUGGCUUCAUUUCACAUCAUGCUUUAAAUUUAUUUCCACUCUGUAUUGCCUCCGUCACAAUUAGCUGGAAUAGUUGUUAACAAUCCUUUUGAACUUGUACUGAUAAUAAUCAAUUUCAGGCAGAGAUGCUCAUUAAAGUUUGUGAUUUCACUGUUCAUGUAACUUCUCAGUUGAAAAUAUUGGAUGUUGCAAAUUCUGACCAUUGAAGUCCCUCUUAAAUUCAUUAAAUCUCAUAGAGCGUCAAUGUUUUAAAGCACCUUAGCAGUCUUAACCACUUCAUACCGAAAAUUUCAGAUUACUUUGCUAUGUUUAAUAUUUCAUUUUAACUAAAAAACCCAUUGCAGAUAUUGAUGGAUUUAAGUAUCUUUUAAGCAUAUCCCAAGUUUUCAUAGCAGCUGAAAUGGGGAGAUUUUCACUUCUCCUUCAUAUCACCAAGGCAUAGGAAUAUGAGCUAUCAACAACUGUCUUGAUUGAGGAAGGGGGACUUCAACAAAAUAAUAAUGUCUACUGAAAAGUAUUUCCUACCGAGUUCAGUAGACUUUACUCUCAGAAAAGUAGAUACAGAGUUUCACACUAAGGCAUCAAACCAGAACACACUUACUAGGAAGUCAGGCCCGUAAAUACAGUGGAUGUUGCUUUUGAGUAAACAUGCAUAAUAUUGCACAAGACAAUAUUCAGUGUUGCAUUUUGAUGAGUUGGUUAAACCUGGACAUGCAACAUUAUUUUUAGUCUUUGGAAAAUUGAUAAAAUGUCCUUUUAUUUAUGUAUAAAAGUCUGGAAAUGUAUACUUCAGGCAUAGGCAACCUUCAGCCCUCCAGAUGUUUUGGACUACAAUGCCCAUCAUCCCUGACCACUGGUCCUGUUAGCUAGGGAUCAUGGGAGUUGUAGGCCAAAACAUCUGGAGGGCCGAGGGUUGCCUAUGCCUGGUAUACUUGAUUCUAACCCAACUAAGCCUCUGGUAAAUGAGCCACCAUAGUCACUGGAGGGCCGUGAAAAUUUGUGUCCCUGGCUUUUUAGACUCAUCUAUCCAUGUACUAUCUGAAAGCCAAGGGGGCGCAUUGGUUGCCAAAUGUGACACACACACCCCGUAGCUCUUCUACACCACUAUCAUGUUUCUGUCGAAUUAACAACAUCUGCUAUGGGACAGAUAAUUGUGAUUUGAUCUUCUGAGAAUACUACCAACCAACUUUGAAUGUCCAAAGUACGUAGAAGAACAUUUGCCUCUAUCAUGCCAUUUUGGGAACAUUUCCCUUCCGUUUCAGAAAUGGCAGUGCAUGGAAGAUGCCAGCGGGAGGCUCAAGCUGCACAAAUGCAAAGGGAUGGCCAGCCUUACCGCUCCAGGAAGCAGCAAAGGUGUCUCCAACCUCAUGCCCAAGUACUACAGCAGGAACAAUGAGGACUGCUACUGCGAGGAGAACGAAUACAAGCUGAGCCCCAUCGGGCGGCGAAAGAAGCUCUUCUCCAAGAAGAGUAAGUAAACGGUCAUGUUUCUUGUCUCUUUGCAUGGUGGAGAAAAACCUGACCCGAAUAAUUAAACUACACACACACACGCAGUCGUAGCUUGGUUUUUGAACAGCUUAGUUCUCGAACGUUUUGGCUCUUAAAUGCCGCAAACCCAGAAGUGACUGUUCCAGUUUGCAAACUAUUUUUGGAAGCCAAAUGUCCAAUGGGGCUUCUGCAGGUUCCGAUUGGCUGCAGGAGCUUCCUGAAGCCAAUCAGAAGCCACACUUUGUUUUCCGAAUGUUUUGGAAGUCAAAUGGACUUCCGGAACGGAUUACGUUCAACUUCCAAGGUACAACUGGGGUGGGGGGUGUAUUCAUUCAAAUCCCAUAUUUUUAAAUAAAGUGCUUAAGGUAGCUUAUGACAUAUUGAAAAAUCAGAAAUGACAUCUCAACAAUAAGAAAUAUUAGAAGUUAAAAUGGAAGAAUACAAGUGCAAAGGAGCUUAAACUUGACUGGCCAAGACCCUGCCCAGAAAGGGAAGGUCUUUGCAAAAUUGCCAAAGGCCAUCAGAACUGGAAGGGGUGGCGAGAUGAGCCUCAUUGAACAGGGAGUUGCACAAUGAAGUGCAGCCACUGAGAAGGCUUCAAUGUCUUUACCAGCUGCACCUGUGCUGCCAAGGAGAACCUACCGUAUUUUUUGCUCUAUAGGACGUACUUUUUCACCUCCAAAAAUUAAGGGGAAAUGUGUGUGCAUCCUAUGGAGCGAAUGCAGGCUCCUUCGCUUCAGCGAUAGCAAUGCGAAGCCUCCGAAGCACAGAGAGAGCACUCCCUCCGCGCUCCGGAGGCUUCGCGUUGCUUUUGCUGCAGCCUGGAGAGCGAGAGGGGUCGGUGCGCCCCGACCCCUCUCACUCUCCAGGCUUCAGGGAUAGCCUCCUGAAGCCUCUGGAACACAGCAGGCUGUCCCGCUGCGCUCUGGAGGCUUUGGGUUCCUUUUGCUGAAGCCGGGAGAGCAAGACACUCCUGGCUUCAGCGAAAGGAACCUGAAGCCUCCGGAGCGCAGUGGGAACUCGCGCUGCACUCCGAAGGCUUCAGGGAUAGCCGCCUGAAGCCUCCGGAACACAGUGGGAGGUCCCGCUGUGCUCCAGAGGCUGAAGCCGGGAGAGCAGGACUGUCCUGGCUUCAGCAGAGAGGGAGAGCUGCGCAGCGCCCCUUCAGCGAAGCGGGAGGAGAAAUGGAAGGGGCUCCGUUCCAGGGAGGGGGAGAUUUUUUUUUUCUUGUUCUCUCCCUCUAAAAGACAGUGCAUCCUAUGGUCGGGUACAUCCUAUAGAGCGAAAAAUACGGUAUUUGGUAGGCAGGCUUGCAUGGAAGGAGAAAGUCCUUUAGGUAUCCUGGCCCAGAAUUGUUCAUGCACUUCAAAUACCUAUGUGAACCUUGCUCAACUUUUAAAACCACAUUUCAAAUUUACAUGUCUGUUAUGUAUAUACUGUGUGUUUAUUUGAAAGUCUUUAGCCCAAACUUCCCAUCAAAUUCAAGACACCUUACAGUAACCAAAACACAGUAUGACAUUCAGAACAAACUAAAGUUAAAAUCCAAUAGGAAAGAAAAGUAUGAUCAGAUAAGUAUGAAAGAGCGUGGGAUAAUUUCCAAGCAUUUGCCAAGCUUUAAAUAAAAUUAAAGAAAACCCCGGAGUUAAUUAGAAGCCCAACGUUACUUCUGGGCUAUGACGAGCACAACUGAGGUCACACCCAAAUGCUUGUUGUGCCUGCUUCAAAAGUAGCAGUACAGCAGCUGGCAGGCUGCACAAAAGCUGACUUGGGGAUCUACUUUGCAGGCUGCACAGGUCAUUCUAGUCCUGUGAGGUCAAGUUCCUUUUGAGCAACAGAAUAAUAGCCUUCCAAGUGCAGCUGCGUAUCAAAGAGGUAAGAAGUGACGGCACCCAAAGCGACAUGUGUAGAAAUGGUUUAUUCCUCUGGUCCUGCUUCCACCAACAUGGAGAUCAUCCUAGCUGUGCCUGGCAGGGCCCAGCUCUCAUUCAGGAAGGUCUGUAGCACAGAGCCUGUUCUUUGUGAAUGGGCUCACUGCACUAUUUAGAAUCGUGCAUGAUCAAGAGCCUUAGAGCAGUUCUCUCUUUCAGAUCUCUUCAACUAAUGGGCAGAAGGCAGGGCUGGCAAGGGACGUGAUGCCAGGGAACUUGUCCCUACUUUCCCCUCUGUGUGCUGAUGGGAGAACAAGCAAGCAGAGAAUGGGUGUUACAGCAUCAUUAAUUACGUUGGGUGGACUUGCUUGUUCUCAAAGCUGCUUGCUUGUAAUAUUCUCUUCUCGGGUUGAGCGACAGGUGCCGCUGUUGACAUUGAACCAGAGUUGCCUCCCAAACAGAAUGACUUUCCUUGUCAAAGCCCAGGUGCUUUUUUGACAUAGCCUAUUCCACAGGCUCUCCUUUUAAACUUGAGUCAGGUUAAUAUCUAUAUUUGAAGUGCAUAGUCUAAUUAUAGAUUAAAAGAGCCAAAACAGCAGCUCAGAAUUAUUAUUCGUCUGUAAAGUUUCCUUCGCCUCGCUCCACAAAUGCAGAGCCUUAAUUAUUCAGCAGAUUAGGCUUUCUCGGUAAUGACCUGGCACAAGCUUCAAACAGGGAGUUUAAAUUGAUUUUCUUCCUUUAUAUUUGCCUUGCAAGCUGAUUAGUAACUGCUAAGCUAAUUUUUAGGUGAAUAAAAUCAUUGGUUCUCAGGUGAAAUCGCCAGCUACUCUUGCUGCUUGGAAUUUGUGGUACUACAGAUAAUCUUUAAAUAAUGCUUGAGCUGUAGUUCAAUUAACUUGUUCUUGAACGAAGACGCCCUGGAACAGUGAGCACAGUUGCAUGGACUCACUAGCGACUUCUGGAGAAUCAUAGAAUCAUAGAGUUGGAAGAGACCACAAGGGCCAUCAAGUCCAACCCCCUGCCAAGCAGGAAAUCAGGAGGCACUUAAUUUGAUCAGGAGGCACUUAAUUUGACAAAGUUAAAUUUAAUCAGGAGGCACUUAAUUUGACAAAGUUAUGCUUAAAGUGGGAGGCAGAGUAUACCUAAAAAGUUACACUUAAGUGGGGCAGAAUAUCAUCACUUAUGGUACUUUACGCAGAUCAAGCAUAGGCAAAUAAUUUAUUGGAACCUUUCCAAAUCCUCACAACACUCUAGUUAACCAUGUGGUUAUCUCAGUUUACAGGUGUCAGAAACCCAAGUGCCUUUCCAAACAAUAUUUCGUUCAUGCAGUAAAUGCACAGUAGUUCAUUGGUUUGUCGUACAACAAGGAGGGUUGAUAUUUUCAGCCCUGAAAGCCUCAUUCGAGAUUGGCCAACUCUUGGAGGGCGACAUGUUAACGGACUGUUGCUGCUCCUUUAGCACACACACAUUUGUCAGAUAUGCACACCACAUAGUCAUACCUGCAGAAACACAGCAGCAGGACAGCAGAGCACCAUGGGACAUGUUUUCAUCUUAUUUUUAAUUGGAUUGUUUUUGCUACCUGGUUGUGGCUGCUUAAGGAGGGCAGGAUAGAAAUUUAAUAACAAGAAUAAUAGUGGCCAGAUUUUAUUUUUAUUUAUUUUUUUAAAAAGCAAACUACUGCCAACAGCAAAUUGUUGUUGUUGUUGUUGUGUUUUUUGGGGGGGGCAGAGGUUUUGUGGGCCACAAACUUUUUGUAGUUCCAGGAAUGUUGGGAUUUUCAUCAGCACCAGGAGAAAGCUUAAACUAGCUUCCGGAGAACAGUCAACACUGCUGACUAUUUGAUUGGGUGGGUGGUUAAUUAAUUAUUGACUAGUGCUUAGUCAAAUUAAUGUGAUUUGGAAUAACAACAUAUGGAAGUAAUUUUUCUUCUUUGGAGGGAACUAUGAUGUUUCAAUAUUUACUGAGAAUAAGUUAUGUUGAAGGCAUGAGGUAUGGCUGACUUGUGCUAAUAUGUUAAUUUUUGCGGUGUGUAGAAGAGCUGUUUUUUAAUUUAGUUUUUUUAAAAUGAAUAAAUAAAUUAUAAUAGUUAUGAAGUGUCCACUGCUUAGUCCAACCUAGUCAUUCAGUGGUAAGAAAUGGGACGGCUCUUCCAUUGUUCAUCAGAUAUUCAAACCUUUCUGCUUUAUGCAGAAAGAAUGUUGUGGGGGAAAUCCUAGGAUAAGGAAACUGUGGGAUUCAUUUCAGUCCCUCUGCUUUUUCCUGAGAGAACCAUCAUUUACCCAUGCUCUGAGAUACAAGCAAUUGGCUUGGCAGGUGCAUUCUAGUAAUCAGGUGUGAAUGAUGAGUACUUAAAGAACAGUUAAUAGCAACCUGAAUGCUGAUCAUGCUUGUGCAAGAUGCAAAGUUUAUCUUUUCCUUAUAAAGCAUUGCCUCCUUUUCCACUGCAAUUAUUGUAAUUAUUCCAGGUGUUGUUCCUGGAAUCUCAUCACACAACACAGAAACAACAGUUCAUCUCCCUGUUUUGCUACUACACUAUUGGCUUGUGAGGGAGUCAGCCUAAUGCAGGUGUGGGGAACCUUUGGCCCUCCAGGUGUUCCUGGAACAUCAGUGCCCAUCAUCCCAUGCCACUUGCCAUGCUUUCUAGAGCUGAUGGAUGUCACAGUUCAGCAACAUCUGGAGAACCAGAGGUUCCCCACAGAUGACCAAAUAACAGUAAAAGACAGAGAAAGAAAGAAAUACAUUGGCUCCUGGAUCUAAAAAGGGACCCAAAAGCCAGUUGGAUUUACCAACUAACCAGUGUGCUGUAGUGGGUAAGAGCAGUAGUCUCAUAAUCUGGGGAACCGGGUUCGCAUCGCUGCUCCUCCACAUGCAGCUGCUGGGUGACCUUGGGCUAGUCACACUUCUCUGAAGUCUCUCAGCCCCACUCACCUCACAGAGUGUUUGUUGUGGGGGAGGAAGGGAAAGGAGAAUGUUAGCCACUUUGAGACUCCUUAGGGUAGUGAUAAAGCAGGAUAUCAAAUCCAAACUACUGCUACUACUACUACUACUACUCUUCUUCUUCUUCUUCUUCUAGCUUAGAUAUAGGCAUUCAUAGCUGUUUGAAGCUGAAAAUGAAGCCAUCAUUUAAAUAUAUAUAUAUUCAAAUACCCUCUCCUCCAUUCAACUUGUACAAAUAUUUACACAUGUAUCUCCCAUUGGUUGUUGGAUGUUUUUUUUUAAAAAAGAACAUUUUGUUCAGUAUUGACAUAUUUGGAAGAAAAGAAAAAUUGGCAGCUCAUGCAUACAGAGAAGAAGGUCAACAACAAAAGGAAGUUGGUUCUUGCUAAGAAAGCCUCCCUUUGUUUCUUAUAACUAUUUGGGUGUAGCUCCUUGGGACUUCCUCUAUGUAUUGAAAAGGAAGGGAGUUCCCACAUUUUAGUCAAAUGUUCCAUAAAUUAGAACCUAUUUCUCCCCCUUGAGCUAUGAUUCACCUGGCUGAACCUCAGGUGGAAAGCCUGAGUCCCAGGUGGUGAAAAAGCUCAAGUGAACUCAUCAGCUCAGUGUGCUGAAAACAGUGCGAAAUGAUGAUUCAGUGUGAGGAGUAAUUAGGACAGGGGUUGAAAUAAUUGCGAUAAUAAGUACUUCAGAUAUAAAUUUGUAUUUAUGUAGCAUUUCUCAUAUACUCCCUUCAGUAGGCCUUGGCAUAAUCCUUAAAGGUAGGUCAGUAUUAUUAUUAUUAUUAGUAGUAGUAGUAGUAGUAGUAGUAGUAGUAAUAUUAUCUCAGUGCUGCUGAUAAAGGGAGGGUGAUGGAGACUGGGAAAGAGUAGCUUGUGCAAAGCCAUCUGGUGAGAGUCAAACAUUACUAAAAAUGAGAGGGGCCAACACUGAAAAGGUAUGUCAAACUUUCCCCUCCACCUUCGUAAUGUCCAAUAUACUGGGUUACUCCAGCCACUCUGAUGUCAUUUUGCUUUGCCUUUCCCCCUAAAACAGGGGUAGGCAACUUAAGGCCUGGGGGCCAGAUGCAGCCCAAUCGCCUUCUCAAUCUGGUCUGUGGACAGUCCAGGAAUCAGUGUGUUUUUACAUGAGGAGAAUGUGUCCUUUUAUUUAAAAUGCAUCUCUGGGUUAUUUGUGGGGCAUAGGAAUUUGAUCAUUUCGCCCCCCAAAAAAUAUAGCGCAGCCCAGCACAUGGUCUGAGGAAUGGUGGACCGGCCCCCUGCUGAAAAAGGUUGCUGAUCCCUGCCCUAAAACAAUGCCAGCAACAGCUAUUGAUCAGGAGUGUGACCACAGCAAACUUCAUGAUACUGACACAGCCCACUGGUUCAUCUUUAUACUGAUUGGCAGCAGGUCUCCAGAAUUUCAAACUGGUUUCUCCCAGCCCUGCCUGGAAAUGCCAGGGAUUGAACCUGGUAUCUUCUGCACGCAAAGCAGAUGGCUCUGCUAUUAAACCACACAACUCUUUUGUUAAGAGAGGUGUAAGCUGACACAGCCGACAGUGAGCUUGCAAGGGUAGCCCAGCAGUAUUCAACCCUGCUGAGGUUUUUUUUUUUUUUUAAUAUUUUAUUAAGGAUUUUCUUGUUUUACAGAAGUGUAGUGCCUCGUAUUUUUUUUUCAUGUAACAUUUUUACAAUUCCGUUUCAUUUGUUGAGGCAUUAGGGGGAGAAGAAAAAAGAAAGAAAAAAGAAAGGGGGGGUGGAGAGAGGGAAGAUGGAUGGGGGUGGGGGCGGUGUUUCUAUUAUGUUUAAUGUAUGUAGAGUUUGGUGUCAGCGUUGCUUGUGUUGUUCACUUGUGUUCCUUUGGUGGUGAGAGAGGUUGGGGUUGGCCUAGGGUGUGAUUGUUUGCUUGUGAUUGGCUGUGGUGAUCUUUGUUUUCGUGUGUGAGUGAGGUGGGUGGGUGUUUUGGAUCAGGUUAGCCAUAUUGAUUUGUAUGCUGUUGGUGGAUUAUUGUCAUUGUCCUGUUGGGCUGUGUAUGUGAUAAAGGGGAGCCAUACACGGGUGAAGGCGUCUUCUUCUGUUUGUCCCUGUGUCAGUUUCAGUUUAUUAGUUAAUUUUUCUAGUAGGGCUGUUUCCCAUACUAUUUGGUACCAUUGGUCCAUGCUUACUCCUGACAGGUCUCUCCAGUGUCUGGUUAUGGUGUUUCUGGCUGCUGAGAGCAGGUGGGUUAUGAGUUCUUUGUGGUGUAAAUGGGCAUUGUUGUCUUGGAAGAUGUUUAGUAGGGCCAAUUCUGGGGUGAUGUCUAUUACUUGCUUAGUUAUUUUACAUAUUUCUUGUAUGGCUGUUGUCCAGAAUAGUUGGAUUUUGGGACACUCCCACCACAUGUGGAGGUAUGUGCCUGUGGAGGUGCACCUGCUGAGUUGAUUGGGCUUUCUGUGCCCAGAGGAAAGAGCUUUUGCAGCCCAGACUAUGCAGAGCUUCACUUAGGAAGUUUGCUUGUCUGAAUGGGAGAGAAAAUACAAGCAGCAGAGGAAUAUUGAAUGAUGGUCCUGGACCUAGAGCUUAAAGAUAGGAAGUUUAAAACCUGCUUGAUUUUUUAGAAUGGAGUUGAAAUCAAGAGAGACCAGGUAGAGAGGAUAAAUGAGAAAACCAUGUUCUUUAACUCAGGUGUGUCUCUGAUUUGUCUCCAUGGGGAAAGUUAAGGAUUCUGUAUCUGAGGAAAUUUUAAGGAAAGGCCACCAGCAACUCCCUAAAGGGUUCUUAAAGAGACAGUUGUUAUUUGGCAUAAGUUGUUGGCAACGGACAUAAUUCUCAUAUCUUCCUUUCAGUAUUCUGGGUGUCUACUGCCACCUCGUGGCUGUAAGUAAAUUAUUAGACAGAAAUUCUUUACAGCAUUAUUUCAUGCAGAGAAACGAAGGCAUGUUUGGCAAAUCCUCACCAUGAUCAACAUAUACGAUACGAUAUCUUUAUUGUCAUUGUCCCAUGCAGAACAAUGAAAUUGAAAAACUACAUAAAACAUUCAAAAACCCCUAAAAACUCUGAAACCCCAUUUUAAAAUACACUAUACUAUAGAGACCCCUUAUGCUGCAUUUAGAACCAGAAUUCCAUUUGCGUAGAAACUGUUUCUCAGUUCUUAUGUCCCCACUGUGGAAGGACAUGUGGAUCCAGAACUGGCCUCCACAGUCACUUACGGGCACACCGUUAAGACCGUGUUCAUGCAAGACAAUCUUAUUCGGCCAUGAUGGAUUGCCAAAGAAGAAGACGCAUAGAAACAUUCUGUUUUUAAAAAUCCACACACACCCAAUAUACUACUGCUUAUGCUGCUGCUGCUGUUCUUCCUGCUGCUGAUACUCAUGUAUAUAACACAAUUUUACAAAGCUCUUGCCCAUCUUUAUUUUUGCUUUCUCAUGGGAACCUACUUAGGGUUUAUUAUUCUCAAAUUGCAGGUGGGAAAUUUGGCGGGCAAGAGGUUUGCUCCUCAGGAUGAUUCCAUAGCAAAGGUGGGACUUAACUGAUUCCAAUACUUUAACUAAUGGACUGAUACUGGUUGUGUAUAAAAAUGCAACCUAGAGGUUUGUCUAAUCCCACACCAGCAGAAAGAUAAUCUCAGCCUGGGAGGUCCAACAGACAUCUUGUGGGCAUCUAGCCCAGGGUUUCCUAAAUUUGGGUCUCCAGCUGUUUUUGGACUAAAAUUCCCAUCAUCCUCGAUCACUGGUUCUGCUAGCUAGGGAUGAUGAGAGUUGUAGUCCAAAAACAGCUGGAGACCCAAGUUUGAGAAACCCUGCUCUUGCCCACUAAAGCAAUUGUCUGGCUUCUGUCAACCCUGUCAAAUGUUAUUGUGGUAGGAGAUAGAUGAGUUUUACUUGUAAGGAAGACAACGUUGUUUGCUGGAGUUGUAAGAUAAGAGAGAUGUUUCCAUAUUUCCAUGUUGAUUUUCAUGUGAUGUCCUGAGCAUACUGAAUGGCAUGUGCCCCAUAAUCUCUAAGACUUCCACAGCAGUGCUGAUUUUAUGAUAAAACCUGACCACAUCUGCAAGGGCUGGUCUCUUACCUCUGGAACCAGACUGCAAUCUGAAGAAUUAGUGUGUUCCCCAGGAUCAGAGAACUUGGCCAUUUCUGACUUAACCUCUGAGUCAGUUUUCCAAACACUUUCCUGCAUGUCAAACCCGCAUAUGCUGUAUUAAGACAGAGAAAGGCAAGCUCUGUUUUGUCCUCCUUUCCACAGAAUACAAGGCAAGCUAUAUUCGGAGUCGCUCAAUUCGUUCGGUGGCUGUUGAGCUUGAUGGAGAGGUGUACAACUUGGAUUUGGAGGAUGGCUACCAGCCUGUCUUACCCAGAAAUAUCACAGCUAAGAACAAAUAUGAUAAAGAUGCUGAAGGAGAAGACGAUGAUAAGGAUGUGGAGGAAUACAGUGGAACAGGCAGCAUUUUGGAGAAUGCAGCCCCUAACUUAAUAAAAGUGACACAUAGGUAAGUCCUACUGAAGCAUAGUUGAAAUUACCAUUACAGCAGUAUAUGUGCCACUUUGUAGAGUGGCAAGGCCCCAUCUGCACUGUGCAUUUAAAGCACUAUUAAACCUGUUUAAACAGUCAUGGCUUCUCCUAAAGCAUCCUGUGAAGUGUAGUUUGUUAAGAGUGUAGAGAUUUGUUUUUAAUUAUUUUGGGGAUUUCACCUAUUUUCUUUUUAUUAGUACGCUGCUUGGAGAACAUUUUGAUCAAGUUGUUUAUACAUUUUAUUUUAUUUUUAAAAGUGAAAUGCAAAAUACAAGACAGUGGGCAGAAUUCACCUAACCAGGCCCUGAACAAGGUCUUCUGCUUGCACAAUGGGGCUUCCCCCACCCCCCAAAAAAUAGCUAUGGGAGAGUCCCCAGAACAGAAAGCAGGAGGAGAAGGGGGGAUAGUUCCAUCUGGCAAGCUGCAAUGUUUCUGCUGAUGGAACAAAUGAAAGAGCAGGGUGUUAAAUUUUAACCGCUGCUCUAAUCCAAGAGAGUUUAUGGGCAUGUUGAGGACCACAUCUGUCCAAUUUAACUCUCAAAUCAGUUUUCAAGAUGAUUGGGAAAUAUAAGCUACUAUGUAGUGGAAGCUCUAUCACGGACACUGAAAUACUACAAUGUAUGCCCAUUAAGGACAACAUUGUGAAUUCCAAGGGCUAAAAGAAUGGCUUGAUCGCAGCUUCUGUUUCCAAAGUGGGGGAAGGGAUUAUAAAAUAGAUUGCGAUGCUUCUUAACACAUACACAUCUUAACAAUGGUCAAAUGCUGUAUGUCACCUUUGGGGGGCCAUUUUGCACCCCUGUUCAUGCGCUUGAUGCUUUCUUCUAGAGUAAGUAUGUUGCAUAGCUGUCAACCUUCCCUUUUUUUGCGGGAAAUUCCCUUAUUACAUCGCCGCUUCCCGCUGCUAUCCUGGAUUGUUAGAUAUCCCGUAGACUGUCCCCGGGACAGGUGAGGCUGCUGAUCCCUUAUUUUCAAAUCUGAAAGUUGACAGCUAUGGUAUGUUGCCUUUUCCAGUCGUUGCUCUGCUGGCCAGUCCAGUGACCUUUUUUCCCUCUUCCCAGAUGUUACAUCUUAGAGAAUGACACUGUUCAGUGUGACACAGAUCUGUACAAAUCACUGCAAGCUUGGAAGGACCAUAAGCUUCAUAUAGACCAUGAGGUGAGUGGUUUUGACAGCUGCAUAUAUACUGGCACACACGGGAAACGCCACUUGAAUUUGCAUUCCUAGACACUAGCAAAUCUUGAUGCCUUAACAAAACUGGGAGGCUGCAGACCCUUAGCCAGACUUUGCAUAAUAUCUCAGGCAGACUUGCCUGACAAGGUUGUAGGUUCCAGCCCCCGAGAAUCUACCUCUUCUAAAUUGUGUGCUGUCCGCAUUCUUUUUAACAGAGGGUGGCAGCAUGAUCAAAGGUAUCAAGGGGAAGCAGUAACUGGACAGCUGUCAGCUUUUGAGUGAGUGCCGCUUGGUCAGCUGUAAAAUGUUUAGAUGCUGCUGGUCUCUUGAAAUGUUUCGUAGAAUGAGACCAGGUGCUAAGCCUCUUCACUGUGUUAAUUGAUCUGUUUUCUUUUUAAGCAAAUGCAGCAAAUGAAGAUGGAUAGUCUUGACAGUAUAUCCCCCCCCCACACACACUUUCCCAUCAUCUCCAGGUCAGAGUCUGCAGACAGUUUCGCCUUUGAUGGCAGAGACUGGUAGCUCCUUCCUGCCAAAAGAAAUUGUUGCUGCUAUACAGAAAUUCCUUUGAAAUACAGUGGUGCCUCGCAAGACGAAAUUAAUUCGUUCCGCGAGUUUUUUCGUCUUGCGAUUUUUUUCGUCUUGCGAAGCACAGUUUUAAUGGUAUUAACGGUUUUAAGAAAAAGGAAACAAACUCACAAGACGUUUUCAUCUUGCGAAGCAAGCCCAUAGGGAAAUUCGUCUUGCGAAGCAACUCAAAAAACGAAAAACUCUUUCGUCUUGCGCGUUUUUCGUCUUGCGAGGCAUUCGUCUUGCGAGGUACCACUGUAGUGCUACAUUAUAGCUUUUCUCACUGUUUUGUGCAUGGUGGUUUACCAUUUUGUUGAGUGUAUUUUUGUAAAAGGGAUGCACCUAAGGGUUUCCCUUGGUCCAUGGAAGGGCUUUUGAUCUGAAUCGUUGUCGUAGUGAUUUCUGAACAGUAUUGACCGAUAUGCCCAGUGUUAGAAAAUCAAUGACAGCCAUUUUGAAAAUAGAAGUAAUCAACCAUGGAAAAUGAAAAGGAAGGUUGUAUCGUGCUUAGAAAUAGCAGAGACACAUUCAAUAUUAUCAUGCAAAAAUGAGGAAACCCACCUUGUGUUUCUGUUAAAAAUGUUUAGAGAGUAACAUCCCUAUAAUAUAAUCAGCAUAAAUGCCACCCCAAGAGGGUGCAGAAAAAUGGAUGAAUACAUCCUCUUCUUUCUGAUCUCUCCCCUCCUGCAACCUUUGCAUUCAGACUAAAGAUUUAUUCUAAACCAGUGCUGUGUAUUCUGCCUAGCAGUAGCUUUCUAAAAUAUUUCCUAUCCCUGCAGUUUGAUGUGAUUUAAUUGGAGAUCCCACAGUUCAAACAGGGACCUUACGCCCCAAAAUGUGUGCUCUGCCAUGUCUAGAUCCAGUGUGGUGUAGUGGUUAGAGUGUCAGACUAGGACUGGGAGACCAGGGUUCUGGUCCUCACUAAACCAUGAAGCACACUUGAUGACCUUGGGCCAGUCACAGUCUCUCAGCCUAACAUCUGCCUUACAGGGUUGUUGGGAGAAUAAAAUGGAGGGGAAGGCAGAACUAUGUAUGCCACCUUGAGCUCCUUGGAGGAAAGGUGAGAUAUAAAUGUAAUAAAUAACUAAUAAGAACUUGUGUAGCCCCAUCACUCUGUAAUGAGAGACAAGAUACUUUUCUCAUUACAACUUCAGACAUAGGCAUAGCCUCGUGCCUGUUCUUAUCUUUUUAAAACAAGGCAAAGAAAAAACAUGACCAUCAGCCCUUGUCUUUAAAGAGACUCCCAAUCUAUUCCAACAUUUUCAACAAAUUACUGUACGAGCUAGUGUUAGUUUGCCUACUUAGUUCCUGACAUAUUGCAUCUUUUGAGGAUUAGGAAGGUUUCUUGCAAAUAGUAGAAAUGCAGCUCUCCCCUCCGCAGUGCAAUGAUGCAAGUACGAUGAUCUUCCUGAGGGAAAGCAAGUGCCAAUUCAAGCUAAUAGCUAGCUAGAAAUUGCUCUUAUUUCUUCUGCAGUUCCAAAUGUCCGUCACUUAACAGACUGAAGGAUGCAGCUGUCAAGCUUGGCUUCUGGCUAGAGAGGAAAAUUUGGUACAGCAGCUUAAAUCUCUUGGUUUUUCAAAGAGGGGUGAAAGUGCAACAAGAGACUGAGAACCCAUCUGCACUAUACACUUAAAGCAGUAUUGUACUACUUUAAACCAGGCAUGUCCAAAGUCCGUUUCGGGGGCGUAACCCGGUCAGUGUCAGUUAAAAAAAGGUCAACAACGUCAGUCCUAAAAAAAGGUCAACAACUUUGGUCGGCCACCCCUGGCUUUAAACAGUCGUGCCAUCCUGGGAACUGUAGUUUAUUAAGGAUGCGGAGAGCUGUUAGGACUCCUCUGCUCUGCUCACAGAGCUACGAUCCCCAGUGUUUUCUGGGAAGACAGGUUGAGUGUUAAAACUCUCCAAGAACUAUAGCUGUGUGAGAAUAGGGGUCUUCUAACAGGUCUCAGACACCCAUAACAAACCAAAGCUCCCAGGAUUCAUUGGGGAAAGCCAUGUUUGUUUAAAGUGGUACAAUACUGCUUUAAAUGUGUAGCUCUUAUGGGGCCUUAUUGGGGUUGUGUUUAUGAAGAUGUUAAAAGGGUGCGUGUGUGUGUUAUUGACACCAAUUGGGUGAGAGGAUAGUAGAACUCUAACCAAUGCAUCUUACAGCUUUCCCUUGUGUCCUUACUUUCUGCUGUUGCUAGAUUGAAACUCUACAAAAUAAAAUUAAAAACCUAAGGGAGGUGAGAGGUCAUUUGAAGAAGAAGCGACCAGAGGAAUGUGACUGUAACAAGAUAAGGUACUCCUCCACCUAUACUGGAUUCGCAAACCUUAAGAAGUAGUUUCUGGGGUGGGGUGGGGGUGGGGUUAUUAUUAUUAUUAGCUUGGGCAAGUUGGCCAUACAAACUAUGAGGCUGUUGGAAAUUCUUAGCAGUGCAAAGAGAUGCUUUCUCUUGCCUACCACAUUCUUUGGGAUUCCCACAGUAAUGUUUUCCCAACCCAUAUCUUGAGCACCAAUAAUUCUCUAAGGGAAUUAUUACUUGUUUCAUUAUUGCCCUGCUUUGGAAUAUUUAAAGAUGUGGGCCUCGUCGUCAAAACCAGCUGAUGGUAGAGUGGACUUGUGCCUGGACUGUACCACUUCAGCCUACAGCUGGGCAGAAUAUUCCUGUUCCAUAACUAACAGCAGCAAAACCCAUAAAUAAAUAAAUCCCUACAUUUAGAAAACGGGCGUGCCAUUGGCACAGCUAGGAUGGAGCCCUUCUCCGUUACAUUCUCGCUUUUUGUUCAUGGGAAUUGCUAGGAAUGCUUGCCCUGCAGUCCGAAGUAGUAAAACCAAGAAGCAGGUUUCCUUCCUCGUCUGCUGCUUCCGAAAACUAGACCUGAAGUAGCUACAUGGGUUGUGGGUGGGGAGGACCUCUGCUGCUCUAGUGCUUAUGUUAUAUUUCAUUUUUGUUACUGUGUGGAAACAAAAAGUGAGAAACUCUAGAGAGCAAAAAACAUGUUGAAAGGGGCCAGAAACUUUUUAGUACUUCACAUUAUACCCAUCUUGUUCUUAACCAAGAACAAACGUAUGUAGAAAGUACAAAGCCCUCCCUUUCCAUAUUGGCUUUUGGUGGGAAUAGUGUGCCUUGCUGGUUAGCUUAGUUGGUUAGAGAGUGGUGCUGAUGACGCCAUGGUCACAGGUUUGAACCCUGUAUGGGUCCAUAUUCCUGCAUUGCAGGAAGUUGGACUAUUAGAUGAUCCAUGGGGUUCCUUUCAAUUAUUGUGUAUUGUGGGGGGGGGUAGGUUCUCUCUCCUCCUCUGUCUCUUGCCUCUACUUCAAUUCUGCUGUCCUUUUAGUGAACCUUAAUGCCUUUGUUUUAUAUUUUAAUAUUGUUUUUGUCAAGCUUCAUAAGCUGCCUAUAGCUUAUGGGGAAGUGAAAGUAUAAAAGACAUAAACGGAGGAGAGGUCGUCUCUUAGCUAAUUGUACAUCUGGGUUUUUUGUCUUGCAGCUUCCAUACUAAGCACAAAGGCAAACUGAGGCACAAAGGUUCUGGUGUCCACCCUUUCAAGUAAGUGCAAGCAGGCAUCACUAGACGAGUAGCAAAUGUGAAAUGCUCCGAAAUUCAGUUCUGCUGCAGUAGUUCCAAACAAAAAAAUCUAACCAGAAGCAUAAGGAAAUGAUAGGGAUUCAACUCCUGCCUCUAGGACUCACAUGCACAUCUUGGUCACAGUUAACAAUUGGUAAGGGUUGGAGGGCAAGGAUUGUGGGAAGUGGGUGUGCUUCACAUGCAAUGUGGAGACAUUUGGGAUUGCAGCUAUUGGUUGUGCUGUUCCAGCAAAAACAAUCCACUACCUGGAUUUCUGGACUGUGCCAUUUCAGAGUAUAGAGAAAGGUGCACUCUCUUUGAAGGUGCCUUCAUCUGCCUUCCUCUUGACUGUGCCAGACACAGGAAAUGAAUGAAGAGCAUAGCCAUCGUGAUCGGUAGUGACUGAUAGCCUCAUUUCCCAUGAAUUUACUGGUAUAAGUUAUGCAACAAGCUAUCAGUUCACCCUGCACCCUUGUCUCUGUGCUGUAGGAAAGCCCUGCAAGAGAAGGACAAGCUGUGGCUCCUCCGAGAGCAGAGGCGGAAGAAGAAGCUGAGAAAGCUGCUCAAGAGGAUUAAAAACAACGACACGUGCAGUAUGCCCGGCCUGACUUGCUUCACCCAUGACAACCAGCACUGGCAGACUGCCCCCUUGUGGACACGUAAGAUAUUCCCCCGAUACUAACUCAAGGCUGCAUGCACUUCACCAUGACUGUUGAGUUGCCUGCCAAGGCACAAGAGUGCAUUAGCUUAUGCACUCUUCUUCCAAAACAAGCAAGCAUGCAAUUGCGUCCCCCAAAUAGAACUAAAUUUCCUCUGAGAAGUGCUGUCUCCUAUAUCCCUGAGAGACCCAUCAUCACCCUGUGUCUUUAGUGCAGAUUGGAGAGAACGAAACAAACCUGAGGCUGGUUUCCAUGAUGAGAGGCAUUCGUGCUAAUAACUUUCUGAACCCCACCCUUUUUGGAGCUGGGAGGCCUGCCCCUUUUAUCUCAGAGGUGGUGGUGGGGAACUGGCUGCAGAGACUCAGUUGUGAGGGAGAGGCAUCCACAGGGAAGCUCCUUGACAUUACAAUGCCAUCUGCAGUGCUGAUGUUUCAGAGAUAAUACGAGACUGCUAAGCAUGGGAUCCAGAGUGCUAUGCACAGUGUCUCGCAUUCCUUUCAACAGAACAAGAGUGGGAAACCACAGGUUAGGGAUCUGAAUGAACCAUUCAGGUCUAUUGAUGCAGCACUCAGAAUUCUUUCCAGGCCAUGCCCCUGCCAACUGGUUCAUGCCCACCUUGAGUUCUCUGACCAAGCUGGAAUGUGUCAGUAAAUCAUAUUUCCUCUUGCUUGCCUAGAUGGGGAAUGAGGUGUGUGUGUGUGUGUGUGUGUGUGUGUGUGUGUAUGUACGUACAGUGGUACCUCGGGUUAAGUACUUAAUUCGUUCUGGAGGUCAGUUCUUAACCUGAAACUGUUCUUAACCUGAAGCACCACUUUAGCUAAUGGGGCCUCCUGCUGCCGCCGCGCCACCAGAGCAUGAUUUCUGUUCUCAUCCUGAAGCAAAGUUCUUAACCCGAGGUACUAUUUCUGGGUUAGCGGAGUCUGUAACCUGAAGCAUAUGUAACCUGAAGUGUAUGUAACCCGAGGUACCACUGUAUGUAUGUAUGUAGACAGCUGUGAUUUCUGUGUGGGUGAAAUGUAACCCACUGUUCAAAAAGAAGAGUUGCUUCUGCACAGGCUUGUAACCAUCAAAAGGUCACUUACAAGGAAAUGUGGCCUGGAAAAGAUCCCCCAUUUCUGCAAUAUUGGAAGCACCAUUGCAUGUAAAGGGAAUAUACAGAUAGGGCUGCUGUCUUGCUUGAAAUGGGCAGGAGAGCCCAGUGUGGUCAUGCAUUUGUAGGAACUACCUUGAUUUAUGGGUUAUCUCACAACAUACUUUAUUAUAAACUUUCAGCUUUAACUAUUGUUACUGUUGUAUUUGCAGUGGGUCCAUUCUGUGCCUGUACCAGUGCAAACAACAACACAUACUGGUGUAUGAGGACAAUCAAUGAGACUCACAACUUCCUGUUCUGUGAAUUUGCUACCGGCUUCCUUGAAUAUUUUGAUCUCAACACAGAUCCGUACCAGGUAUCCUUUUAUUUUUUUGUAAAGCUAGUAACCAGAGUGGCAGGAUUUGCAGCGGGGAAAACAUUUCUGCAAAUUCAGGCUUGUGCAGAGCUCAGAAUAGAAGCUGAAACUCAUAUUUAACUUAGUUUUCUUGACAAUUGCCUUAAAAGGAACAGCCAUGUUUGUUAUGCAGUAGGCUAGGUAAACGCUUGAGGCCGUGCAUUGGAAAAUAUAUCCACUUUCUAUUUGGAGAUACAUCCCUCCUCUACUCAAGUCCACCCAAGAUGCUCUUAAACAUAAACAAAUAGAACAAAUGGAUGAAUUUUAUUGGGAAUAUAGGUCACAUCCCCAGAGUCAGGCUAUUGAGCAGGCUUCCUCAACCUCAGCCCUCCAGAUGUUUUUGGCCUACAACUCCCAUGAUCCCUAGCUAGCAGGACCAGUGGUCAGGGAUGAUGGGAAUUGUAGUCUCAAAACAUCUGGAGGGCCGAGGUUGAGGAAGCCUGCUAUUGAGCCAUACAGCUCUGUAUUGUCAACAUCAGGGAAAGUGAACCUGCGGCUUUCCAGAUGGUUGUUGGAUACCAACUCUCAUUGACCCCAGGCAACAUAGUAGAGGAUAAAGGGAGUUGUAGUCCAGCAACAUCUGGAGGGCCAUAGGCUCCCCAUCCCUGAUCUACACAGACUGGCAAUGGCAAGCUAGGGUUUUGAACCAGUCUUUUCCAGUCCCUUUAGCAUGUGAAGAAGAGAGAUGUGCUCUGCUAAUGGAUCUAUGACCCUUCCUCUGUUAAGCAACAGUCUACAUUAUCAAAUGCAACUGAUAUAUCUGGUGGUGCAGAUUCUUUUCCAUGAAAGGCCCACAAAACAUUUGCUGUUGGCCAAAAUGCAUGCCUGCAAUGGUGAUGCAUAGUUCAGACUUACGGCUGCAUUUAUUGUGUAUGUAAAGAUCUUCAUUGAUGGCCAAUAGGUUUUUGCUUGUGAAGGUCUGUCUGUAGAGAUACUGUGAAGACUCAAAUAAGGUUGUUUCCUUAUGAGGAAGUGUGGGCCAAGUAGUGUGCACUCCAGUGCAUGUAUCCACUACCAUCUUUGCCUUCCCUUCCUUCCCCCAAAAACCAACUGGGCAGAGGGGGGAGGCAGCUGCAGGAGUUUUUACCAUCGUUCUCCCUCUAUUAUAAUCCCCCUUUUUACAGUUAAUCUGUGGCUGUAGAGUUUUGUAGCCAAUACAUCAAAUUUACUAAUUUAACACAUAACAUAGUCAUUUGCUUGGGAAGGCCAAUUUGGCCUUGGAGGUUGUGAUUGGAGCCUCUACAUGUUGUAAUAUAUGGUAUUUGGUUGCUAAUAAUGUACCUCUUGGUGAGCAUCCAAAAGAUGUUACAAUGUCCUCUGAAUAAAUGGUAUGACUUUAACAAAAACAAAACUUUUUAAUCUGCAGCUAAUUAAUGCAGUGAACACACUAGACAGAGAUGUCCUCAAUCAACUGCACGUGCAGCUUAUGGAACUAAGAAGCUGCAAAGGGUAUAAGCAAUGUAACCCAAGGACUCGGAACAUGGAACUCGGUGAGGGGUCUCUUAUCUUCGCCUUUUUUAGAGUGUUUAAAGUAACUGAGGUGGCACUUUUGAAAAAAAAGACUUGUAGAUGAACCAUUAACUAUAUUAAACAGGAAAACUAGAUGAGGGUAUACUGUAAUCAGAAGUUGAACAUGACCUUAUAGAAGUAUUUUCUGAUAAACAAAAUAAUGAGGUGCACGGAUCACAUGGAUGCACGGAUCACACGGAUCACAUGGUCUCUACCUUCUGCUAAAUUUAUUCUCCUGCAUUGAUACAAUUGCUGGGAAUCAAGAAGUCAUAGUAAGAUUUUGAAAACCAGAGACCAGUUUAAGGGGUACAUAUGCUUUGUUUGUUAACUUUCUAAGUGCAUUUGCAACAGAGAACAGCAGCAAUCGGGGAAAGUGUUGGGGGCUUAACCCAGUGGCCACACGUGUAAGUUUAAUUGUUCCAUUAAUUUGUUUCUGUUCCAAACAACUUGUCUUAACUGACCAGAUGCUGCAAUAGCAGGCAGGCAAUGUAAAUUUAAAACAAGGAGCUUGACUUUUAACCUCUCCUCCAAGGGGAUGGAACCAAAAUCUUCACUCAGAGUGCAGAUCCUUAAAUCUCUCUGCUUGGAAACUUUCACAGACAGCAAUGUGUUUUCUUUUAAUAAGAUGCCUUUCCCCUUUUUAAAUUGUGCCUUACAAUGUUCUUUCCCCCACUCCUGUGGUCAUUGCUGUAUAACCAAUAAUAUAUUCUCCCCCUUCAGGCCUUAAAGAUGGAAGCUAUGAGCAAUACAGGUACUACUAAAAAUAUAAUUAUUUUCUCCCCAGUGAGCAAUAGGUUAUGGGAAGAUAUGGGCAAGAAGACUUAGGCUGUGGGGUUAGAACUAGGAUACUCUCUCUGGGUGGUUCCAGAAGUUUGGGUCCCUCUAGCUAUUUCAUUGGUAGAUAGGUUUCACUUUAUAGCAUAAUUCUACAGUAUAAGAGGGAAGAGGCAACUUGGGUAUGUGUUGUCAAGUUGGGUGAGGGAGACAAAAGACUCUGCUACAGAAGAUCACUGUCAAGGGGUUUGGGCACAGGCCUAAGCAUGCAGCCCCGCUGUACCUACCUUAACUCUUCCCUCCUGUAACAAUACUUGUGUAGCAUAUGAAACAUACUAAAACCCUCACCCCCCCUUCUUCUGUGCUGUAGUGCUGGUGGUUUUCUUGACAUGGUUAACUUUUUUCUCUUUUUGCGGCUCGGACAUAAGGCAAUUUCAACGUCGAAAGUGGCCAGACAUGAAGAAACCAUCUUCCAAGUCACUGUGAGUUGGGAGCCUUGACAUUGCUCUCUCUCUUUUGCAUGCAGUCCAUAUUUGUAGUUUCAUCUAUUCUUGCUCUUAAAUCCUACUCUUCCUAAUGAAACGACUGGGAGAGUGAUGACUCUAACCUCUUUAACUGCAGCCAAUUAAGGUUUAAAUGAGUUUGUGUUGUCCUGCUCUGUAGCAAGGUAGGGUUCAGGCUGGAGGCAAGGCUCAGGUGGUGCUAUAAGAAGGCAGAACUCUAGUAGCUGCUUCAACAACAAAUUGAGACUGAGCCCUGUAAAAUGGCAACAGCUGCACCCCAGUUGAUAGUCCUAUCUGUAGUGCAAGGUGUUUGCUCCAGUAGCCUCAGACUACGACUGCAGAAGUGAGACCAGGGGUGCUCUGUUCAAUGCAGUUCUCAGAGGCCUAGGACAGCCCAGACAAUGACUCAUCUGCUAGAAGCACUAGGAGCUCAUCUUGCAUGCCCUUCUGGUUCAUUGUAGGGGAAUCCAACUCCAGGUUUCUAAAGGGCUAGAGAAGCCUGUCCUCUCCAGAUCUGGUGGACUCCCCUUCCCUCCAGGAGUUAUUGGAACUGUAGUCCAAAACAUUUGGCAGGCGCAGCCUACUUUUAAGGUUGCUAUUGGAUAGAAGUGUAGUACUACAGAGGUAGGCCCUCAUUAUUAUAAGAUAGUAUUUGUUCCUCUGUCAGCUGCACUUGUAGAAUCAACCUUUCUGUGUUGUGCUAAACAAAAGCUGUAGCGCAUGUUGAAAUAUGGUGACUCCAACACUGUUACUUUGAGAAAAAUCUUUGGUAGGAAAGACAGGCAGUCCAUUACACAAUUAGGAGGUCAAAAUCAUUGAGCAGAGAUCACGGCAGUGAUUUCAGAAUUUUGUACAAUGCUUGCAAGAAAUGUGAGGUCAUUUAAAUGACCCACAUACAGUGCAAUGAAAAUAGUGUAGACAUGUAGACACUGAAGAUUCAUCUAAAAGUUCAACUGCUGUUAAGAAAGGUAGUUAGUGAAUGAAUGAAUGAAUGAAUGUAUCCUUUGCUUCUGUGUUGUGGGUGAUGCACAGUGGAAAAGUAUGCCCUUUGCAUGGCUCGGCUGUGAGAACAGAUUGCUUUGCUCUUCAGAGAGUGAAUUAAUUAAAUGUGUGUUCUUUUUCAGAGGACAACUUUGGGAAGGCUGGGAAGGCUAAUUUCCUGCAACUGCUGGACCUCAAUGAGGAUAUAAACUGGCCAGAACUUGAAUCUUUGUACAGACUUAAUGAAAGUGUGUAUGAUUUCAGACUGAAAUAUAACAUUAGCCUGGAGGACUGGAUAAACUUUGAUGCUAAGGUAGAUAGGAUGUUUGCACUGUUAUGCAAUCUAAAUAGACACAGUGACCUUCUGGGGAGUACUUUCAUCCAACAUAUGUAUCCCUUCUUGAAGCCCACUGGUUUACCUGCUUUUGCUUUGGGUUAUACCUCACUUGCUUCACAAGCUAUUUUACUUCCACCGAUCACUGCAGAUACUGUUUCAAGAAAUGGCAGCAGAGAAAAAACAAGGGUGACCCAUUGAGAGACUUGGAAUCCUAAGGGGCAAAACCACACAGACUAUUUCAGUGGAAGCCAAAUAGCCCCUCUGCAACUUCAUCUACAGCUUUAAAUGGCAUUUGAAAGGACAGACAAAUGGAGAAGGAUCUCUUCCCCCACCUACAGAUUAGGCAAGUCAAAAUUAGACACAGUGGUAGAAAAUUGCUACUGAGGCAUGCAGGAUAUCGUGGAUAUUACUGAACAGAUGCACAGACUCGGCACUAACAGUCUUCAGGUGUUUGUCUACCACAGAAGCCAGUUUAGUUCACAGUUCACACAUCUACCUUGGCUCAUGAGGAAACUGAAAUCUUCACUCAGUGAAACCAGCUUUCCAGCAUGGUACUGUAAAUAUUCAGUGUCCUGUUUCAAAAGAAAUCCAAGUUCAGAAGAAUUGUUACUAAAGUGUUGGCAUGCCCCAAUUCCAUUUCUGAAAAGUCACUCCAUUGCAUAAUAAAAAAUUCAGAAUUUAGCCAUUUUUAAAAGCACUGCAAAAUUAAAAGCAGUUUGUGUUAUGUCUUGAAUUUUAACAAAGUUGGAUUUGUAUUAAGUCUUUGUGGUUAUAUUGUAUGUUCAAAAACCAAAAUUACUACUAUAAAAGAAAGCACUUGUUUACUUUU
This is a messenger RNA of Podarcis lilfordi (Lilford's wall lizard), 98791 nucleotides long. The record is from the annotation of a GenBank genome assembly. NCBI's taxonomy places the organism in Eukaryota, Metazoa, Chordata, Lepidosauria, Squamata, Lacertidae.